UGGUGGCAUCCUUCAUCCCUCACUGAUAUGAGUUGAAUUCCAGUCUGUAUCUUAAUUGGCAGAAUUUAAUUAUCAUAAGCUGUCUACACCAAGGGGAGGCUCAAGCCUCAGAAUUGCUCCUGUCAUUAAUAAUUCCUCAGGAUGGCUGAGAGUGGUUUUUUAUUUUUUGUUUUUUUACAGUCUCUGUGGUUUUCUCAUAUCUCAGGGUUGGUUCCUUUAUUGUUAUUUUUUAAUUUCAAAGCCACCAAUUUUCUUUGCUCUAUAAGUAAUGUGGACUUGGAUGCUUGCUUUGUAGCAGUGACAAUCCAUUUCUUAUUUUCACUGCUCCAGUAAAAGUCAGCACACAGCAGAAAAUGAGUUAUGUAAAGUCAUUGGCAGAUGAGGUUUUUUUGUGGAGGAAAAGUCUUGAGUAAAUGUUUCCUGAACAAGACGGGAGAUCAAGAAUGGAAAUGAGUCAUCGCUGGAGUGACAAGCAUUAACUGUAUAGCUCAUGCAAGUCUUAUCUUGGAGUGGCCAUGCCUCGAUCUCGAGCCCAGCUCUGCUCCUGGCUGGUUAUAUGAGUCUGCUCUGCUUACCUAACUUUGUAUCUCUGUUUCCUCGUCUGUACAAUGGGAAUACGAAUUAGUGCCUCACAUGAGUAUUUGUGGAGACUUUGGGUCUCUUUAGGCAGAGAGGAGGAUAUCUUUAGGCAGCUAAGGGUAUUGAGAGAGAAAAGCCAUUAUUUCACCAUGUUGGGUUUGAGAUGAGAUAGUGAAAUUCAUUUUAGUUUUGUCCCAGUCUGGUUGAGCUCCUGUCACAAAAUACUGUUCCCUGAAUAUUUUAAAUAAGAGAAAUUUACUUCUCACAAUUGUGGAGACUGGAAAUCCAAGAUUGAAGUGUCCCCAAGAUAGAUUUUAUCCUGGGAUCUCUGAUCUUAGCGGGUAGAUGGCGGCUACUAUCUUGCUGCCCGUGGUCAUGAGUUGUGUGUGUGAGAGAGGAAAGGGAUAGAUGCCAUCUAAAGUCUUUUCUGAUAAGGGCGCUAUUCCCAUCCCAAGGGCCUCAUCCUCCUGACCUCGUCUAACCCUAAUUUCUUCCCAAAAGCCCUGUCUCCAAAUACCGUCACACUGGGGCUUAGCACUGCAGCAUGGCGACUCGGGAAGGACACUGCGUUUCUAGUUAUGUACCCAGCGUGUCCUCAGGCCUGCUUCAAGGCUUCCACUUCCUUUUCCUCUACGUCCCCAGAAACCCAGCCUGCUUUCCUUCCUACUCAGAACCGCCUCUUCUAUUUUUUGGGCUUCCUUUGGCUUGUCCCCAAAGUAACUCUGAAGUGAGAGAUGAUUCACUUUCUGUGCCCAAACAUCAGUCCACAGACCCAAAAAUCUUCAUACCAGUCACUUUGGGGAAGGAAAGAGAAUGAGAGACAUAGAAAAGUCUAUGCAAAAAGUCACAGCAGUUCUUAAAAUCUUAAGCAGUCCUGUGGUAGACACUGUUUGUGUUUUCUGACCCUGUUUCUCAGAAGCUUCAGUGCCCUGUAGCUGUGAUUUAAUUCUUGAGGUAAAAAUGACCCUCUGGUCCCCUAAUUGUCUAAAUCAUGGCCCUACUGACUGAGCCCCUUUGCCCUGGCCAAGGUCAUCUACGUUCUGUCUUUGUACCGAUUGCUUAAAGGAUGAGGAUGCAGCUCACUGGUGCAGAAAUGGGAAGGGGUGGGUGCCGGCUAAAGUCUCCUCCAAAAUGCAGCUGGAGAGGAGGAGUGAGUGCGGGUGUCCUGCAGCACAGCGGGGUGGCUCUGGCCACAAGGGUUUAUCAUACGUUCAUAGAAUACUAGACAAGAGGAGCUCGAAGUUCCCCAACACAAAGAAAUGGUAAAUGUUUAAGGAGAAACGAAUGCUAAUUACCCUGGUUUGAUCAUUAUAUAGUAUGUGCAAUGCAUCAGAUUAUUACACUGUAAUGCAUAAAGAUAUACAAUGAUGUGUCCAUUAUAGAAAGAAUUUUUAAAAACCAGCUAAAUGAAAUGUAUUUUGUAGGCAAGGUCAGGUAUAGGAUAGUGAACAGAAGGAAAAUAGAAGUGUUCUAUAAACAGUGAAAAAAAAUCCCACCUGACUUUGCUAUGCAAAAUGGUUCAUCAUAAUACAAACACACGUCAUUUAAAUAAUUGCCAUUUAUAGGCUUGAAUCCCUAAGUACUGGGGUGGUUUAUGCACUUCCUUCUGGCAAAUCAGGGGCUUUGAUGAAUUCCUUUGGCAAGGCCACAGGCAAAGCCCCAGUCCUGCUCCCUGACUGCCUCUGCUGACAUCUUCGAGACCCUGGAAAACUUGUCCUUUCAAUGGAUGCGAAUACAAAGACAGCAAAUUACUCAUGAAUCAUUUAAAAUCUGGAAAGUUUUCAUUCUUUUGGAGGAAAGAAUCUAAACAUGUGACAAGCAAAGUUGCUACCUUUAAAUUAUGCUCACACCACUCCCAGGAACGUUUUGUGAUCAACAUAGCCAAGCUGACUAAUUUGGCAGCUAAAUACAAUAUUUAUAUAUAAUUUUUGUUUGUGUUAAUUAAGAAAAUUGCUUCUGAAUCGGAGAAGGUAACGGAUACACUAUAGAAUAUCUUUAUAUGAUAAGAGAUGGAUGAAUUCAUCAUAUAAUUGAAGUUAUUUUAGUAAAAAUGUUCAGUGUUUUACCUCAUAGUACUUUUUCUUCUUAAGUGGAUUCUGAACUUUUAUUACUUAGUUUUGCAAAGAAAAUACUUCCUGGGCUAGAUCAUAACCCAAAGAAGAAAUAUGACCACCUAAGGAUGUUCAACAUAAUAAAUUGUACAUAGGUCCAAAUAGUACUUUAUUUUCUUACAUGCGAAUGAGUCACUACAAAUACACAAGAAGAUUACCAGUAUGCAUAUAUUUGUCUUGCAUAGAUAUUGAUAAAAAAAUUAUGGAAUGAUUCUUGUUGAAUAAAAGUCAACUUUAUUCAGGACCAUCACAAUAGGAGCUUGGGGGAACCUGAGAGGAGUUUGGUUAAUAAGAAAAUCUUCAUCAAUAUAUUAAAAAUAUCCUUUGCCAUGGACAGUAAUGCCCACAGUUUUAACAAUAAGCCCACAUACUGCCUUUCUGUUGUUAAAAUUGUAUACCCUGUUGAACACACAGGAGGAGAUCAGCCUGACGCAUGGUUGGCCUAUUGUAGCUUACACAUCUGUAAUUUGCCACACUUAGCUGGCUACAGUUUCACUGUAACUCAAGUUCCAGGAGAGUAACAGUACAUACAACACCUUCAAAUACCAAAGAAACUGCAUCAGGAAAUUACGCUGUCAACAUUUUGGUCCUUUUUGGCAUCCAUAGUGACUGAAUCUUUUGAAAUCAGAUCGCCACAUUGCACGCUCCCCACACAUCCUGCAUGUUGUAAGCUGAAGGUUUGUGUGCUCAGAAGGCCUGAGCAUUAAGACCCAGAGGCUGGGCUGCCUCUGGAGUAGCUCAGCCAUAGAGCACCUGCCUAGCAGGCCCUGAAUUCCAUCCCUAGCACCAAAACCUCAGUAGCAAUAGUGAAACUCAGGGUCGAAGCCUCUGGGUCUGGCAAAGCUCUCGAGAUAGAGGUCUCUUGGAAGCUCUGCUGUAAGAUCCUAGCAUAAGGAGUCCUCAGGGAGAUGAGCCCUGUGUUCCAGCAGCCCAGGGGCCGUGAGGCAGUUAGCCCAGCUUCGUAGGGGUUCAGGCAACAGCUGCCCUCAGCGUGUCUGGACCCCCACCUGGGAAUGGAGACAGAUGAUUGCAGCUUCUCCAAAACAGGGCAGACAGAGCAUCCCCAAAUAGUCUGCUGCAGUGAUCAUUUCUGAAUUCCUGGGAGACAGAACUGUAUUAUAGGAAAAUGGGACCAACAGGCAUCCACUGUGACAGGACCACUGAGUAAUGCCUUUAUUUCCCCUUAAUAUAAAAUGAGGAGCCACAGGGGUUGAUUUCCUAUGCACUCAGGGUGUGGGGUGGAAAAGCAGGAAAAUCAUCCACUGAGUGCCCACCAUGUACCAGGAUGUCCUUGGCUCGGGGGAUGUCUUGAGAGCCACACUAGACCUGGCUGGUGACCUCAUGGCGUGCACAAUUUAAAGGAAGGGGCAGAGCAUCAAUUCACAAAGUAAAGAUAAGAUCACACCUGUGACAGGGCAGGGCAGAAAAGGAAGAAAGAGAAUGGGAAAGAGAGAGUGAAAGGGGACUUGGCCUUAGUGUCAGGAAGGUCUUUUUAAGGAAGAGAUCUGAGGGAGGGGUAGGAAUGAAGGAAAAGAAUACUCCAUGUGGUAGAAAUAGCAUGUGAAAAGGCCCUGUGGUUGAAGAAACAGGCAUGAGCAGUCUAGGAAAGCAAGAAAGAUCAGUGACUGGAGAGUGGAAAGCUGGAAGAAAUACAGAGAAACAUGUGCCUCCAAUCAGCUACAGGUCAUCAGAGGCUUACCAAGAGCUGUCUGUGUGUAUUCUUGGGAGCAGAUGCUAGGUUACUAUGGAAUGAGGAAUUGGGGUGAAAUAGGAAUUUUUUAAAGAAGUUUGGAAGCAAAGUGGGGAAUAAACUGGGAAAUAGUGGGUAAUGAAACUGAGCCUGUAGGGGUGUGUGUAUGCGUGCGUGCGCCUGUGCGUGUGUUUUCACUGGCUGCAUCUGUGCCUUCUGGUGUGUCUACAUUGCUUCAUGAUGGAAGAGACAGAACCAAGAAAAACCAAUAGGAACAAUCCAGAAAAAAGGUACAGAUUCAGAAAAUAUAUGAGACAAGACAGAGAGGUGGGGGAGCUGAGAAGCAGGAGUGAGGUGCAUAAAAGGACAGGAAGAAAAAGAAUGAACUUCCUUGAAAUAAGAAGGAUGCAGGAGGCUGCUGCGGUGGAAGGUGGGAUGAUAGAUGUGCUUGAUGACCCUGUCUGCUGGCUGAUUUUUUAAAAGUAAUAGCUGAGGUUAUCUCCAAGUGGCCAGAGAGAGGGAGUUUUUAAAGUUGAGCAUGAUCCAGAUUGAUGACUGAAUCUACAGCAGUCCCACCUUCCCUGCUGGGAUGUGUUCAUACCCGAAGCCAGGGAUCAUUCUGAGCCUUAUAUGUACUGUGUCUUUUCUACAAUACAUCCUAAGAUAAAAUUUCAUUUAUAACUUAGACACUUAAGAAGUAACAACUAAUGGUAAAAUAGAACAACUGUAACAAUAUGCUGCAGUAAUAAUUAUGUGGUAUGAACUAUGGACUUUGAAGGACCAGCAUCACUACCCUGGUGCUUGGAGGUUGCUGAGUAAAGUAAUGGUUACUUGAACUCAAGUACUGCCAGAUGGAGACGGCAAAUCUGAUCACCAAGAAGGCAGCUUAGGGGCUAGUAGGGUGGAUACCGUGGGCAAAAGAUGAUUCAAGUCCUGGGCUGGACAGAGCAAGACCAGGAAAGAUUUCAUCACACUACAGUACUAGACAUGAUGACAGUUUAAAACCGGUUGCCUAGGCCAGGUGUGGUGGUGCAGGCCUGUAAUCCCAGUCCUUAGGAGGCUGAGGCAGGACGAUCACUGUGACUUUGAGGUCAGCCUGGACUACAAAGAAAGUUCAAGGCCAACCUGAACUGCAGAAUGAGACCCUAUCUCAAAGGGGGCUAAAAACUGAUAAACUAAAGCAGGUGUGGUGGACCACACCUGUUAUCCCAGCACUCUGGGACACCAAGGGAUGAAGAUGGGGACUGUAAACCCAGUUUGAAUGACUUAGCAAGACCCUGUCUCACAAUAAAAAGGGAAAGGGGCUGGAGAUUAGCUGAAUGUGAAGGCCUUAGGUUCAGUCCCCAGUGCUGCAAAACUAAAACUAUUGUUUAUCUGUGUAAUUUUCUGUUUAAUGUUUUUGGGUCCCUGUUGAUGGGUAACUGAAACCACAAACACAGAACCACGGAUGAGGGGUAUUGCUACACGUGAACCUCCCGACUCUGCUCAGUGGCUUGGGCUGCCCCGGCAUAGCUCUGGGCAGAGAAGAUAGUGGAAUUCAUCUUGGCCUGGAGUUUUGCCAGAUAAAUGAAAAGAAGUUCAGAGGAGGGAAACUGAGGUAUUUGCAUUAGUCUUCUAAGGCUGUUUGUAAAUUACCAGAAAUGUGAUAGCUUAAAGCACCAGAUCUUUAUUUCCUCUCCGCUCCCAUGGCCUGAAGUCUAAAAAGAGCAUCAGCUGGAUUGGUUCCCCUAAAAGGCUGAGGGAGAAUGUGUUCCAUCUCUGCUCCUGCCUGUUGGUGGCUGCUGUCAAUCCUUAACCACCACCACGUCUUCAGAUGGUUUCUCCUCUCAGUCUCCCUCGUCCCAAACCUCUUUCCUUUCUCUGAUCAGGACACAACGCCUUGCAGUCAACGCCCAUCCAUAUCCAGAGUAAUCUCAUUCAGAUCCCUUUCCUAUUAAUGUCACAUUCACGAGCACCAGGAGUUGUAACUUUUGCGAGGACAUGCUGCAGAAUCGAACUUGCAAUGAGAAUGGAAAGAAGAGGUCUGGCAGAUGGAAAGAAUUAGCAAAAAUCAAUAGACCGCAAAUUCCAAAGAGGGCAGAGAAUGUUAAAUAGUGAGUCGGAAUCACUGCAGAAGUCCUCUGGGCAGGCAGGCACUUGGGAGUAAAGAGCGGCACUCUUUACUGAUUUGUAUAAAUCAGUGAUUCGCCAGGCAGUGCCAUGGGGAGAAAAAUGCAGCCUAAAACCAUGGCAGGGAGCAGCCGAGGGGGGAGGUGCAAACUAAGAAGUUGUCGGGUCCCUGUUUAAGACACAGUGCACGAUCCAGCCUUCUCCUAAACAGUUGUGUGUCUGUUUUCUAAUAAUAAUUCGCUAUUUUUAUUCACAAGGAAAAUAAAAGGAACUUUCCUCUUUGGCUUUAGUAGUCAACGAAUUGUAGAACUGGCAUUUCCUCGGGGUGAUUCUAUGUGUUUUCUUUUUCCAACUUGAGAGGUCUUUCAUUCACCAUAUUUUUAAGCCACUAAAGUAUUGCAAUUUAAAUGAUUCAUGGGAAAAUCAAAGGUUGCUUUUUAAUCUCUUGCUCCAGCUGUUGGCAAACCCACCCAGUACAGGAAGUCAUAUAACAAGACCAGAACUCUCAGAGAAGAGGAAUGGCUUGCCUCUUCGGCCAGCCUUAUAAAUGAUGGCACUGGGCUUUGCCUGCGCCAGCCCCGUCCAGCUGACGGCAAUAAUGAAAGACGGCAACACUGGGAGCCACACUGACUUCUGAGCUGUCCCCCUGCCUCAGGGGAAGCCCUUGCUUCUGUCAUUUCACCAUGAUUGCUGCUAACACCAGCAACUUCUAGACCCCCAGAAUCCCUUCCCAGAAAAGCCCCUUUCUAUACAGUUGUUUAAAUAGGUAGACAGCCUAUCUUGUGUUCUUCCUUUGGACCUAUGAAGAUGUGUGAUAAGCUUCCAGGUUUUUCAGGAAGAGUCUGUCCCUAAUACCCAGGAUGGUUGACCCCAUGCUGGACCCAUGUCACUAAUUCUUCCCUCUGCUACAAAUUCUUGGCGUUCCCUGUGAUCAGGGAAGUAAUUGCAAUCCUUGGAGUAGAAGCAUGAGCCACGACAUUGCAUCAAGGCUUGUCUUGAUCCCUUUUUGUAGCACAGGAUUGCAGACCACUGUUACCCAGCACACAGCCAGCACCGUCUACCAUGAAUGAUCAGUGUCAGCCCCACGGCUGUUGAGCUGAGACUUUUGUUCUUCCCACUCACGCAGAGACACGAAACUGAUAGGAUGCAAAAAAAAUAAUGGUGAAGAGUUACUUGUGUGCCUGAAAGUGAGCUCGCUGCAGGCCUUUACACCCUAACUUCAGUGUUCCCAUAAAGUCCCCAUUUUUCUAGGUAACCAAGUAAUGCUGUUCACUUGUUCAGGGUCUGGGGCUUUAAAUCAUAAGAAUCUCAUAAAAGGUAAUGAUUUAACAUAUCAAUUGUAAUUAUUAAUGUACCAGACACUGCCCUUAUUCAUUAGAUUGCCACCAUGAGGACAGACUUGGUUCCUACUUCCCGACUUUAUGGUCUUAAAGAAAAGUUAGAUAAGUGAUUAUAAUAAACUAUAUACAUAAUAUGAUAGUAUAGGUACAUUAGCUCUGAGGAGUCAAAGGAGACAAACCUGGCAAACUUUCAAGUUGCCAGAAAAGCAUCUGUCAUAGUUAUUUUUCUCUCAUUGCUGAGACAGGAUACCUGACACCCAAAAUGAAGGAAGGAACGGUUUAUUUCAGGUUUAGCUCAGUUUGUGGAGCUUCCAGUCCAUAAUCAGCUCGUUCCAACACAGAGUGGCACGGCAGAAGUACAGCCAUUCGUGGUGAUAGAAGACACUGAAAAGCACCAAGAACAAAAUAGAGGACAAGCCUCUUUCCCUCAUUUAUAUGGCAUGCAAGUUACCUGUCCUAGGACAUAUGUAGCACUCACACCUCCAACCUUAGCAUGUGACAAUGAACCAAUCACAAACUCUAGAUUCAGACCCCUCUGAAAAGCCUGCCCCUCCAUGACUGCAUGAAGCUUUGGGGGACAUCCAGACACAAACCAUAACAGCUUCCUAGAGAAAUGGAUGUUUAACCAAAGAAUGUGGUAAUAAACAUGAAGGAGUCUUCAAUCUUCUUAGACAGAACAGAAUAUCACAAAGCAUGGAGGAGAGAGGAAAAAUAGCCUUAAAGGAGAUUAUGGUCAAAAGAAUUGUUGGCGGAGGAGCAGAGAGUAGUGAGAGAUGAGAAUAGAGAUAUGGGUAGGGGUCUGCUCUUGAAAAGUCUUGUGUGGGUUGGUAAGGAGUCUGAACAUUAUCCUAAGGCAAUAAGAAACUCUCAAAGGAGCUUCUGUAGUUUGGCAUGGCACCAAAUGUUGUCUUCAAAUUUAUAAUGUAACACCAACAUGUACAUGUUUGUGUCUAUAAUGAGAAAUAAUUUACUUAUGAUAGAAUUAAAGACAUCUCAUUACUGUCACAUCAAAUGGAAUAUUAAGUGUUGUUACUGAUUCUGUUAACAGAGAAACUGUUUAGCAGGUGGUUUAUUAUAAUGCUGGGGAGAAAUGAAGACUGCCUAAAUUAAAAUAGUGACAUUGGGAGCUGAAGGCUAUGAACAGACCAAGAGAUAUUUAGAAAACAAAAUAAGCAAGACUUGAUUAUAGAUUGGAUGUAGAAGAGAAAGGAGGAAUAAAGAACUCUUCUUAGAUUUCUCAUUGAGCAGUUAGGUGGAUGCUAGAACCAUUCUUUAUACUAGGGCCACUAAAAAGGAUCAGGUUGGUGGGGGAAAUUAUCAAUUUAUUUUGGGGAGUGCUGGCUUCCGUAUAUUUCAAGAUGUCACCUAGAGGGGACAUUGUGGGUAGAGAUUGGGGAACAGAAGAAGUUUGACUAGCAGUGGAGACUGGGAAGUCACAAGCACCACAAGGAUCACUGAGGCUGUAGGAUGAAAAGUCCAGGGAGAGUAAAGUAAGACCAAAACUCAGGGUGAGUUACCUCUGCACCCUGAGGACCACCGGCCUGGAAGGGGUAGGCAGAAACAGAGAAGGCAGAUAAGUCUCCCUCUGGAGUUUAGAGGAACCCCAGGAGCGGCGGAAAGCAUCACUGAACCAGAAGAGGGAGUCUCAGAAAGAGUCCACUCUGACAUGUCCUGGCAACAUGGCAAGGCCUGGGAAGUGGCCAGUACGUUAAUAACAACUCAUCCUUGGUGUCCUGGGGAUAAUAUUUCAGAGAAGCCUUAAGGCUGAGAUCUAAUUAGCAUAUGGUUGAGGAAUGAGUGCCAGAAGAGGAAGUAGAUAAUUCCUUUAAGAAAUUUGGCUGACAGAAAGGAGGAGAAAUAUAUAGUAAUCUCCAAACGAAGCUAUAAGCUGAAGGGAGGUGUUUAAGAUUUAUCAGGUUGUCAAGCUAUAAAAUUUGCCUUAACAUGGCUUUGACAUUCCAAGAGAAAUGGAAACAUCAGCAGAAUGUCUGGGAAGCCAAGGAAAUAUAUUUCCACACAUUUUUCAGGCAUGAAAACCCUCAUGACUGGAAAAACAAACAUUCUAAUAAGCAGAAUAUUAUUUAGCAUGUGAUUUUAAUAAAAGUCAUCAAACCAAAUUGACUAGCCUUCAGCAUCUCUCUGGAUCACAUGAUUCCUGUAGGCAGUUGUUUGGAACAUUCAUCUGGAUUCAAUCCCCCAGCACCAAAAGUAGAUAAAUAAAAAUAGAACAGGUCAAGCACAGACAGAGAAUAUUCCUGUAUGUCUCUUGUUACCCACAAAGAGAACAUUUAGGGGUGAGAAGACCAAGUAGACUUAAUGGCCUGCCAUUUUAAAAAUCUGUAAUAGGUACAAGCUAAAGACUAUAGAACCUUCUAGUAUUGGGUAUGAAAGAUGUAUAUACAAAAAAUAAAAUUUACAUUACAAUACAAAAGAUGUACGUACAGAGGACUCUGCUUGCAAGUCAAGAAUAUAAAUUGCAUUUUCUCUUUAUCUCCAUGCAGUACAUAUAAAAUUGAAAUUCAAUCCAGUGGCCAUCCAACCACACCAUUAUAAUUUAAUCUAGAUCUAAAAGGGGAGAGAAGGUAGUUAUUGCAGCAUAAGAUGAAAGACUAUUAGUUUUUGUUUUAUUAGACUUAUUUUAAGCUAAAUAACAGUACAGGUUGAAGCUCAGGUUAUGAGAAUGUAUGAGAAUGUUGUUUGAAUCACUUAUUCUAUGGAACAAAAACUCCAAAACUCAGUGACUUAAGGCAGCCACCACUUUGCUGUCUAGGGCUUAGGACAGUGAGCCUGUGGCACAUGUGCUGUAGCAGGCUGUUUGUCAUCACUAAAAGCUCUGAAAGGUUUGCAGUCACUGGCUAGGCUCAGCAGGGUGGUUCUUCUGAUGCUCGUUUGGAGUCUGUUAUGCAUUUGGAAACAGAUAGAAUUAGAGUCAUCUAGAGCCUCACAGAAUAUGGGGAAAGCUGGACUGCAUUCUCUCUCUGUAUGGUCUUGGGUCCCUAAAAGCGUCUUUCCUACGGUCUCUCUAUCAGGCAGCUCAGGGCCACCAGGAAGCACAAGUGGGAAGUGUCUGGCCUUUUUAAAAAUUAGGUCUAGGGGCUGGGGGUUUAGCUCAGUGGCGUAAGCGCCUUCCUUGCAAGCAGGCAGUCGUGAGUUCAAUCCCUGGUACCGAUAAAAAUGAAAAAGACCAAAAAAAAAAAAAAAAAAAAUUAGGUCCACAGUUGGUCCAGGUUCAUAUCCACAGUAUUCUCAAGGUCAAAGUCACUGGACUAGAGUAACGAUGAUGUGAAUUUCAAGGCCAUCUUUGAAACCAGUUUCCACUAUUUCAGAGUGUAGAUGAUAGCUCCUUCCUUCUCAGGUAGACCAUGUAUCCACAGUUUUAUACUGGUAACAGCAACAGUUGUAGUUACCCUCUAGUGCCUUUCGUCUGUGAUGUGAGUCAUGUAUGAGCCUGUCUAUGCCUGUGAACAUCAAUCUCACAACCGAUAGACGUGGUAUUGUUAACCUCAUUUGACAGGGUAAGAAAUGGAGACUAAUUGCAGUUAGAAAUUAUAGAGCUGGGAUUUGAACUGGUUUAUACAGAUAUUCCUAAUUUAAUGACCUACCUGUUUAAUGACUGUCCAGACUUACGAUUGAGGUGUCUUAUUUGGAUUUAGGACGCCCUGCUCAUACUUCAGACUUCCAUUUGGAGUAUGAUGCAGGAAUGUCAGCAGCACUGUGGCCUUAUGGCAGCUUCUACAGUACAAUACUGUAUUUUUUGAUGAUUCUACUUCAUAGUACAGUGAAGUACUGUAGUUUUAUACUCUGUUAUACAUUAUAGUACUGCAUGUAAGGGUUAUGUAAAUAAAAGCAAAAUCAUUGAGUUAGAUUUUCCUUUGACCAUUUCUUUGUUCUGAAUAUUGAAAUGUAUAUACUAUAUACAAUUCCUCAUUUAGCAAUCAAUUUAUUUAAUGACCUAGUCAAAGGAACAGAGCUCAGCUGCUAAACAAGGAAUGUCUGAAUGUUAGAAAUGGGAUUGCAUUUUAGAUCCAUAAGUGUGGGAACUUCUAAUUGAGAUGGUUUUGAAACAUUAUUUACACUUAACAGUGAUACUUCAAGAUACUUUCCUUUUCUACGUGUAAAAUUCUAUGUAAAAGCAAAAUGUGAAAAAGAAGCUCAUGAAUAAAAACUAAUGUGGGAAGUCACAACAUGAGUCUUUCUUGAAUGUCUUUAACAGCAGAAAUGAGCAUUUUUCCGGUGUAAUGCCCAGUAGUGUCUACUUCAAUGGUCAGUAGAUGGCAGAUACUAUUUGUUAAGAAUAUAAAUUGAUUGAGAAUGUAAGUUGUUACUAUAGUUAAUUGUUAAGAAUGUAAAUUGGUAGAGAUUGGGUAUCCCUAUUCUGAAAAUCUUAAAAACCAAAACGCUCUAAAGUCCAAAAGGUCUUGAGCAUUCACCUAAUGCCAAAAGUGAAAUAUUCCUCAUCAUGAAACUUUGUGUCAUGCACAAAAUUAUUAAAAAUAUUACAUAAAAUUAUCUUCACACUGUGUUUAUAAGGUGUGUAUGAAACAUAAAUGCAUUUAAACUUUGGUCUCAUCCCAAGGUAACCUCAUCUUGUAUAUGCAAAUAUUUUUAAAAAUCCAAAGUUCAGAACAUUUCUAGUCCUAAGCAUUUUGAAUGAGGAAUCCUUAACCUGCACAUUGUGUUCAUGUCUCAUUGUAAUUCUGCUUCAUUCAUUGUACAUUUAUGAUUUGUGGAGACAAAUCAUGGGUAGGGAAAUGGAGAGUGGUAACACUUGGGUUUGGAUGUCCCAGAACUUCCAUCGUUUGUGACUAAGAUGUCCCUGGGGCCAUGCACCUCCAUGUAGCACUGAACAGUGAUGGGGGACAGCUGUUCAGUCAUAACUCUGCACAGCCGCUGAGUCACCUGAGGCAGGUUGUUUGUGCCUAAAAUUGGGACCCCAUAAAGAAAAGAAAUUAUAGAAAACUCUCAGUCCGGCACACAUAACAGGUUUUAUCUGCCAUUUUUUUUCUAGACACGUUUAAAAAGCACAAGGUGUAAGAGUAAGGAAAGACUUCUUGUUUGACAUUUUGAGUCUGCGGGUGUUGGGUGGAGAUGGUGCUCAUUCUUCUCAGCUUCUCUUUGGUUUAGGCAGUGUUGAUUUGGGACUGGGGUGGAGCCUGCUUUUAGACACAUUGUGUAGUUUCAAGAAAUGGGCUUGUUUGUUUUUUAGGGUCCAACAGGUUAGUUCACUAAAGCAUUUCCUCUCCUCUCUGAUUAUAUUGAAAUGCAUAAGAGACAAUGGCCUCUGCAGAAGUGCUGCAUCGUGCUUUCUUCCUGCUACACCACAAGCAGACACAUAUAAAACAGAGGAAAAUGUAUUCUUAGAAGAGAACAUGGCUGGAGUCUCCUUUUGAAAAACUACGGCAGAUCAGAAGGCUCAAAAAAGGAGAUACAGAGCAAAGUAAACACAUCCUUUAUCUUCCAGAUAUCUACCAUAAAUACAAAGCUUGUGCCAAGCAAAGCAGGAAUUAAGUUGAUCCUGCACAAAACUAGGAGGGCAAGUAAACUGCAGGCCCUGGAACCAGUUCUGUUUUGCAAAUAGAAAAGAAUCGCCUGUUAAGCUUCAGAAAAAAGGAGAAGAUAACACUGGAACCCAGACACAUAAGAGUAUUAGAGUAGCCAUCAAUGUCUCCAAUUGCAGCUAAUGAUAGAGUUCCUGUGCUUCUUUAUAAAAUUAAAUUUAUUUGUUUCCAGACUUCAAAUUGCAUUUCUGCCUCCUGUCCCUUGCCUAUUUUCUUCUGCUGAAGGUCUUGAUUGGAAAUUCUGUCCCAGUUUGUUCCAGCAAUGUGCCCGUACCAAUUUCUUCCAACAAUAAUUUAUUCUCUCUUCCUUCAAUGCGUCUCUCAUUCUACAAAGUCUCUGAUUGCUCCUGUCCUCGGCUCCCAUGCCAGCAGCCCCAGUGCUUUCACCCCACUCCCUGCCCCUCGAGGUGCGUGACUUUUUAUGUGCUCCUUUUGUACCGGAUCUAGGAAUCACCAUUGACUCUUCUUGAGUUUAUCUCCUUUGUGUGGUGUCAUUAUUUUUUUUCCAUCUCAGAGUCAUGCACUUCAUUACAGUGAUUUAGUGACAGACCACAUAUACAAUGGUGGCUCCCCAGAUUCAGUUGCCCAGUGAUGUUCUAGUUUUCUUAGUUUGUGGAAGUGUUCUCUAUGAAGUUUAUACAACAAAGUCACCCAACAAUGCAUUUCUCAGAAGGUACCCACAUUGUUAAAUGAUGCAUGACCCCCACUGUUAAAUGAUUCUUCCUCUUUUCUUUCCUUCUUGGAGGUACUCAUUUACCAUAUUCAAACACUGAUUUUCCUAAAUCCAUUCAGCCCUUGAGCAUUUGCUGUUUUCCAUCCAUUCACCAGCACUAGACUCAGCUCUAACCUGUGGCCUGAGGCCAGCCCUCUGCAGAACACCCGAUCAGUGUUGUCUUUGUCAACCUCCUGUUGCUAAUAACAUAAUACCAUGGACUGAGCAAGUUAAAAGAAAAGAAGUUUAUUUGAUCUAUGGUUCUGGUCCAAAGUCAAAGGGCUAUAUCUGGUGAUGACCUUCUUAUUGGCAAAAUCCUGAGUGAAACAGGGGAUCAUUAAAAUGAGACACACAGGGUACUCCAAAGUCCUACCACACUGACUGUUAUAACAGAUCUACUUCCAAGAAACCCUUUAACUCAUCAGUCUGCUCAUCUAUUAAUUAUAUGAAUGGGCUAACCGAUUCAUGAAGGCAGAGACCUAAUUAUCUCUUAAGGAGAUGGUCUCACCUCUUAAUACCUCAUAAUAACAAUGAAACUCAAAUGUGAGCUUCAGAGAGGACAACUUAACAUUCAAAGCACAGGAAGUAUGUCUUUGCUGAGUGCCUCAUUUUUAUAGUGCUUCAUUUUUAGGCUAUAUUGGUCUGCUUUCCUGUUGCUGGGGCAAAAGAACCUGACAUCCACAUGUUAGAGGUGGAGAGAUUCAUUGUAGCUUAGCUAGAGAGGUUUUAGUCUGUGAUCUGCUGGGCCAAAGGCAGAAACAUGGUGGAGGAGCAUGGUGGAGCAAAGCUGCUUACUUCAUGGUGGCCCAGAAGCAGAACACAGGGAAACAGCACCGGAGAGGAAGGGGCAGGGACCAGAUGCGGUCCCCAAGUUUGUACCUGCACGCCCCACCUGGAUACACUCGCAAGUGUGCUUCACUAAUCUCCUAGGUGGCUCUCCUGCCAGUCAAGUUCACAAUCAAGAGUAAACUAAAGUGUGAAUUAUUUAAAGAGCAAAAUAAAAGAUAGGUAACAGAAAACAGGGAGCUAGGUCUUUUGCAAGUGAGAAGGGAGCCAGACAAUGGAGGGAAGGAAGGAAAAGGGGAAGAAGUAAAAUCAAUUAAGAUGUGUUAUGUGCAUGUAGCAGUCCCCGUGAUGAAUGUCACCAGUGUGUACUGCAAACAUAUAUUAAUAAGAAUUCUUGUAAAAGAUCAGCUGUCACACAGUCUCCCCCUCCAGAAACAUCCUGACUCUGUAAAUGAGUCAGCCUUCAUUCUGAGGACAUCUCUGAAUCAAGGCUCAGUUGCAUUUCCAGAUGCAGUCCAGUUGCAGAUAGGCCCUCUCCUUUAUCCGUCAUGGCUUUCGCUAGACAUUUAUCUGGGUUUUCUGGGGUCUCCCAGAAUUCUUGAAUCAUUCAUUUCCCUUUGACACUUUUACUUUCAACAAUCUAAUGCUUGCAUGUUACUUUCGUCCAUUAACACUACCAGUACCAAAGACCACAGCCAACUGUUGACAAAGGAUGAGCUUCUGUGGCUUCCACCACCCUAUGAAACAGUUCCUGUUAAUACCUGCUUUAUCAAAGAGGAUACUGAGCUUAGGAAAAAGUCUCAAUAACUUUCCAAGGAUCACAGGACUGCUUAAUGUUAAAGCCCUGGAGGAUUCAAGGCAAGUCUGUAUCACUCCAGGGUCUUCUGCAUUUUGAGUAGUAAAUAGGUCAGCUUUAGUGGACAUCUUGGUGGAUAACUUUGAAACAUGCUUGAAGUCAGAAAGCUGAUCUCAUUAGGAAAGCAGAACAAAUAUUGAAAUAGAUUUGGUGAUUUUAGUGACUAAUACUGGAGCAGGGAAAGACACCCAUGUGGUGCAUCAACUUGUCAGUACUUUUAAAAUCUUGUUGGGUGGUUGGUGGUUGGUUAAUUUAGUUGAUUUCCUUGUUAAAUUCUAAGUUGUAGAAAAUCACAGGAAUGACAUUAGAUAAUGAAUCAGUUAUGAUUUCAGACUUGCUCAACUAAAACGUAUUUAGUAAUCUUAUAAUGAUAUCUAAAAUAGUCCACGAGUGCUCCCACGAAUUCAGUGUUCUUGAAAGUCAGUGUAAAAGUUUUCCCCAUCUUUGUGUCAGUCUCAGGAAGAUUUUGGGGAUAGUAAAGUGAGAAUAUAAAGUAUGCAAGAUACUGAUGAAUUCACAUAAAUGAAAGGAACUGUUGUAUGUAAGAGCCUGCCUGGAGUGGAGUGGGUCUGACCUGAGAUUGCCAGGCUUGGGUGAUAACCUCAGAUGCCCCCAGAAUUUUCCCUGUUUCAUCACAAUAAGGGAGAAUUUUUUUCUUCAACUUUUUAUAGUAAGGGAGAAUUAAGUGCAGCGAUGUGAAAAGCCUCUGUGAGUAGAAGUCAGAGGAGUGCUAAGGAUGCUCGGAUACACAGAUAUUUGGUCACAGAAGACUGUUGUAAUGUUCAGUAUAUUUUUGUCCUCAAAUUAUUAGCCCAGUAUGAGUUUCUAAGGGAAUGAGCAUCUCUUCUAUGGGAUACCAACAUCCCUGUGUCCUUGCAAAAAAAAAUUACCCCAUACUGUUAGGAUUUGUGUUCUCUGGGUUGUUAGGAAGCAUGAAUGGCUUUACUGAUAGGUGAGAAACUAUCUGCAUGCUUUAGCAGCAUACAAGGAUGGGUUGCAUCAUGCUACAGGUUACAUUUCCAGAUGUAUCUGUGAGGAUUGUCUAAAGCAACCAUGAACUGUAGUUCUGAAGCAUUGUGCAUUAAUAUAUUCCUUUGCAAACAAAAGUCAUAUAAUUUAUCCACUGUAGAACAAAACUAUUUCAUGCACACACAACUAGAGAGAUUCAUUACAAGAAAAGUUGCUAUUACAACAAGGGUGGUCUUCACCUAUCUGACAAAUGGUUGGAGCAUCACUUAAUAGACCUGGGCCAAGUAUCUGCAGAGAUAUUCAUAACAAUAUGCCUUUCUGUGAGGGCUACUGUCACAUCAGGGUCUGCUGCUUCAGAAAAGAUCAAUGGGUUCUUGCGUGUUAACUUCUAAUUGCCGGAAAAUAAUUAAAUGUCUCUAAAGAAAUCAUUUAACAUGCUCAUCACUGCCUAUGUGACUGUUACUCUCAUAAUUUUAUCUGUAGGUUCCACAUAGAAAACCUGAGUUUUAAAAAUAACAAUGAAGGCUGAGGAUGGAGGAUCAUAAGUUAGAGACUUACCAAGACCUUAUGUUGAAUGAAUGAAUGAAUGAACGAACAAAUGAAUGAAUGAAUGAGAAAGAGAGACUGGGGAUAUCACUUAGUCCAAAGACUCUGGCUUCAAUCCCCAGUACUGCAGAACUGAAUCAAUUAACUUCAUUAAAGUUUCAAGGUAGAGAGAAAGUAAACCCUUACUGCUCAGACUCCUAUAGAUUAUGUCCUUGUGUAUGUACUCACUAAUAUUCUUUGAUAAUAAUUUCACAUAGUUGCAAUCAAAAUAAAAAUACAAAGUUUAUCUCUGCCAUUUUAACAUAAUAUCAUGACAAUCCCUCGUUCAGUGACCCUGCUAUGUAUUCCAUUGGGUGUAAAUUCUUAUAAAUAAUCCUACCACAGACAUCUAUGUGGGUAGCAUUUCUUCCUUCAGACUAGUUCUUUGGAGUUGAGACCAGGUUCACUGUCAUAUUGGGUGUGAAUACUUUUGUGGCCUUCACUUUCCCAAAAAGUCAUAAUAAUUUUCACUCCCUGUGGCGUGGAGAGUAAUGACUUCACACUUAGUGGAGGAGCUGGAAUACAGAAAUGUGUAGCAGUGCGAAGUGAAAAGUAGUUAGUGAGAAGUCAAAUAGAGAAGAUGCUGCUGAUUCCCAAAAUGUUCCAGCACUGGGCAGUCUAUUGGAAAUGGCCCCAGGGAAGCCAGCUCAUCGACCUCUUUUUGGACUGAUUUCUUCUCUUGUUUAUUAUGAACUCCUGGUGUGAAUAUUGUAUGGGGCCAGUCCAGCCUGGCCUAACAUGUUUCCCAUCAGAAUAACUGAACUUCAGUACAGGGGAACUUUAGUAAGGGACAGGAGGAAGAUACCAGGUAUAUUAGUUACUUUUUACUCAUUGCUGAGACAAAAUACUCGACACCCAAAAUGAAGGAAGGAAAGGUUUAUUUCUUACAGUUCUUGGAGGUGUCAGAACAUACUCAGUUGGUUCCAAGGCAGUGUGACAUGCGGGGCAGCCAUUCAUAGCUGCUGCAAAAAACAAAGCAUGAACUGGCAAGAGAGAGAGACACACACCUUCUUCCCGCUGAUACAUCAUAUCCUGGCCCCACCCCUGGGUGGAUGUAGCACUCACACCACCAGUCUGAGCACUAGCCAAUGAACCAAUCACAAUCACUUGAUUUGGUUGUAUCCAUAAUUGCAUGAGGCUUAGAGACCACUGGCAUAAACCAUGACACCUGGGUAUCCUUACUGAUGUAAACUAACAGAAGCCAUAAACAACAAACUACUUACAAAUGGAUUCUGACAAGACGAUUAAUAGGAAAAAGGAAAUACUAGAGAUUGAGUGUUUAAUAGCUUCUUAAAGUAUAUGAAAAUUGAAAUUCCUACAGCUGCAGUGAAUUUUUAUUGAACAAGAUACAGGAGAGCUGGGACCACAGACAGGUGGUCACAGAUGUCAUUGUGCCAUCAUAUUUGAGGAAACCACUUGAGAGAAGAGGCACGAAAGGAAACAGAUCAGAGAUUCCUUUUUUGUCAUAUUCAAAUCCAAAAUUCCAAUAGGUCAUUGGGGAAGGUUUUUUAAGCAGGGCAAUGCCUGAGUUCAUAUUUUCAAAACAGCCUGGGCAGAGGGUCUGAAUGCACAAGUCAAAGAAUACAAAUGUCCCAUAAGAAAAUAUAGAUAUAUGAAACUCACACUGACAUAAUUGAGGAAACAUGAAUUGAGUGAGAUAUUGUUUUCCACGUGCUUUGGCAAAGUUAUAAGAAAUUGAUAAACAACCUGUCCCAACCAGCAUGAGGAUGGACUGAGAAACAGCUUUGCUCCUAUGAUGUUGCUGGCAGGAUGAAUCACGGCAGGGGUUUGUGGAUACAGUGUGGCAGAAGUAAGUCAUCAGAAUUGUAAAUGCACUUAGCCUUGACUUUGCAAUUUAUCAACCUAGCAAAGGUCGGUGAGGCACAGAAGAGCAUUCCAAAUACAUGGGGAAAAAAUAUGUCACAGAAUUCCACCCUUGAUGGAAGGGCAUGUCCCAAAGAAAUUAUAAAUUGCCAGGAACUCAUCCUACCUAUGUGCUUCCAGAAAUAUAGUAAGAUUAAUGCACACAGUUAUUCAUUACAGAUUGUGUAUAAUAGCAGACUACUGGAAACAAGAUAAUGCAAUCACCGGAGAAUGGUUACAUAAAUGGUGUCAUCUUUCUACACAAUGGAGUAUCUGGGAGCCACAGUUAUGUCUAAAUAAGGUUUAUAUCUUCAGAUAUGGAAGGAACUUUCAGACUCACAGUCAAGUGGAAGAAAUGAGAUAGGUUAUAGACAGUAUAUAUGUUAUGAUUCUGCUUGGGUUGAGUUUUGUAAUAGUUUGUAUGCAACACCUUGAUGAUGAAAAUACAGAAAAAUGUGUUACAGUAUGAUGGCCUUUAGGGAAUAGAACUAAAUGUUCACAUUAGAUUUUAUUUGAAUUAUUACCCUAAGUAUGAACAGUUGUAAAAGAUACAUUUCCACUGAAUUUUACCCACGUAUCAUCUUUGGAUAAUUUAAUCUUGGCUUGUCAAGAUGUAUUUAUGUGCUAUUCAUCCUUUCCAGUUCUUUGCAUUUGUUAGCUCCAUUCUCUCUUCUCAAACCCACUCAUGAGACCUGGCAUUGUUUUUAUUCCCUCUUCACGGUGGAGGCAGCUAAGACAGAGAUGUUAAGCAAAUUGCCCUAAGGUCACAGAGCAAAGGCAGAAUUUGGGAUCUAGUACCUUGGUCCUUGAGCUCACUCUACUUUUGAUCAAUUAUUUUUAAUUUUUCAAUGUUGAAACAAGAAACAUUUUGCUAGAGUAAGGGCUUGACCUACAUGCAUUACUUAUAUCAGCCUGAGGUUCGGGCAGUCAAAGUUUUAUUAGUAAAGGCUAAAGUUGUUUAUGUCUCUGCUGCAGUAAGUGAAGAAUUAUUUCCAACUUCAUCUGAAGGUGAUGAAACCCCUACAUAAAGAAGAGAAUUAUCCUGGUAUUGUUCUGGGUUUGAAAUGUCCUCUCGGGGCCAUGGUCUAAAGGCUUGGUUAGUCCUAAGUGCCCAGCACUAUUAAAUGUGGUGGAAUCCUUAAGAGAUAGAGCUCAGCAGGAGGAAGUUAGGUCAUGGGGCCCUGGCGGGGAUAUUAGGACCCCCAGCCCUUUGUGUUUCAUUUUGUUUCCUGGCCACCAUGAGUCGAGUGAUUUCCUCUGCUCCCCCCAUAACACGCUGCCUCACCACAAUCCCAAAAGCAACCGAGUCAAAUAACUAAUGGCUACAGCCUCCAAAAUUGUGAACCAAAAAGCCUUUCUUGCUUAUAAGUUGAUUUACUGCAGAUAUUUUGUUACAGUGGCAGAAAAUCAAACAUGCCAGUUGUGGCCUGUCUCUUUUCUCAAUCCUGACUUUGCUUUCUGAAAAAGGAAACCAUGUGUUACCCCUCCCAGCCAUGCUGUGAGCCCUGAGACCAGCCAGGGGCCAGGAAGCAUCCACUUUUCCUUUCUCCAGUCUUUUGAAGCUUAGGCUCCCGGGCUGGGAUGCAGGAUUACCCCACUGUGGAGCACUUUAUAGCCCCGGGUCACAUGCCAAGGGACUCUAUCCUCUAACUCACCACAUCAAGUUUGGAAAGCAAAAUACUGCAAACCAAGCAGCAUCCAGGGCCAGCAUGAUUAGAUGAAUAUGGAUAAGUAUGUACUCUUUUUAGAAUUAUUUUAUAGAAAAAGCAAUAGUAUUUGAUCAGAAGAACUUUCUAAAUAGUAAGUUGUUUGAAGAAUACAAUGAAAGGAUCUUUCUUUCUUUCUUUCUUUCUUUCUUUCUUUCUUUCUUUCUUUCUUUCUUUUUCUUUCUUUCCUGGCCAGCUAAUGGUACCAGUGUUUCACAGUGUCCCAUUAUUUGCUGUGGAUUUCUCCUACAAAGUCCUUUGUUCAACACAACUUACCCAAGAUCUCCUAAAUGCCAAGUACAGAAAAUUGAGAGCUAAAGAAGCAGAGUCGCCCACACUGAGCCACACACUCAGGGAAGAAAUAGAACUGGGAACCAGUAAUUACAGUUUCACAAGUUAAGUGAUCAAGAGGUACAUACAACAUGUUCUAGAAGCACAAAACAAGUGAUCCCUAGAUUGUCUUAAUCUAGUGCCAGUUGAUAAUCACUGCCCAAAGAAAUGACGUGAAGUGUCCUUGGGGAAGAUCCUAAUGCCUCAGAUUAAUUUAGCCCUUCACCUCUUGCACCUGCAAAAACUACAGACUCCUAGCAUCGGUGCUGCAGGGAAAGGUAUUAUGGAAUCCUUCCCAUUGGGGUGUUCACACUUUCUAGUGGUUCAGCAUUCAGCCUUCCAUUUGUUUUGGGAGCAUUUUGUACUCACUAAGUGCUAAGUAUUAAGUGCUAAGUCCUAGGUUAGGCACUCAGACACAGAAUUGAAAGAAUACAAUUUCUUACUGUGAAGUACUUGAGUACAGCCAAGUUGGGGCAGAAGCAGUGUAAAUAAAGACCAAGAUGUUUAAUAGAUAUUAGGAAAUGGGGUGAAAAUGGUCAAAUGAGAUGGGGAACAAGGUAGGAGGAGGGGAAAGGAAAGAAGGGACAGGAAAAAAUAGAAGGAAAAAAUGGAAACAGAUCUUUGUAAAUAGGGAGUGAGAGAGGGGCUGAAGGGAAGGGAGGGGAAUGAGAAAAGAAGCAAGACAUGUCAUGUAAAGGUACAGAUUCCCUAUGAUGAAUGUGAUCGUUGCAAAACUCUAGAAUGAUCCUAUAAAAUAAAACAUUGCAAAAGCAAAAAGGAGACAGCAGAGAAGAAUUUGAGGGGAGUCAAUAACAAUAAUUAAAAGUUACUAAAAGCUUCCUGAGCCAGGUGCUAUCCUAACUGUAGUUCACACAUUUGCUUCUCUGAUCCCCAGUGUCACCCUGUGAGGUAUCAUUUCCCCUUCUUUCCAGUUGUGGAACCUGAAAGAUGGGGAAGUCUGAUAAUUUGCCAUUGCCUUUAUAUCUUAAUUGGGAGCCGGGAUUGAUCUAGUUCAUUCCAGAGCGUACAGAACUGUGGCACCACAACUACAAUCCUUACACAAUGGCCAAGAUUCUGACAAGAAGAAUUAGGUGAGAGGACUUUCCAAACCCAGCCAGUGGGAUAAAUGAAGGGCACAGAGGUGGAAAAUGAGACGUGUAUUUUGGGGCUGGAGAUGCUCAGUAGGAGAGCAUUUGCCCAGCAGACAUGAGGCUCCGGGUUGUAACCCCACUGAUGCAAAAUUUAAGUCUGCCUUAGACCUGGUUGGGACUUGGGUUAUGAGAGCUAAGUGCUGGGAGGUAGAAGCCGGAAGCAGCUCGGGGACAGUCACAAAGACUGCAGACUUGGGCUGUCAUUCCACUGGGGGCUUUCGAGCAAGGAGGUGAUAGAAUCACAGCUGGCCUUCAGUGAGUCACUGAUGGUUACAGAUAUAACCGAGGAUGGGCACAGUGGGGAGCCUGGCAGGGGGAGGCCAUGAAAAGGCUAUUGUGACAGUCCAGGCAGGAGAUAAUUGGCACCCGCAUGAGGUAGGGCACCAAAAAUGAAACAAAGAAGAAAAAGAGGGAAGGCACGGAGGAGGCAGAAAUGGAUGGAGCUGUGGCAAAGCAAAUGUAGGAGUGAGGGAAAAGGAGAAGCCUGAGGUAGAGUUUUCUGCCCAGGUGACUCAUGACCGGGAGUUAUUUUAUAACAGGAGUGGGUAAGAGUUGACGUUAGGGGAUUAUAAAAAGGACACAGAGCCCUGCUGUUGUUUGGAUCUUAAAUGUCGCCCCAAAGACCUCGGUGUUAAAGGCCAGGUCAUGGGCCCACGGUGCUAGGAAGAGGUGGAAACCGGAAGAGGUAGAGUCACGGUGGGAGAAAUCGGGUAACUGGGAGCGUGCCCUGGCAGGGCUGCUGGGACACCACCUGUCUCUGCUGCUUUGCUUCCCUCUGCCACACACUGUGUCUGCGAUUGAUACCAUUCCACUGUGGUUAAAAGCCACAAGGCCAACCAGCCAUGGACUAAAACCUCUGGAACCGGAGGUCUGAAAUAAACCUUCCUCCUUGCAAGUUGGUUAUCCCUUGCAUUUUGGUUACUCUGGUGGGAAGCUGACUUCUCUGCACCCCCUGGCCCAGGAAAGUCCAGGAGCUCUCCCCACACAAGGAAAGCAUUCCAUCUUCUGGGAGAGCAGGGAGCCAAGGUCAGAUUUAGUCAUGACAUGCAAAGGAGAGCAGCCCAGACCCCACAGCUUCCUGCCAGGCUGUGAGACAGAAUCUGCUGCCUGCCUCUCCCCUGGAUGCUGGUGUUUGCUGGCAAGCUUUGCCACUUCCUGGCUUGUUGAUGCACUGCUGCCAUCUCUGCCUUCUUCUUCACAUGGCACUCCUGUGCCUACAUCUGUUCAAAUUCUUCUCUUUCUACAGAAACCAGAGUCUAACUGUUCCAUCAGGACUGCACCUUAACCCUCCUUGCCACAUCUUCAACAACCCGAUUUCCAAGUCAGGUCACACCCUGAGAUGCUGGGGAUUAGGGGGCCAGCGUGUGAAUUUUGGUGGAUACACCUCACUCCAGAACAUCCAUAAACGAGAUGAAAGCUUGUUGUUCUCAAAAGAAGGCCAGGUUUCUCUUGUCCUUAGACAUCUUCUGGAGAUUGGCAGGCAAUUUAUUGUUGGCUUAAAAAUAUUCUGUAAUCAUGUGGAGCUGUGGUCUGUUGACAGCUCAUUACUGGGACUGCAAAUAUUUUUAACCGGUCAAAGAAGGUCAGGCAUGAAUUAUUCCCAUGCUUGGCACAUUCUCCUGGUUCCCCAGCUCUAGAGCACUAGUAACCCUUCCCUGAGAUAUUUUGGAAAAGUAGCUCUCUGGCCAGUAGCAUAUGCAUGUGAGCUAGAGAGCUGUCCCUUGGGUAGAAGCUGCUUAAGAGAAAGAACAGGUGAAGGUCAGAGCCUGCACCGGGGACACCCAGGAUGUUCAGGUUCAGACAGAGUCCCACAUCUAAGGCCUAUUCUGAAGUGACUUGUGUCCAUUUUGUCUGGAUCAAAGUUCUGGGUUCUUCCUUGUGGGGGAAAAAAAACAACUCAAGGGCACCAGGCCAUACUGAAUAUAUCCAGUGCCUGGAGGACUGGGCAUCGUGGAGAUAGAUGGGCAUCCAUGAAUGGUAAAUUCUGGAUGUUUAUCAUUCAGCUCCAGUGCCUCCCUAAAUAGCUCUUUGGUGGUACUGCAUUUUCAUGUGGCUAUAUUUACAUUUACACCCCAUUUAUAUGAUUUUCCAGAGCUUGAAGCUGAUAGCUUAAAACCUUUCCCUUCAAUUUCAGUUUGCUUUGCUCUCCCAGCCUCUGUAUCCUUGAAAAUGAGCUUCUCUGAGCUCCUCAUUAAUUUUUCACUCCUCUCACUGUGGGAGACUUACACAUACAUGGCAUUAGGAUUGCAGGCCAAGGAAUACUUGGCAAGCAGUAAGUUUCAGAAACAACCUCCAGAGAUUUGACGGGUAAAAUACCCCGUACCUGCCUGUGCACUAAUUAUGGGAUUCCCAUGAGACCUUAAGAAAGAUGCUUGAUGUCCCGAAAUCAGGAUACACAGUGACUUCUUCUGUUUUUUUUUUCUAAUUGGAUGUUAAGUUAAGAUUAGCAAUGUGAUACACUAGCAAGAUUACCACUGUUCUGGCUGUAAGUAACCACAUGGAUGACCUUAAGCAAGUGUACACCUCUCUCUGAACUCUAUCAGCUCAUCCUGUAAAAGUGUAUCCCACUAGGCCAUCUAAAAGGACUGUGUUACCUCUAAGCCUUUCUCACAUUCUGGCAGUGGCCAGGUAUUCUUCUCAUUGGUACCAAAAAAAAAAAAAAAGUCAUUUAAUAAGGGUUCCUCAUUCCCAUUAUUUCUGUAGCCAGACAGGAUCUGUGGGUUGGAGAACUAAAGAACUCACCUGCUCCAGCUUUAUGUAAGAAAUGUGCUAUGUAGAAAUCUCCCACUUAAAAUAGGCCUGCAGCCAGCUCUGCCAGGACUUUGGAUGCUGUCGCCUUGACCUGCCUGUCCCACACAAGCAUCACGCCCAUUAGAUUUGAAUGUGUUUGAGGGAACUUCGAAAAAGUUACUCAGAGUGCUGCAGUUUGGAGUUUUGUAGGACAAGUGUGGGGAAGAGACAUCUGUAAUGAGACUGGAAACUCAGUAAACCACCAGCACAACCACCUGGCAGAUCGAUGGCAUCAAAACUUUUACCCAGCUGGUUUAAUUGUCAGUGGAGCGUGUACCGGGUCAAAGUGGGAAGAUUUACAUUGGUUUAGUCCAUUUAUAAGUAAACCAACAGUGUGUGAGGUUCCUUUUUGCAAAGUCUUCUAGGAUGAGGUUGCCUUCUGAGUACAUAGAUGACCUUCCAAGAACUAAUAACUCAAAUGCUCAGUGACCAAAAUAAGAGUAAGUUGAGGCCAAGGGCAUGGCUCAGUGGCACAACACCUGUCUGGCAAGCUUGACGUCCUGAGUUCAAUUCCCAAUUCCAAAAAGAAAAAAAGUUGAAAUGUCGUGUUUUGUUACCUUGUGCCACCUGUAUCUGCCUUGCAGAAGUACUCUUGGGAAUGAAUCUUGUAAGUAAGACUCAGUGGAAAAAAAAGCAAACGUGUUAGGGAUUAAAUAGAAUCAUAAUGACAGAACUUUCUCCCCCAAAAUUUCCUUCCUUCCUUAGUACUUUUGUAAGAGAGGAAAAGGCUGUAAUGGUUUGCCUCUAUGACUAAUAAAAAACCAAAGGAAUCUUCAGGCUGAGCUAAAGAUGAGAGUAUUUUUAGGAAAAUACAGCAAAUAGGCACUAGAGUACAAUUUGUUACACCAACAGUAAAUCAGAAUGUGUUGGAUAACAAUGCAUUAUUCAUAUGAGCAGGGAGUGGUACACAGUACAGUGCUUAAAAUGCUGGGUGCAGAAGUCCCAAGCGUGUCUCUCUCAUUAUGUACCCAAGAAGUUGCUGUAUAAGAGUGGGUUAAAGCAGAGGUGUCUGUGAGUGGAGCUCUGCCCAUACUUAAAAUCCUUGGCAUGACCCCACUGUACUUCCCAAACAGGUUCUACUUCAGAUGAAUUGACGAAUUUCCCUGGAGUUUGAUUUCCUCCUGCAUGAAGUGAAGCAUUCAGAAUGGAUGUUCUCUGAGGCUCCCACCAGACAGCCUAAUAUUCUUUACUUUUAUAGCAACCAAUUUGCAAAAAGAUGUGCACAAUUUUAUUAAGCAUAUCUUCAGUUGCAUUCCAAUAUCAUAGCAGCAGAAAUGCUAGGUCCAGUGUUUACCCUUUCUGUUAGCAAAACAUCCUUCUUUGUACAAUGCCCUCCCCAGCCACUGCUCCUGAAAGUAUUUUAUGAUGUUUCUGAAAGCUUCUUUUAAAAACAACCCCUACAGGAAGUAUGACUGUGCUCUUUAAAGGCAAUAGCAGUGGGCUUCAUAACAGGAACACAGGAAUACAAUGUCCCUCUCGUCACUGUUAGUUUCUCUCCACAAAGAUGUACUUACUCCUCCUGCCAUGCUUUCUUCAAAGCAAGAAGAGGGCUUCCUACUUAACAGGAAAGAGCUGUGAAUGGCUAAGACAGCUUGAGGAAUGGACUUGAGAUUUCACUGUUGGUCCUUUCUCUCUCUCUGACCAGCUGCGUGGUCCACCUACUUCUGCCUACCAUGACACCUUCUUCCCUUUUCUUCUACACUCUGUGUAUCUGCUCCUCUCUCUCUCUCUCUCUCUCUCUCUCUCUCUCUCUCUCUCUCUCUCUCUCUCUCUCUCUCCUUCUGUGUUGCAUCAACCAAGGCUCUGGUGGGCAUCCAUCUGCUCCAUCAGCACAUUGCAGAUGACGGGCCAUGGACAUUAUUAUGUCUUCGGUGUGCUGAGGGGGAAAUACCAUCGGCCAACAGUUUUGUGCCCAGUUAAACCAUCAUUCAGGGGAGAUGAAGAUACUCUUAAAAGCUAUGUGUAAAAUUCUAAAAGAGAUGGCCCCAAAGAGACAUCUCUCCCAAGAAAUGUGAAAGACACGGCAAAGAAAUGUGAAGAGGCUUCAGAAAGAGCUGGGAGCCCUAACGGAGGAGGAGAACGUGGAAUUGGUAAUGGGUAAAGACACCAGGAGGCUUUUAUAAAUGCAGAUAGGCAUUCGUCGUGCAGAAAUGAAGAUGUAAUAAUAAGGAGCAAUUGGAUGAUUGUUUUUCAGAAAGGCAGAACUAGUAUACAUGAAACAGGAGGGGGUGAUCUGAGCAAAGAAGCUCUGAGCAAACUGUUAUUCUGGGGUUGGAGGGAAACAGAGAUAGGAAGACAUUCUGAACUUUCCUUACAAGCAUACUGGGAACAAGUCAGGUUGCCACUAAAAACACAGAAGUACAGUAUAGAGUAUAACUUGAACCAGGGAAGAGAGAAAAAGAGAAUAAUGAAAUCCUUUAACACUUAAAGAGAAGAUAAUAAAGAGGGACAAAUAGCAGGAAAAUCAUGGUAAUUAGCAUUAAAUAACAUGGCAGAAAUAAAUCCAAAUAUGUCAAUAAUCACAAUGUACAUGAGCUUUCUGUAUGUACCAGUUAAAAGAUUGGUGUUGUGUAAAACUAUACAGCAGAGCUCAGAUAUAUGCUAUUUAGAAAAGUACUUACAGAUGAAGGCUAUAGAAAAAGUUUAAAAUAAUGUAAAGACAUACCAACUAAUAUUUAAAAAGGAGUGUCAGUUUACAUAAAUGUCAUGCAGAGUAGAUGUUAAAGGGGAAAUGUUUUAAAUGGGAGUCUUUCUGUAUGGAUAAAGAGAACAAUUCAAAAUACGAAUAGGUAUAGCUAACUUCAUAGUCUCAGAGUGUGCACAGCACAAGCUGGCAGAAUCUGAGGAUAAAUGUGUGCCUCUCAAGAACUGAUAGAUCAGGCAGAGAAAAAGAAGUCAGGAUAAAAAAUGAAUGUACAUAAUUAACAAGCUGUGAGAUAGCCAACCCCAUCACAAGACUAGAAAUUUAAUGAUAAAUACGUAUUUUAUAAAUUGCAUUCAAUAUUAAAUACAUCUUUAGAACCAAUGGAAAAUAGAUAUAUUCUCUGUCAAACUCAUGCAACCUGUAGCAUGUCCCGUAUGUAGAGGAAAGUGUAUAACCUUCAAGAUGUACCUUACAAAAACAAAUUGGAAGACACCAAAGUUAAUAAACCAAAAAGAAUUUAAAAAAUCAGUUAUUGGGUUUUGUUUUCUUUUGUUUUUGUGGAUCGAAUUGACAACCUCGUGCUUGCCAGGCAGGUGCUAUGCUGCUGAGCUAAAUCCCCCGGCCCUUAAAAAAAUAAGUUUAUAAAAUCUAAAAAUAGUUACUUAAAAAGACUUCUAAGAUACAUUAAAAAAAACCUAAUCAAAUUACCUACAAAUAAGACACACAUUUUAAAACUAGAAGUGAAAACAAUAUCACUAUAGAGUAGAAUUUUUAAUUUUUUAGUUCCACUGAUACAUGUUAGAUAUACAUAAUGAUCACAUUCAUUACAUCAGGGAGUUUGUACCCAUAUGUAAUGUGUCUUGAUUCCUUUUUUUCAGCCCUCUUCCCCUCCCUUCAAUCUUCUUUCCCUCAAGAAAAACUUAGAAUAGUAUUUUUUCAAAAUUUGAAAAUCUAGGUUAAAAAGACAGCUUGCUAGAAAAUAGUAUAAAUUGCCAAGAUAAGCACUGGUGCAGCUAGAAAACUUGAAUAAACUAUAAUCCGUAUGCAAUUAAGUCAGUAAUUUAAAAUCCUUCCUCUUUUCUGCAACAUUUUAAAAUCGGAGUGUGAUUGACAGACACGAAUAUUCAUUUGUCUUAAUCACUUCCUUGUCUCUGAGGCAAAAUACCCAACGCACACUACCUAAAAAAGAGGUCUGUCUGGGCUUCCGGCCACAGUCUGAGGUCAGCUGGACCCGAGGCCAGAGCAGCAUAGUGGGAGUGGCCGGACAGAGGAGGCUGCUCACACCAUGGCAGCCAGGAAGCAGAGAGAGCAGGCGCAGGGAGGCGGAUCAGCCCUUCCAGGUUACGCCCCCCGGUGGCCCCUCAGCCAGGCUCUAUCUCCUCACAGCACUUUUAGCUAUGGGUGGAGCCACUGAUGAGCAUAGCAUCCCCACGACCCAAUCACCUUCCGCAUGCCCAGCCUGAGUCUCUCUAGAGCCAAUCAGUUUUCAUGCACAGUUCUAUGAGUUCUAACCAUCAUACACAGAAUGAAACCUCAUCACAACCAAGAGACAUCUCAGCUUUGUUGCCCUUAGCUCAGGCUCUUUUAUAAAUUACUUAUCCUCUCACCUCAGACCCCAGUAACCAUGGAUCUGUUUUCUACCCCUAUAAUUUCAUCUGUUCUAGAAUGUAAUAUAAGUAGAAUCACAUGGUAUGUAGUGUUUUGAAAAUACAUUUCAGAUUUAUCCAUAAAAUGAUGUGUAUCUGUAGUCUUUUCCUUUUUCUUACUGUAUAAUAUGCCUUUGUGUAGAUGUACCACAGUUCAUCCCUUUGACUACUGAAAGACUUUUGUAGUUUUGUAGUUUGGGGCCAUUAUGUGGAAACGUGUUCAUUUCACCUGGGUAAAUAACUCAAAAUGAGAUUGCUGGGUUGUGGUAGAGUAUAUUCAAGUUUAUAAGAAAUUGAUGUUUGUUUUCAAAAGUGUUAGUAUCACUUUGCAUUCUUUUAAAUAGUGUGAUUUGAUUCCAGUUUCUCUCAUGCUUCUCAACACUGAAUAAUCUUUUUAAUUGUAGACAUUCUAGUGAUGUGAGUACUACCUUGCUGCAGUUGGACUUCACAUUUCUCUAAAUGAUUACUGAAGUUCUUUUCAUGUACUAAUUUGCAAUUUUAUGUUUUUUCUCAAAUCUUUUGCUUUUUUUUUUUACAUUUUCCCUAUUACUGAAUUUUCAGAUUGAUUUUCUCUAGAUAAAAAUUAUUUACAAUAAUUUAAAAUUAUCCUUUAAAAAAAGAAAAAAGAAGUAGGUCUAGGUGAUCAUUAAGCCAAAUUCUACUCAAAUCAGUAAGGAAAAACUGUAAAUUAUCCCAAAAAGUAUAAAGUAAGAGAAUGGUUAUGUUGUGAUCAUAAUACUAGAACAGCCAGAAUAAGAAAGGAAAGUUUGUUGACCAGUUUUAUUGACAACAUAGAUUAAAUACCAUGCAACCAAAUUCAACAACUUGGGAAAAGGUAUCGUGCCCAAAUGAGGCGUACCCAAACAUAGAUGGUCUCACAUUAGAAAAAUAAUUGAUAUAAUUUACCAUAAAACCAUAUUAUUAGGAAAACCAAAUAGUCCUAAAGACGAAAAAACACAUUUUGAUGAAAUUAUAUUAAGGAAAAAGACAUAAGAAAUUACAAAUAAAAGCAGUCAUUUUAAUCUGGUAGAAAGGACUUCCCAAAAAGUGCCAUAUUGAAUGGUGAGAUAUUAGAAAUCUCUCCUCACAAUGGAAAGAGAGGAGUAUUCAUCCAUACAUUCUCCAUCUCACAUAAUUUUGAAGGUUCUACCCAGAAAAGCAAGGCAUGUCUUCACAGAGAGUAAAAGAGAAUCUACGGGCAGACUUAGAAUUAGUAUGUAGCCUUGGUAAAUUUGCUAUGAAUGUAAAAUUAAUAUUUUUAAUAGAAUUUAUAUAUACCCACCGGCCAAAAGUGAUAAGAAAACAUAUUUGUAAAGAGAUUCUGUUCUUGAUGGCCAAAAAAAAAAAAUCCUAUCAAUCAAAUAAAAAGCCCAAGAAUCAGAACUAUGAUUCUGGCUUCUACAUUUCAUGCCUUAAAGGAAUUGGGUUUUUAUUUUGCCACGUAGGGGAAAUCUGAUUUCUCUUCUGACCCGUUUUACAAAUGUCUAUACUCACAUGCUUCUGUCCUUCCAAUGUGUAUAUACUGAUCCCUGUAGUUUUUUGCCAAUUCUUUAUUGAGAAGAAACUGUGUUUUAGUGGCUUUCUUUUGUAUAGUACUGAUUGAGCAAGUUUCCUUUUUUAGAUCUGGAAGAAUUCCUUCCAAAAACUUAACUCUCAGAGCCUUCUAAACAGCUAAAACAGUCUUCGUUUUGACUCUUUUCUCUUUCUCUUUGCCCAUCUUUGAGUCUCGUCCUUUUGGUUGUCCCCAUUGUCACCCUGAAAAGAGCCCUUCUAAAAUCAGCGUCAUCAUUUAAGUAGACGACACUUCCUCUGCAGGAAGGCAGGGGAGUCCAGUGAGAUCCACAGCACUGUGUUUCCUCUGGAGAACAGGGCAUCAUGCUGUUUAGCUCUGUAUCCUCUGAGCCUAAAAAACAGUCUUGAAAAAAAAGGGUACUGAUUAUAUUUUGCAAGAGUUUAUACAAAACUUCAAAUGUGCAGAAAACAGAACAAUUACUUUAGAUUUCCCAAGAGCAGAUAAAGAGACUGCUUUCUCUCUCCCAUCUUCUUUUUCUUUUCUGUCACUGUGGAAACAUAAAGGGACUUCUUUUAGGCCCCCCACUAAUCCCGGAUUAUUUCUUCUCUUUACCCAUCCCCCACCACCAAAGCCUCUGGUGUACAGGUGGAUCCCCACCUCUGGACACCCAUCAGCACACCUGCUCAAACUCCAUCCUUGGGAAGCUCUUGGCCAUGGGAUGCAGGGGCUCUCAAAUACCCAGAAUGUGGUUUAAAGAAGGGGACUCCUGGUGGGCCCACUGUUGGCAUGGUCAUCUCGCGCUUUUGAGGGCUAGCACUGCAGGGACAUUGUCACAGACCACAGGCUUAGGGUAGGCUCUCUUGGGUCUAAGUAUGCAACCAGAAAUACAUCAAUUUGUUUCCUGAAGAUUUCUGACUCACUCAACACAUUAUCAGUUUUUAAAGUAGAAUCGUAAUGUUAAGAACUCGAGGAGACCUUCACAAUUAUCUCACCUAAACUUUUCAUUAAAUGGAGAAACCAGGAGAGAGACCAGAGCUGACCUGCCAGUGGGUUAGCACUAGGUGAGGGAUAGAAAACCAGGUUUCCCCAGGCUCGGUGGGGAUCUGGCUGAUCCUUCCAGUUCCCGUACUCUGUCUACAAAUCCACAGUUUCCAUCACUGUUGUUCUGAAUGGCUUGAUAAACCACAGGCCAGCUUUGUUACUGGUGGCUAAGACGGAUCCAUUGGAACAGCCUCAUGGGACGAGGGCAGAGGAAAAUGCACCUGCGUGCCCAGCUGCUAAGAAACAAACUUAGGAGUCGCUCACUGGGAAAUAACAAAUUCCUAGUGAUGAAUAGGAAGUGUCACUUAGAAUCAGAAAUUGACCCCAGCAGGCUGUUAGAUACAAUGAAGUAUCCGAAGCCAAGUGACACAGUAGGAAGGGGACAGCAUUGCAUCGUCAACUUCUCUUAAAGUUGUCCCUUUUCAUCCCUUCUGAUCCCUUUGCAGUGAUGUUCGUACCUGAAACAGCUGCUCUGUACCUGCAUGUCAGCCAUCACUGAGCCCUGAACACUGCAGCUGUAAUUCUUUGAGUUUCUUCUCUAACAAAGUGAGAAGGACAAGAUAGUUUGCUUAUCUCUUUUCAUUGCUUUGCAUGUUUUUUGUGCUUUUAACAAAUUACAUUUUGAAUAGUUGCUGUUUGCAGAUAGCUCCUGACUGAAUUUGUUUUUUCAACUUUACUGUGGCAUGAAAGCAUCUACAUUUAGCAGAAACUACUUAAUAUUCUGAAUUUAGAUCUUUUCUAGGCAAGUGACAUGUGGCCCUGUCCUGUUCCUGUCUCAUGUGAUUCUGGGUAGUGAUAGCAGCUGCAGCUCCGAGAUCACCGGAGAUAUCACUGACUCUCAGGGCGCUGUGCUGGGAUGUCCAGUCGUAGCUAGGAUGUGUGAGAUGUAUUUUUGACUCAUGAUAUUUUUAGCUCAUGAUGGGCCUUAUUCUUUAGAUUGAAAAUGUCCCCCUAAAGUCUCAUGUGUUCAGAGAUGGGGUAUUCAGGUGAUGGGCUCACAAGAGCUCUGCCUUCAUCAGUGGGUUAACUCACUCAUAAGAUCAUGAUUUGGUGACAUUAUUGGGAGGUGAUGGAAACUUGGUAGGGAAGGCCAGUAGAAAGUCAUAGAUCAUGGAAUGUUACCUUGGGGGGUAUGUCUAGCCCCCAGCCCCUUUCUCUUGGGCUGUCCCCUGCUCUCCUUUCUGUCUGCCAUGAGCAGCUUUCUUCCACUCCACCCUCCCACUGUGAUAUUCUGCCUCAUCUCUGGUCAAGGCCAGUUGGCCGUGAACUAAAACCUCUGAAACCCUGAGCCAAAAUUAACCUUUCCUUCUUUAAAUCAUUUACAUUGAGUGUUUGUCAUGGUGACGAAACAUUGACUAACACAACAGGCUUAUUGAGACAUAACCUGGUUGAUAGGAGCUUCUGUGCUAGGUCUUGUGCUAGGUACAAAGAAUAUAGAGGUAAACAAGGCAGACUUCACCCUGUUCUUGAUGAUCACUAGGGAGAACCACAAGAGAGCUUCAGGAGAUGAAGCAAGUGUGUGCAAAGGCUACACAGAGAACUUCAGAAACCCUAUAGAGGAAUGGCCAAAGGGACUGUCCGUUAGCAGGGCCAGGCGAAAAUGCCAGAAUAGAUGCUUUGAUACUUCUUAUCUUCAUUGGGAACAACGUGAGCGACCCCCUGCAAGAUUUAGGCAACGAGGUGAUGUUUCCGUAGUUUAAAAGUUCUUAGAAUAGGAAAUAGGGACCUAGAACAGGCUGUGGAGUAUCUUGUUAAAUGAUCUUUAAAGCAGACUCCCUGGCCUGAGGUAGCUCAGCCACGAUGAUGAAUCAGAGAGUUCCCCGGAUCAGUCUGAACAUGGCUUGCAUUUGUAUGAUAGGCAAAGUGCUCAGUGAUACCAGACAGCAGUGUGCGGCUACUGGGUUAUUAGAAACUGGCAUUGCAGCAUUGGAAACUGCUGCUAGGUUUUGUGAACUAUGGAAAAGCCAGAAGUCAAAAGCUCCUAACUUUUAAUGAGCUUACUUUGUUAUUGCAUUAAUAUGAGUUAAAGAAGAAAGGAAGAAGGAAGGAAGGAAGCGAGCAUCUUCUGAUCCAGCCAUGUAGUUUCAUAUACAUAUACAUACAUAUAUAUGUUGCAUUCAUAUUAUAUCAUAUCAUAUAUUACAUUAUAUUAUAUGCAACAACUUAGAAAUAUGUUAGAGGUCAGCUGUGUUUAGCCAAAAGAAUGCUGGGUGUAUCCAAAUCCAUAAACUGGGAAUUAACUAGGCUGUGUCUGCAGGAAUUGUCAGAGUAUUAGGAAUGUUGAGCAGCCCGUUGCUGUCAGCAUUCCCCGUGUCACAGCUGUUUCCUGUCCAGCCAGCUUGCUGCCUUAAGCCCUAUGGCCUGCAAGAAGCAGCUGUGUCCCACACUCCAGGCAGGCUUAAUUCGUCACUGUGCCCUCUGCACUUUGUACGAAGGAGGCAUUCCAGAGACCGAGCACCAGAGCAGCCCGUCUCAGAGGAGCUCCUUCCAGGACACAGCUGACAUGUGCUCCAGUCUGGAUCCUCUAUAUUGGGCCUCAGUCUAGUUCUUCUGUGAAUAUUAUGUUUAUGAAUGGCUCUUCUGUUCAACAGAAAUUAAAUACUAAACAUAGACCAAAAGCUAGGACUGAAAGUUAAGAUAAUCAUGGUUCCUAGAGAGAAUCUGAUUUCAAAGAAGCAUUAUCCAACAGGGUGUGUGAUUUUUAUUCUAUGGUAAAAUUACUAAACAAAUUUUCCAUUUUAAAGUGAAAGUGACUUAUCCAGGCACAGUGGCGCACAUCUGUCAUUCUAGCACUGAGCCAAGAGGACAGUAAGUUCUAGCCCACCGUGUGCAACUUAGUGACUUAGUAAGAUCCUGUCUCGAUACAAAAGGUGCAAAGGGGGCUGGAGUGUGGCUCAGUGCAAAGGCCUGGUUUCACUUCUCACCACCAAAACAUUUUAAAAAGAUUUAUCUGUGUCAUGCUUCCCCUAUACCUCUGUCAUUUUGUAACAGUGGUGAUGUAGGGGGUGUGGUGCAGCUUAAAGUAUUGUGGUUUAGAAAAAGAGCAGGAAACAGCAAAGGUGCCCAGGAAAGAGACUGAGAUAAAAGAGUUGAAAGCAUAAAAUUGAUACGUUUACGUGAUGACACAAACAUGCUACACAUUUUUGAUACAGAUGAGAGUAUAAAACAAUGUAAACAUUGAUUACAGCAGUACAAACCUGCAUGACAGUUGUAUUUAUCACUCACCCCUUCUUUCUCUCUGUUUGCCCACCCUCACAUGUUGGGGAUAUGUUGAAACCCUCCCUGUCCUCAGUGUGUCUGCCUUUGAAUAUGGGAGCAUUAAGGAAGAAAUAAAGGUAAAAGAAGGUUGGAAGUGUGGGGCCCUGAGCUGAUAGGAUUAGUGCCCUUGUAAGCAGAUACAGUAGAGAUUUUUCUUGUAUCUGUCAUACUAUGCACAAAGAGGCGGUAGGUGGGCACACUGCAAGAUAGCAGCCGUCUACAUCCAGAAGAACUCUCAGAAUGAACCUACCUGGUCUUGAACUCCCUACCUUUCAGACUGUGAGAAAUAAGUUCAUAUUGUUUAAGCCAUAUAGUUUCUGGGAUUUUAUUUUGGCUAGGUGUUUUUCCCCCAAUAUUAGGGAUUGAUUGAACCCAGGUCCUUCGCACUGAGCUACAUCCCUAGAUAGGGUCUUGCUAAGUUGCCUAGGUGUGGCUCAAAUGUUUCAUCCUCCUGCCUCAGCCUCCCUGCGGGCUGAAGCAGAAGUGUGUGCUACCAAACCUGGCUUUUGGCAAUCUUGAGCAGACUGGUACUUUCCCUCUUCGCAACCUCACUCUUAAAAGAGAAAGCUCAGUGGAAAAAGUGGUGGAGUUGAUAGAUUUUUAAUUUACAAGCAGUGAAAAGACAGAGCAUAUGAUCUGCUGGGUGAAUGAUUUCAGUAGUGAGUCACUGGCCAUCUUCUCCGUUCCCAGCCCUCUGUGUGGGUCACUGUCAUGUGAGGCAUUCCUAGGUCACUGGAAGGAAGUGGAACAGGUUUCAUCUCGGCCUUCUUGAGUUUUCCUUGUCAACGGAUUUCUGAGUGUGAUAAUCUCAGUUUGAAUCACAGUAAAAACUUUGGUGGGAACAUCCUGACUUCACUUUGGCACGGGAACAGGCAGACUAAGAAAAUAAACCUACCCAUAACCGGAAGUUCACCCAAAGACUGAAGUGAACAGGGCGGGGGUGGAGAUGGAGGUGAAGGAAAAGGCAUAUGAAUUUGCACUUAACUUGGAAAUGCAGUUGAUCCUGCAUUUUAUCAGCUCGAGUCGAUUAUAAGGAAGUUUCCUGUUAGAUCAGAGACUUCCCCAACUAACUGGGUAACUCGGCAAAAGGAAGAGUUGCAUUUUGAUCUGUCGGCUUAUCCCAUUUCAUGGUCUGUGUGUUCAGACGUGUAGAAUAGGAAAGCAGGUAGACAGAGCAGUCGGGCUUUCUGAAACCCGGAAGGCAGGUCUCCCUUGAUCUUUGUGUCAUUUCUUCUACCUGCACGAAUAACUGGACUCUGAAAGCAUCACUACUAGGAAUGACACUCCUCUCCUUCGUGCUGCCUGUUUCUGUUUAAAUGUCAUCCCCACAAAGGAUGUUAACUUGUGACUUUUUAAUGCUAGGGCACCGCCAAUGUAUUCAGGCAACCUGUGGAGGUUACCAUGAAAAUCUUUCCAACACACACUUCCUUUUUCCUUCUUAACCUGGGGAAAAUGUACUCGGGAAGCUUCUCAGGGAAGCAGAUAAAAUCUCAGUGACAGAGUUGGUGUAGAUUAAUAUCAGCAAUUAAAUUUGAGAGGCUCUGGACGUUUUUAAGAGAUGCCUUUGUACACAGCAGGGAAAAGAAGAGGCACAGGGACCGAGGAUUUGACAGAACUCAAGGGGCAGAAGCAUAUGAAGAAGCUCCCGUGGUGUUAGUUCUCUGUGUGGUUUUAAAGCAUUCUGCUUUUGGAGUUGCCCGUGUUGUUUAUCAAGUGUGGGUUUUGCAAGCCUUGUCCUUGGGGACCGUCCUUGUGUAUAGAGGUGCCAGGAAAGAUAAAGUUGCACCUGCAGUGAGUUCUUCUGAGAGACUUGUGGUUUCUCCACGCUACCAGCCAGGACCUCUGGGUGUCACAAAGGAUUUUAUUGCAUCCUCACUACUAGGAACAAAGUCAGGAUAAGAAGAUGGCAUGGCAGAAGUUGCUUUUUGGGUUUUGUCCUGGAAUUCUGGGGACUGAAACCAAGGCCUCGCUAGUGCUAGGCACACACUCUGCCCCUGAGCUACAGUCCCAGCCCAGCAUAGUAAAAGUGUAAAUGCAGAGGGAAGAAUUAAUCCUUUUCAAAAUGAGAACACAUAGGCUGUCUGUUAUUCCACGCCGUAAUAAAGUAGAAGGAAAUGAUUGGGUACGGGGUUGCCUAUGGAUGCAAGUUUUGACAAACUCAGCCUUGUACUUUCAUUCUGAAACCACGUUAACUCUUUGUGACUCACAUAAUUGCAGCCUGGGGCUCUUUAUUCCCUUGGGUGCUCUGUCGGUGUUUUCGCUCAGGGAUAAGGGCGCUGAACUUCCAAACAGCCUCUAAAAUCUCUUUGUGUUUUCUGUGUACAAUGGAAAAUGUUGUAGUUAUGAAAGGUGGAUUUAUUUCUGAAAAAAGAUUAUGCAAGUUAAUCCAUGCCUGGAUCUCCCGAGCUCCACUUUUCCAUCCAAGUCUCAUGCCCAGGGCCACCACUCACGUUAUAAAGGAGGGACUGAACUAUAAAAUAAUUCACUGGGAUAAUUUAUUUAUAGUCUAUACUUAAAAUGCAUAUCGGUGGUAGUACUCUAGAUGCUACUGUUUCUGUUGUUAGAGGGAGGAAGUGACAGUACUUUGAAACCUUACACAACCCUUUGACAAGGAAACAGUUCAUGUUGAAGAAUGUCCGCCAGCCCCAGCUACGUGUCCAGAUGGGGACCGAGUAGUGAAUAGCCAGAUUCCCUGUCCUCCACAGCACAAAGCUCUGCUGUCCACUGAGCAGCUUGGUGGGCUUGUUGCUGCUUCUUGAGAGAGUUCAGGACUGGUGUCCCUUUCCUCCCUCCUUCCCUGCCCUCAGUCCCUCCCACCCGCCCUGUGCGAUCAUACCUUAUAAACCUAACGCAGAGCACAGCAGUACCCCGCCAGCAGUUGCCCAGCUUCCCGCUGUCUGACCCAGCUGCUCUCUGUGUCAGUCCUCCCAUGACACUCGAGCGUCCCUCGAUGGUUUCCAGAGCAGUCUGCACCCUGCUCACCUACUCCGAAUCCCACACCGUCUCCUCUCUGUCCUGGUUUUUAGUUUUCACUCAUAACUGAACCUUUGCACUCCCCAGUCAAGCACACGGCUUCUCCCAUCUGACAGAAUCCUUCUCUGACCUUGCACUCACCUCCACAUGCCAAGGCCACAUCUCUCACAGCUGAACUUCUCCAGCCACUCACUCCUUUAUUGAAGCUGCUGGUCCAUGGCUCCACACCCUCCGUGGUGCUACUUCAAAGUCUUCCUCUGAGCUAACUCAUGAAGACCUUUCGCACUCGGCCAGUUCCUCUCCUGUCCUGUGUCCUCUCCUCUUGGCCUCUGUCUUGCUUCCUUCUCUCCCCUUUCCUUCUCCGUCCGUUUCCUCUCGUCUACCUCUCCUGACCUCUACCUGUUAGCCUCCCGGUGGGCUUGGCCUGGCCCCUUCAUCCCAGGACUUCCUUUAUGGAAGAUUUUCAAUACAUACCUGACUUUGUAGAUUACGUUAGUCAGCUUGACAUUGCUGGGCCAAAAUACCUGACAUAUACAAAGGAGGAAAAAUUUGUAUUUUGCCUCGGAGUUUAGAGGAUUAAGUCCAUAGGUAGCUAGUGUUAGGGCACAAAUAUGGCAGAAGAGAGGCAGACGAAGGCUGCUCACUUCAUGGUAACCAGGAAGCUGAGAGAAAGAGCUAGGGAGAGAAGAGGGACCUGGGACAAUGUACAUCCUUCAAAGUCACACUCCCAGUGACCUGCUUCCUCCUACUGGUCCCCACCUCCUAACAGUGCACUCUGCCAUGAACCCGUCAGUGGGUUAAUGGAUCAAUGGGUUAACCCGCUGAUGACGUUAGCACUCUCCUGACAUGAUCAGCUAUCCAGGUCCCACUUCUGAACACUGUUGCUUUGAGAAUCAAACCCUCAUUUCAUGUGAGGUUUUGGGGACACAUCAUAUUUAAAUCAUAGUAGGAAUCAUCUGCCAGCUGACAAAACCCACACUUACAUCUCCUUCUGCAUUCUCUUCUAAGCACUAGAUACGUAUCUGACACCUCCAUUCUGCCUUGCGAGGACCUCACAAUCAGUAUAGCCAGAGCCAGUCACAGUCCACUCCCUUCCCUCUGAGCCUUCUGUGUUUCCUCCUUCCAUAAAAAAGGCUUCUGUCCAUACUCACUGAGGUAAAUCAAUACUGAUUUUAACACUUCCCCACACACCACCUAUCACCUUUGAUCACUCAUUGUCCUUUUGAUCUUAAAUUAUGUUCAGUUUUCUAUAGUUCCAGUGAGUAUUUCCCAAGCCAACCACUAAUGCUUCUUGGCUGGUCCAUCAAAAUAACCUCCUGUUGUCUUCCUGUGUCCACUUGGAGAGCCUGUGAUCAUGUCUCAGAAGUGUGUCCAUGGCAAUCGUAUGACUGGGGAAGCAUUGUCAUGUUUGUUCCCUCUCUACGACACUUGAUUUUCAAGUCCAGCAUGCUACUUAUCCUGUGGGACCCCUUGUGACCUUGCCCUGCCUACAAACCUUCACACCCCUGCCUCCACCCUGGCUCAGCAGCUGCAGACACCCCACCUUUCCUGUGCUUUGUCCUUCCCGCUCCUUGACCUCAGCACAUGACCUCAGAGUGUUGCUUCUAAAUGUUACUUGCUCAGGCAUCCUCCAGCUGACGUCAGGCACCAUCAUCAGCACUGUUCAGCAUACUGUUCUGUUUUCCAAGAACUUCCUUCUGUUCACACGCAUGUGUCUCCUCUUCCGAUGACACAGUAUUUGCCCCUCUGAGGAACCUGUAAACUGCGGCCUCCCUGUCUGCUCGGUCCAGAUAUCCAGGCCCACGCUAGGUGCUCGGUAAGAGCUGCUGAGUGAAUUGUGAGUGACCAACAGGAAUGUCCUCUGGAACUUCUCUAGUGACGCAGACUGCUCUGUCAAUGCCACUCGUGACAGGACUGUGGGAUGCAGCUUUCUUCCAGGGAACAAGGAUGAGAUUCCUAUUUCCUAUGGAAACUCUCUCCUGAUUGAGAAGCUCUACCUGUGUGUGUGUGUACCCUUUUACCUUCUGUCAUAUAGGACUCUUUGAUCUUUUAAGAAUUUCGAAGCAGACAUCAGAAAGAAUUUGUCAACUAAAAUUCAGACCCAGUAAGAUAGCAAUAGCUGUUUCAACCACAGCAGCGAAUGCUUACGUACAUUUUGCAGUUUUCUCUUUACCUGGGUAGUUGAUAGCUUUUGCAUAUAUGUUUCAAUUGCAAGAAGUGCCGAAAUACACACCUGAAAACUCUGGCCCGCCUCAGUGAAAAUCUCCGUCAUUCCUAACCCUCAUGGAUGAUGAUGAAAGAGAAAAGGUGGCUAACGCAGUGUCACAGACUAGACUCAUUCCGUUCUGUUCCACUGUACAAUGCUCAGGAACACUCGGUCAAGGAAAUACUGAGUGUAGACUCGAAAUCCUGACGGUGAGGGAUUCAUAAAGGACCAUAGUCAUAAAACUACAAGAAGAAAAGAAAGAAGAAAGAAUCAAAUUUCCCCAGAAGGGCAACAUUGAUCCUAACCACUGAAUUUGAUUUGGUUCUUGUCCAAUUGAGUUUUCAACCAGAAUCAUGGAAAGCAUCAGGUUUGUAAAGCAAGGUAUCUCUUUCUGUCUGUCUGUCUGUCUGUCUGUCUGUCUGUCUGUCUGUCUCCCUUGUAUGUCUCAUAUCCCAUAAGGGAGAAAAAACAAUAUCAUACCCUUCCUCAUUAUUAAGUUCAUGGCUCAGGCUCCCAUACUGAAAGGCAGAUUAACAAGCCUUAGAAACUUACCUUUAAUACACGUUUUAUGGACGUAGGCACCUUUGGAGAUGAAGCACCAAAGAAAAUGGAAAGGGCUGGGAAUGUACCUCAGUGGUAGAAUGUUCACCUAGUGUGCACAAAGCCCUGGGUUCCAUCGUAGGACUGCAAACAAAAUACAGACAGGGAAACUUGAACAUUGCUAGUCAUAGGUUUAAAUGAAGAAGUGGAUAAUCACAAGGAAAUACAAUUUAAGAAAAGCAUCUCCUUUAAUGGUAAUCACUUUUUGUCAUAUUUGCCAAACAGGAUUAUUGGCCUCAAAUACCUCACCAACAGACACUCCUUGUGUGAGUAGUUAAUUCCCAGUAUUUGGUAAACAGUGUACCUAUGGUAAGGGACUGAAGGACAAAAAUUCUUUUACAGCUUCCUACCCACCUCCAAAAUUCUAUCUCCAUACUCUAGCACCAGUUGAUACAUAUUAUAUUUAUUCAGCGAUGCUUCUCCCAGUCCACAGUCCUGGUAUCCUCAUCCAUCGGGUUCUCUAAUUCCUGCUUUGUGAGCCAGCACAUUUGGCUGUUGCUUUAGCAGAGUUGCCUUUAUCAAACUGUGUGAUUAUCAGUUUCAGGAAAUCCUUUCUCUAGGAAACCCAGCUGAUCAAUCAACAAGUAAUUUACUGUGCAGCUGUAAUUUGAACGAACACAAGAUAAGCUUGAUGCUUCAAUCCUGCUCAUACAUCUAAUUACAUAGUGAGGCUGAGUUAAUGAGGAUAAAAUACAGGCUCAAGAGAAAAGGAGAUAAUGCUGAUUGUAGCGGCAAUGAUCCUAGUUUAUUCACCCACUUCUUCCCACAGUUCAGUGCGCCCCAGGAUCUCUUGAGAGUCUGGUUAGAACUCAUGUUUUAGACCCUGUUCUUCAACCCUUCGGAAGCCGUACUUGGAAUGUCUUAGGGCCAAUAAAUGUUCAUUUCUACAGCAUUCCAGGCGAAGCUGAUAUUGCUGGUCAUUGCAUGGACCUGGCUUAGUGUAUCCCACAGCAAGUGCAGCCCACUCACAAAAUUUUCCUCCCUUCUCAUUUACCACUUUUGCAAAACAUGAUGUUAAAAGAAAGAGAAGAACCAGGGCUGGUGAUGCACACCUAUAAUCACAGCUCCUCAAGAGGCUGAGACAAGAAGAUAGGAAGUUCAAGAUCAGCCAGGACAAGUGGAGAGCCCUGACUCAGAAUACAGUCAAUGGAGAUGUUGUUCAGUGUGGAAAUCCACACAGAAAUUAUCAAUAUGUGGGUGUUCCCGUUACCCUGACCUGAUCAUUACACGUUGUAUAUGUGUGAAAAAUCACACUGUAUUGUCAUGUGUCAUUUAAAAAUAAAUUUUAAAAAUUUAAAAAGAGAGAGGGGAAUCCAAGCUCCCCUAGUUGCUGCAUUUGUAAUCUUAGGUGAAUAAUUAUCUACUAUAAGCAUUCUCAUCUGGAAAAAUGAAAUAAUCCCUAUUCUCAGAGGACCUCGUUGGGUGAGAUAAUAUCAUAACUUCUUUAAUAAGGACACUGGGACUUGGUGUAUGGGGUUGAUAUCACCAUGUGAAGAGAUUUGGAAAAUGUAGAUAACAGGAUGUAGCUCAGAUGCGUAGCACUGCCGAGCAUGCACAGUGCACAAGCUCCUGGCUUCUAGAUAAAGGCUAUAGAACAAUAUGCUUGAUAAGUGCAGUGUGGGAGAAGGUUAUCUUUUCCAUGCAAUAUCCAAUUAUCUUUUUAUUAAAAAUAAAACCAGGCUGGGGAUAUAGCUCAGUGGCCUAAGUUCCUGCCUGGCAAGCGCAAGGUCCUGAGUUUGAUUCCCUGUACCAAAAAUUUUUUUAACUAAUAAAUAAGUAAACCAAGCCACUUUGAAUAUGGGUUGGGUGGAGGAUAGCACCACCCCUUCUGCCCUCUAAAGCACGUGGGCCAGUUAAGCUGUUAACCCAGCCCCAUAAAAGCAUUUCUGGUUGGUGUUUGAAUAGAAAGCCAUUUUUCACAAACUGAUUUUAAUAAGCCGUUGGGGGUGGUCUGCAAACUCCUUGGAAUUUCCAAGGGACAUCUAUGAAACAAAAUAUGACAUGUGCCAUUUUCUGUGUUGAUGUUUUCCACGAAGGCCCAAAAGCAAGAUUAGCUAGGCUUGCUGGGAAUUUAGCACACAUUAAGGCAAGAGCAAAUAUUCAUUAUAUUCAUUAUUAGCAAGCACUCCCAUUGAGAAGUCAUACUAAGAAUAUUCUUGAUAAAGCAUUAAAAAUUAUUUUUUAUUAAAUUUCCACCUGUGAAAGUAUAUCUUUUUUUAUUAUUCUGCAUAAGCAAAUGGGAAGUACACGUAAAGCUUUUUUUGCCCAUACAGUGUGUGAUGGGUCCAAAUCUGAAGAAAGGCUUUGUAUGAGUUUGUGAGCUAAAGUAGCCACACUCUUUAUGGAACACCAUUUUUACUUGAAAGAGUGAGCAAGGAAUUAACCAUGGUUAUCCAGACUUGAGAACGUAGUAGACAUUUUCUCUAAAAUGGAAGAAAGAGAUCCCACAACUACAAGGAAGCCAUUGAUGUGGUUUUUGCCAAGGAUAAAACUAAGCUUUCAAACACAAAGAGAAAUUUACAAAAUUUGUAUGAUCCACCAUGAAUCCAAAAGCACACUAGUGUCCAUACAUAUCUAAUGAGAUCAAUGGGCAUGGUAAGGAACUUUUUGAUACUGUAAAAUGAAAUGUGUCAACAUUUGGAAGAAAUUCCGAACUCAGAAAACCAAUAGUUUCCAAAUAAUUAAUUUGUGGCAUCACAAAAUACUUCAUGUGAAAAUAUCCAUUCAAGUGGAAGACAGACCAACCAAUUCUGAUAUAUCGGAAUACAAAAAGUUCAUUCAUACUGAUUUCACAUUGAAAAUGGCUUUACAGUAGUACUUGUACAGUUUUUUAUCGUAUCAAAGAAAAAUGUUUUUAAUUAUCUGGAGAGAUGAUUAAAAUAUUCCUUCCUUUACCAGUUGCAUAUCUCUAUGGCCUAGACAUUCAGGCAUCACAAUAUACUUCAGCAAAUAGAAUGCAGAGGUAGAUGUUAAAAUAUAACUGCCUUCUGCUAAGCUAGAAGCUAAAGAUGUUACUGAACUAGGCCUGUUUUGCUCACUGCAUGGAAUGCCACUCGCUUAAAUGAUGUGUAUUGCAAAAAAUGAUAUAUUCAUGAAGCAGCUAAAUAUGAGGAGAUGGAGACAUAAGUCUAAAGUCUGCCUUCUAAGGAUAGGAGGUAGGAGAUUCUAUAAGAUAAAGAAGCAAGGGGGUCUAAGGCAUGGGGAAAAGUGAAGUAAUAGGUGGCCUGCAUAUGUGUCGUCAAACUUCAUGACUCUUCAAGGACUGCAUGUACAGAUAGAUGCAGGCGGUCAGCUUUCCUGUUGUUGAAAUGGAAUCUUGAUACCCACAAUUUAAAGGAGAAGAGGUUACUUUGGGCUCAUGGUUUCAGGGAGUGGUCAGCUACCUUUAAGGCAGAGACAUCAUGGCAGAAAGGAAAGCUGUUCAAGUCAUGGCCACCAGGAAGCAGAGUGAAUUCCAAAAAGCUCCAAAAGGCCAAGGGACAAAUAUAACCCCCGCAUCCCACCCAGAUAGAUGGGCUCAGAAGUGUGCUUUGUUAUUCCCUUAAACCAAUCAACUUGACAGUCAAGAUUCAUCAUCAUAUCAGAAAACGACAGCAUUCACAUACUCUGAUGGUAGUUUUUGGCCCUGUGACAUUAGAAGGUCCCCAUCAGAUGUUUGGGUGGGGCUAUGCAUAGAGACAGGAGUUUCCACCACUUUGAGAUAGACAAAAACUGUGUCGAAAUUUUGAAAAAACAACUGAAGUCAGAGGUAUUACCUUCCACAAAGCUAAUGGGAGUUCAGAUCUUUCCUUGCUUAAUGACUGAGUCCUAUUCCUUUAACUAGGUCAUUAAAUGAAUUGAUUCUGAAAUGAAUUUUAUAUAGUAUAUGCAUUACAAUAUUCAAAACAAAGAAAUGGUCAAAGGAAACUCCAAUUUGAUGACUUUUUAUUUGCAUAGUUGUUACAUGCAGUGCUGUAAUACAUAACAGAACAUGAAACUACAGUACUGAACAGAACAAUCAGCAGAAAGUAUAGUAUGUACAUUCAAGGUAUACUGUACAAAACACAUUGAGGCUCUCUAUAAACAAGAUGUACAGAGCUGUGCAAAAAAAAAAAAAAAAAAAAAAAAGAUGAGUGGUAAUUCUGAGCAGUGGACAGUAAGUCCAGACAGUUGUUAAAUGAGUAGGUUGUUAAACAAGAAAUAUAUGUAUAUUGCUUAUGUAGGUGACCUUUAGAAUUAGGAGACAAGUAACCUUUAGAAUUUAGUUAGACAAGUAACUAAAACUAGUUACCUACACUAUUUAAUCAGGUUUCCCAGAGACCAGCAAAAUUAUAAAAACCAAUGUCAUUCUUUUCACUAUUUUAAUGGCUAUUUUAAACAAAAUUAUGUUAUCUCUUGGGUGGUAUAGGAUAGCUGAGAACAUAUAGGUGAACUUUGAGCGUACAGCUCCAAAUCAUGCACUCAGAAUGUGUUGGACGUGAACCUCAAGACAGUGGCUUGAGUGUUGACAGACUCCUUGUUGGUCCAAGCAUUACAUGGGCUGACCAUGUUGGGGAGCUGUUGAAAUCAAAUUGUCUAUUGAGGUGCAGAAAAUAUGGAGACAGAGUCUGAGCAGAGAGGAAAGAACAAGUCAUCUUGAAGGGAUAAUUAGAAACUUCUGGAGCUCAAGGUGCGGUCCAGUGGUGUUACUUAAACCUAUGAAGAGUUUACAGUGGAGACCCCCCACACACCCCCAUCCACGAAGGAUCUUUUCUGGGUCUAGUGAGAUGCAUAGAAUGUCUGUUUCCCUGCUGUGUUCCUGCUCCCCCAGGUUUCCCUCGUUAGAUUUCACAAAGGUCUUACUGGACAUCUAUUCUAGCUAUCCCAGAAAGUCCCUGAACGCUGGCUUCCCCAUCAGCCAGAGGUUACUUAACAAAAUUGGGCUAACUGGGAACAGGCUUGUAUGCUCACUGACCCAGAGUUUCACCCUCACAAUUAGUAGCUUUUUUUGUAUUGUUUUGUUUUGUUUUCCCUGCGGACAGGGCAAUUGCCAAGUAUUUAGCAAUUGGCUUUUAACAAGCAGGGUCCAAGGAGCUAUUGAUUGGGCUGGAGGAAAAACAAGUACAAUUAAGUUGCAAAUAAUCCUUAGAAUUCAGCAUUAACUGAAUUGUUCUGCAGAUUUAUUAAAACCUGUCCCAUUGGCUCACAGGUGUUAACUGGGUUUGGGGAGAAGGUCAUUGACAGCAUGAAACACCAUGGCUCUGCAAUUUGUACUGUUUUGUACUUAAGGGGAACCAAAACUCCAAUGAGUAAAAUUUGUAAAUCCCCAGGGUAGGAACUGUAAUUAGAAAUGAAAGGCAAGGAGAAUUUUAACAUUUAACAGAAUAGCCUGUUGAUUCAUGGCAAUUACGCUGUGAAUGAUGGAUAUUUUGUAGUCAACAAUGUUUGCCUUCUUUUGGGGGCUUUGAGACAUCGUAGACCAACCAAAGUUAUUGCCAAAUGUGUUUUAAGUUUUAGGUAGACUGUGCAGGACCUGAGGGUGUAUAGUUUCACCCUGGGAGAAAAAGACAUUUCCAUGCAGUUAGCAACAAAAAACGUUCUUAUUUUGAAGAGCUUGCAAAACACCCUGGUGCGAUAGCAGCAUAUACUGUGUUGAAAAUGCAUUUAAUGUUAUAUUUUGUUAUUCAUAUGCAAAUCAUGGCUCUUUCAGUGACCUCUAAAGUGACAGCUUGCAUCCCCCGUUGCUUCCUUCCUGACCAGGCCACCUCUGUUCCAGUUUAAGCAUUGUUCAUGACCUUUGCAGUAUAAGGCAGCCGUGCAAUGCUAUUUUGUUUCUUCAUGGAAUUAAAGAGGCUCAGCUUGCCUGGCCCUAAUAUGAUUGGAAUCCAUUUUACGAUACCAUCACAACACAAGAGAUAAAUUUCUACUCGUUUCCACCUAUUAAGGUUUGUCACAAAUUCGGCUUGCAAGCAUUUGAAAUAAAUUACUCCAGCCUGUUGGAAAAAGUGCCAUGCUGUCAAUUUUAUUGCUUUUUUGGCAAGCAUAUGGGUGUUAAGCAGGAGAUAUAAUUGGCGGCUUAUUAUAAAUUAGACAUGACCGCUACUAAAGACAAGAUCUAUACCAGCUUAGAUACAGAACAUCUGAGUUGCUUUCCAAGGAGAAACAGGAAAGAUGCUGACAGCAAGACAGCAGAGGUUUGUUAUGGUGAGAAUUUGCAAGACUUUUGACAGCAUUUAAGUGGGGAUUACGUUUCUUUCUUAAUAAAUUGUACUAAAAAUGACACGUGUGUUAACAAUUUGAGGAACAACUAAUAUUUCCUUCAUAUCCUAAUACUUGCAGUCAUUUCUUGAGGUGAAAAUUUCCCUUGCUAAAACAUACUUGUAAAAGAAGGGAAAAGUGUUUUGGAUAAGUAAAAAUGUUUUGUUUUUAUUUUGAACUUUUGUAUUGAACUAAUUUUAGACCUUAGUAAGAAAACAGGUCUCACACAAGUCACUAGGUUGCUAGGCUAGGUAUGAACUUGCUGUUCUCCUGCCUCAGCCUCUCAGACCAUGAAACUUAAGUUGUGCAGUUCCACACCCAGCUAUUGUAAAAACCAAAACAAAACCCUUAAUGGCUUUCCUUUUGAUUCUAGAGUCCUUCUGUUAAAGUAAAAUAAAGUGCUCUGAUGAGUCCGGUAGAAGAGGUUGGUUUAAGAAACAGAAAAGUUUCAAAGAAAGCAGAAACAACAAGAAGCAGAUUGGUCAUUUGAAGGUUAUUUUCCUUGCAAGGCGGAGAACAGACAGAGCAAGUAGAGAUAUAACUGAUGGCUUAACUCCAGAUUGAUCACCUUUUGCAAGAGGAUUAAGAACUUGUUUAUCUUGCAGGUUGAAACUGGCCUCUUGUGGAAAUUUGGCUGUUGUCUCCGUAAUUAUGAUCUCUCCUGGAGGCCAGAUAACUGUUUAGUUUGAACUUGAGUGAAUUUUAACCUGCUCUGUGCUGGAGCUUAGCCCAAAACAGUGGCCUCCUGUGAUUUUUAUUUCAUGUUUAUUGUCCCAAUGUCGGAAUUUCACAUAACACAGCACCAUGGUCAGGAAGCCUGGACUAACGUUGGUGGUGUUUCAGUAACUAAACUAUAGGCUUUAAUAGAAUUUCACCUAAUUAUCUGUUAUUAUUCUUUUUCUUUCCUUGUGUGGCUUUUCCCCCCUUUUCCUGGAAUAUUCUGUUGUUUUAAAUGUUUUUCUUUUAUUCCUGCAGUGUCUUCUUUAUGGUAAUAUAUUUUAUUCUCAGUAUAUUUGUUAAACAUUGUUUUUCUGUGAGUAUCUCACUUUUGUCUUCCUUUUUGAAUAUGAGCUAUGUAUUCUCCAGACCUGCAACUUUGUUAUCAGGAAAUUUUCCCUUAGUUAUUCACUGUAUGAAACCCACAGUUUUCUGGAUGCCCUGGUUUUGUUUUUUCGAUGGUUGGGUCUGCAUAAUUCUAAAUAAACCCAGUUUGAAUGAAGAUAGAAUUCCAACCUAUUUUCCAUUCCAACAAUUUUCAUAAAUGUUUGAAAAUAUUAUUGUAGCUUUAAAGUGUUUUGAGAUAUCAGAUUCACCUUGAUCCUGACUCACAUAGACACAAACUUUCUUCUUCUGAAUAGUUGAGAUACUUACUCUCUGUACCUCUCAUGUUCUAGAAUCUCAAAGGUGUACACUUUACUGUUUCUUCUAGUUGGUGUUUAUCUGGUUCAGCUUUUCAAUAUAAACACCUAUCCUUCAGCUCUGGGAAACUUCUUUUUAAAUUUCAUUCUGUUUGGUUUUCGCUGAUCUCUCAUUCUGGAACUUCUGUCAGUCAAAUUCAUUGAGUAAUUUGAUCUCUUUAUUUUUUUCCUUUUAUCUUGGUCUUUUGUUCCUGAUUUAUGCGAUAAUUUCUUGACUCUGUAUUUUAACCCAUAUGCAUAGCAUUUUAUUUUGGCAACCAUUUUUAGAGAGCUGUUCUUCUCUGGUCCUUUUGCAUAGCAUACAGUUUAUUUUAUAAAAAGGACUUUAUGACAUUUUUAAUUAUAUUUGUCAUUAGAACCAAUUUUUAUAUUUGUCAUAAUAGCCCUCUUUUAUAUAAGUAUUUCCCCAUCGGCCAGGCUUGGUGGCUCAUCACCUGUAAUCUCAACACUUGAGAGGCUGAGGCAGAAGGAUCACCGUGAGUUUAAGAUCAGCCUGGGCUACAAAAUGAGUUCAAGGCCAGCUUGACCUGCAUAGUGAGACCCUGUCUCAAAAUUUAAAAAAUUAAAAAAGAAUUUCCUCUCAAUUCCAGUAACCUCUAGUUCUGAUUUAUGUAAGUAUUUUGGACUAGAUUUUCUGAGGGGCCCCCGGUUACAAAGCAGUUUGACCUGAGAUAAAGAUAUACUAUAAUGCAUUGCUGAGGUUCCAGGAAGUGAUAAAAUUCUUCACUUCCUUCCAUGAAGCAGCCACUGUAAAAUCAAAAUGCCUUAUGCUGACACCUGAGUUGGACAAGUUUAGCAAAAAGAAAAAACUGUAAGAGGGUUGCUAUGAAUGUAAAUACUGAUCAAAGACAAUAACAGAAGUAAAUUUAAAAAUUUUCAUAAGAGGAGUUUUAAAAAUGUAAUCUAAAUGGUUCAUGAGCAAACUAAUUAAGUCAUAAUGAAAAUUUAAAUAUUUACAGCAAAAAUAAUUGAAAGACCACAUAUUAGAACUUGUGGGAUAAAGGGAAAUCCAUGGCCUUUAGAGUUAUAUGAGAAAAGAACAAAAAUUAAAAUAUCUAAUUUCAUAAACUAAGAGAAAUAAAGGGUAAAUCUAUACGUAGCAGAAGAGAUACCAAAGACACAGAAGCAUAUAUUAAUAAAGUAGAAAAAUAUACAAUAGAACAACAAAUAGAACCCUGGGUAAAAAAACCAAGAGAAAAAGUCAAAAGGACAUAAAAUAUAUAACAAAUGAAAAAGAUGACCAAGUUUAAGAAGACAAUAAGAUAUACCACAUAAUUUAUGUAGGUAAUUUUAAAUUUUAGAUAAAAUAAGUGCUUAUCAGAUUAAAAUUCAUCCAUGAAGAAAUAGAAACAAGUCUGUAAGCAUUAAAUAAGCUGAUAACUCAUAAAACUCAUCAAAGAACAUAUCAAAAGUUUUAAAGCAAGUUUUAUGAGACUUUCAAGAAACACACAUUAUAAUUUUAACCCGCCUAUUCCAGAAGAAGAGAAACCUCAUUCUGUUAGAUCUGGCUAAUAAUUCAUAUUAGUAAAUUAAAGCAAAAAGUGUGAGUGCAGUCAUUUUAGUAGACUCAGAAAAAAUUAUACAGUAUUGCAAAACUAACACCUGCUCAUGAUGGGCAUCAAAACCACUAGGAAUUAAAAUGAUACUAAAAGCAACAACAACAACAACAACAAAAAAAAAAAAAAAAAACCCAGAGGUAACCAUUAUUUUUAAUGCUGACAUGUGAAAAAGCAGUUAUAAUUGGGAACAAAACAAAAAUGACCACUAUUCAGGCUCCUUUUGGGUUCUGUCCAGCAUAGAACAUCAAGAGAAGUGUAUUACAACUAUGAGGAUUGGAAAGGAAGAGAAACUGUAUUUGCUGAUCAUGUGAUGGUUUAGGUAAGGAAAAAAAAAUGAACACUGGAAGUUCUAUAACAUUAUUAGAAAUAGUAAAAAUAUUAGGCAAGGUAAGCUAUGGAUAUCAAAAGUCAGCUCCAAAUGAAUAAGAAGCAGUAAAACUUCAUCAGUUUUGGAAAAACAAUAUUUAGAAAUGUGAAAAGAAAAUAUAAAGCUCUCCAAAAGCAUUUCACUAACAGCCUUGAGCACAGAACUGCUCUCUGACCACAUUGUGUGCUGGCAGCUUUUCUGUCUCUGUCUCUGUCUCUGUCUCUAUCUCUCUCUCUCUCUCUUUCUUUCUCUCUCUCUCUGCUGGGAGUUCUAUCUGGCUUAAUACCAGAGAAGACUGACUGCAGUUCUUUUCUUUCAAAAACACCUUGUCCCUUGAGUCAUCUCAGAGUUUUAGGUCUCUAGAGUGAGGAAGGAAGCAUCUGGCCUGAGUCCAUCCCCAGAGCUUUUGCUAUCCAGAUGUCCCUGGAGCAGCCCAGGAUCUCACCAGGCCCAGGCACCUCCCUUCUGACUCUCCCAGAGCAUACGGUUAAACUUGGUUUCCCUCAGGAAAUUCUCUAUGAGAGGACGGAACGAUCAAGAUACCAUGAAAACAGAGAGGCAAUAUGUGCAUACAUAACAAGAAACCUUUUUGUCAUAUGAUAAAUUACCUCUGAAAAUCAAGAAUCAGCUGGUUGAGAGUUAGAAAUCAAUUUCUCUAGCUCAGUCCUCAGUCCACAAAAGAAGGAAGACACUUGUCAAUAUCUGUUGAUAUUCCUGGGUGCAAAACUUGGGACAAGGGAGGUGAAGGUGCUACUGUCAUACAAAUGAGUAGUCUAGGAAUACUAAUAAUGUCCUUCUCUUUGGGGAACCCAUGCAUACAACCACAAAUAUUUAGUCUCAAAACAUCAUCACAAUAAUAACAGCUAAAAUAUACUGAGUACAACUUACUGAGCCCUUAUUUAGCACCAUGUUAAACUGCACACACAUUCUCAUGGAAAUGAUAACCACUCCUAGGCCAAGAAACUAUUCUUAUACCUCUUUACAUAUAAGAAAACUGAGAUUUAGAAAGGUUAAAAAUUACAUAAAGUCAAUCAGUGAAUGUGGAAUGUAAAGCUGGGAUCCAAACUCAUCUGUCUUUUAACCUGAAUUCACCUAUCACCCAAAUUAAGGCCAUGCUCUUGUUUUAGCUGCUGCUUCCUUUGGUUCUUAUAGUUAAAUGCUAUCAUGACUUCAGACAGACUUAGAACAGAACUGUGCUUAUACUACUGGAGAACUUUCGAGCUGGAGACCUGUGUUUCUUUUAUUUUACUUCUAUCCAGUUCAUCAUAAAGUUACCUUCCUAAAGCUAGUUAAGGUCUGCAUUAGUCAGCUUUCCAUUACUAUAACAAAAUGCCAAGGUAAUCCACUUAAAAAGAGGAAAGGUCUAUUCUGGCUCAUGGUUUCACAGGUUGCAGUCCAUGAUUCAUUGGCCCAAUUGCUUUCAGACCUGUGGCAAGGCAGCACAUCAAAGCAGAGAGCAUAAGGCAGAACAGAGCUGCUCACCCCAUGUUUGGGAAAUGAAUGCGAGAGAUGGGAAAGGGCUGGGUUCACUGUUGUCUUCAAGGACAUGCCCUCAGUGACCAUGGCUCUGCCUUUCAAAGUUUACUCCACCUUUCAAUGUGGGACUAACCCUUUAAUAAAGGGGCCUUGGGGGACAUUCCAGAUGUAACUACAGAAAGGUAGAACUAAUGAGCUCCCCCCACCACCAUAUUCUCCCAAACACUUCCCCCCUUCCACCCUUUCUCCAUUCCUUCCCCCCAUUUCCUUAUGCUCUUCUCCUUCCUAUCUCUGUCUCUCUGUCUCUCUCUCUCUCUCUCUCUCUCUCUCUCUCUCUGUCAUCAGCCUUUAUUUCACCCCAUUUUGUCACUCAGAAGGCCUUGCAAAACUGCACAAGACUUUCAGUGACAGUUUGUGUCAGCCUGAAUGCAGAGCCUGAAACAAGGAUAUGGACGCAGGUUUAUAAUUUAGGAGCUGAUCUCAGAAAACCAAAGUGUGGCUGCAUCAAAGAAAAUCCUCUGUAAAAGGCAUGUGAGGCUGCUAAGCCAUCAAACUGUGCGGCCAGGGCUCCCACCCCCUGCUCUCCACGCACACAUUUCUAGGCCUCACUCGUCCUUGGGCUGAUGAGAAAGGCCUUGGAGAAGAUGCUAGAGGAUGCAGAGAGCACCACAUGCUUGAGAAGGAAACUUUUGGGGCACUGACUUAGUUAUUUUUUACUUGCCGCUGAGACAAAAUAUCUGAUGCUCUAAGUUGGGAAAGGAAAGGUUUAUUUUUUACAGAUUUUGGAGGUUUUAGUCUAUAUUUAGGUGACUCCAAGGCAGGGUGGCAUGGCGGGGCCGCAGUUUAUGGUGGCUGCAAACAGCAAGUGGAAACCAGCAAGAGAGCGAGACAUGCCUUCUUCCUGCCAUUACAUCGCAUCUUACAGAGCUGCCGUGGUGUGCAGUCAGGUUUCCAGAGACGUGUGGUGUGCUCUGACAAACUCUUCCUAACACAUUAGUCCUCCACUUUUUUUUUUUUUUUUCAAAACAGUGCUGGAAUUAUUAUCUUGGUCUUUUUUCUUCUAUUUUCUGGGAAAAUCUAAUUGACAAGAUGAUCACUAAGGCUGCAGGUUGAUAAGGCUUAUAGUAAGCAACGAACUGGAUUGAAACUGGAUUUACACACAUUUACUAGCUAGAAGUCAGUGUCACAAAUCAGCAUGGUGUGAAAUGCCAGGGUGUAUCCAGCAUGAUGGCUGCAGGCUUUCUCUCCCAGAGCAGGCCAAGAGCGAAAGGCACUGAUCAAAAUACAAAUGUGACUUGAGAGCAAGGUGACAUGAGGGGGUAGAAAACUGCUCGAGAGAACCUCUUAUUUUGUUGUUUAAAAACUGAGCAAAUAAACCAAUGAACUAGCCAACCUUUGUUGAGUAGUACCAUACAUUAAGGCAUUUAAGGCCACCUUGAAAGAAGGAUAAAGUAUUUUUAAAGCAGAAUAAUGUAGACUUAGGAAAAAUAGAGAAAGUAGGUGGGAAGAACUUCAUGAAAACCUUCUGGGCAGCUGGCAGUUUUUAUUCCUUUUUUCCAGGUGGGGCUACAUAGAUACGCCCUUUUUAAUAGGCAGUACAUUCCUUGUUUAUACUUUUUUGCAAGGCCAUCCUAUUUUACAGUGUAAGGAAAUCUGAACUGCUAAAAGAUUAUUGUAUAAAAUUAUGUUCAGGCUAUGUGGAUAAGGUAUACACAAAACCUAACUGAAUUUUUGUGAUUUGGGUUCCAUCCCCGAAGUGUCCCAUUGUGUGUGGAAAUAUUCCAAAAUUCCCCCCAAAAUCUGAAACACUUUUGACCCCAGGCAUUUCAAAUAAAGGGCACUCAACUCAACCUGCAAUGGUGAGAAACUUUUAAGCCCAAGUUUGACAUUCUCCAUAAACCACUCUAUGAAGGACAUGCCAGUGUUAUUGUCCCUGUUACCACAUGGAGGAAUUCAAACAGACCACAUUUCUCCUCCUGAUCAAGUGUUUUAUUGCUGGUACAUGAUAGGUUUUCUAUUGAGACAGAAUCAUUUUCCGUGUUGGAGCAGGCCCAACGAAGGAAGACGCUCUGCAGCCUCUUAGAUAUUUAAAACCUAAGGGAAGUCUGUGCUGGCUCAGUCUUCACAUAGUUGACCUUAGACCUGCAGAGCCUUAAAACCCAAUGUCCCAAAGAGAAGAAGUCGGCAGCAUGUUAUGUCACAGCCGCGGACAGUCACCUGUAGAGCCCUGCUAGUUUCCCCAGUCCCUUGGAUUUCCCUUUAAAUUAAAAGUCACUGGUCAUUUCCAGCAGCCAGGAUGAGAGGCCAGGUGCUCUAUCCUUAGCAGACCUCACUCAGGAAAGAUGUCAUGUUUAGUGGGUUCCAGGUUUGGUUUCAGUUAGUGUCAUUUGUAUCCUGUGGUAGGUCUGGUUGGUUCUUAAAUCUUGGCUCAUCUUCAGUACUUCUGUCAUAUAGGCAUUUGUGGGAAACGGAUGUUUAUGAAGAAUCUCAGAGAACUAUUAAUAAAGACUAUUAAAUAUCAAGUUAAAAUAUGUCCUUAGCUCUUCAAAGGCUAAAAUUUGAAUCUCAAUCACCAUCUGACAUGCUUGAUUCAAUCAAGUAAGUUUUAAUAGGCACCUGCUUUGUGACUAGUUGAUGCUUCACAAAAAUGUACUUUCUGGUCAUGAAGAUGGGGUGUGCGCGACUGUGAGCACAUUUUCUCGCUCAGGCUUUUAAAAUGCAUAGAUGAUCGUUUGGAGUAAUUUAUCUUGCAGUGGUAGCCUGCAUGGAUCUCAUCAUUUUCUCCUUCCAUUCUGAUCAUCAGUGAUGGUAGCGCGGCAGCAUGCCCAUGUGUCAUCCCAGCCGUCAUAAUCUCUUUUCUUAGCCACCUUCUUUUCUACAUUUCUUAUUCACCCUUCUCAUGUCUAGCACAGGACUCGGUACAUGGCAAGCUCUCAACAGAUAUCUCAAAUAAAUUAAUGCAAUCAAUGACUUGUCUAUUCCACUCUGAUUUUUAUGACCAAGAGCAUAAUUUUAAUACUCAUGUUGAACAAGAAUAUCAUGUGACUGUCUUCCUUAAACUAAUAAUACAUCGUUCUCGGUGCCUGUCCCAGAAGUUUAAACAAAGCAAAACAAAAAGAUUCAACAUUCAUCACGUUUCCACCACUGCAUUAAAGAUAUCCAAAAUACUUUGGAAAUGGAAAAGUGAACUGAAGAAAUUGAUAGGUUCUCUCCUUCUUUUAUUUUUACUGCCCAGAAGUGCUUUGGGCUCAUGAACAUGAAGUGAGAUUGGCGUGUGCUUACCCAGUUAUGCUUGGGCACUAUGGCUUCCUUCAGUACCUUCAGAAAGACCAGAAGUUUGUCAGCCUCAGGAAAACUCAGAAUGAAGAAACUACUAGCUUGUGAGGCUUGCCCAAAUCCCAGGGGCCUAAUAAAUUCUUUUACAGCAACUCUAUGAGCUCGUGCUGUGCUGUCAACCCAACCAGAGCCCUUUCUUGGAUCAGUAUGGCGCUGUGUAAAAGUCUCAUUCUGGCAGAGUACUAGACUCAUGCCAUUGAGGCUAUUUCUGCAAUGCCCUGAGUCUCUGUUACCUCAUCUGUAAAAUAGGAAAUGCAGUAUUUAUAAUGAUUUGUAACAAUUAGGGUAUCUGUGAAUGGAAAUUCAUAUUUUGCUUCCCUUUAUUAGAGGGUUUACAAGAAACCUCCUCCCCUCCCUUUCCUCUCAUCUCUUUUUUCUGUUUUUGUUUUUUCCUCUAACUUGCAGAGAACAGAAUAAGAUUUCUUUAAACCUCUUUUUCUCUCCAAGCAUGCUUUUUAGGUGGCAAAAAUAACAGAUUAGGCUUUGGGUAUGGUAAGAAAAUCAUCAUACCUUUCAAUAAAAUACCCAGAGAUCAGUAUUGUGUCCUGCAUUUAUGAAAAUUCAUUGAAAUUAAUUUAACUGUCUGUAUUGCUUUCCCAUCACUGGAACAAAAUGCCUGACACAAGGAAAGCAGUUUAAUUUUAAGAGAUGCUAGGUUUAAUUUGGCUCACAGUUUUCAAGGGAUUCAUGCUUUCAAGGGAUUCUGUCUCAAGAGAAAAGCCAUGGUUGGCUGCUUCCAAGGCAGAAGCAAAAUACUAGAAGGGUGCUGCAGAAAAAGCUCCUCUCUUCAUGGCAGUCAGGAAACAGAGAGAGAAGAGAGGGUCAGGGACAAGAACACAGGUCACACUGUAGUGGCCUCCUUUUAAUCAGGCCUAACAGCAAAUCAGAUCAUGAUCUUAUUAGUGGACUAACCCACUGAUGAGUAUAGCUCCCUCAGGAUCCAAGCAUCUUCCAAACACAUGAGAUGUGUAGAGGCUGUUUUAAAUCUACACCACAACAACUUCUAGCACAUAUUGGAAAACACCAUUUGACUUCAGAAUUUGAGAUUUUUCAUUUAUAGAGUUUACCAAAUGUAUGAUGUCAGUCACUUUUCUCAUAAUACACACUGUCCUGUUUAGUCUGUGCUAUGGGUUAGAUGUGGUCUGCUCCCCAGAUGUUCAUGUCCUGGAAGCUUGUUCCUCAGUGUGGUGGUGGUAAGGUGGUGGAACACAAUAAGUGGUUAGAUAAUUAGGGGUGCUCCUCUCAGAAAGAAAGUUAAUGAUAGCUCACAGAGUGAGUUAAUCCCUGAGAGAAUGGGUUGUUUUAAAGAAGGGAGUCUGACCCCAGAAUUUGACUUCCUGUUACACCAUGUGAUCUCUUCCAUACCUCCUCCUGCCAUCCAUUACUAGAGCCUCACCAAGAGCUGAACAGAUGCCAGUGCCAGCCCUUAAACUUCCAAACCUGUGAGCUAAAUAAACCUCUUUUCUUUAUAAAUACCCAAGCUCAGGUGUUUUAUAAAAGCAGAAGAAAAUAAAUUAACAUAGCGCUGAAGUGAGUUUCCCCUAACUUAGAGGGAAAAAGUACUAUAAAUUGUACAAAGUGAGCCAAUGGAAGCCUUUAGAGCCCCAGCUGGUCCAAGAUAUGUGCUGGUGAAUAACUCCCGGGGCUCCCAGACCCUGCAGCUGCAGUUCCCAGUUGGUUGUUUCUCCAUGUCUGCUCCCAACAUGAGACUUGGACCUUUGUAUGUGAUGGUGGUGUGUGAGCCAUGGCCUCCACUGAUCCUUUAAGUGCAGGGUCUGGGUCACACUGAGCAGGUUCACAGCUUGCUGAAGAUUCAGCCCCUUUGAUCACUAAGGAACAGUUUCAGCAGAACAAGUGUUUUCAUGAGAAAGCUGAUAUGCUUUCUAAUUUUUCCCACUCGCCCUUGUUCUUGUUAUCUCUGAAAAAUCCAAAGUUGAGAAAGCCCAAGUAGUAAAGCAGGCUGCCAAAUGUCUCUCCUUGCCUGGAAAACACCCAAGACAAACCCAUUCCUGGAAGGUAUUUGGUGCGCAAGACUUUUGUGACGUCACAUUACUGCGCCGCGCAGGCGCAGUGGACGAAAGGAGGAACAGUUCUGCCGCCAUCGCCUCUUCGAUCCGCAGGCUGCUUAUCCAUAGUCAUGGGACGCAGGCUGUGGAAUGGGCUGUUAGGCCUUGGCCUCUUCGCCCUCGCCCAUGCCGCCUUUUCCGCCGCGCAGCAUCGUUCGUAUAUGCGAUUAACAGAAAAUGAAGGCGAAGCGAUGCCAAUGGACAUAGUCCUUCAGACACUUCUGGCCUUCGCGGUUACCUGUUACAGCAUAGUUCACACCGCAGGGGAGUUCAGGGACAUCGACACCACGUCGAAACUGAAGAACAAGACAUGCGACUCCUUAAGGAAUCACCCGUCUUUUUACGUAUUUAACCAUCGUGGCCGAGUACUGUUCCGGCCUUCGGAUACAACACAUUCUUCACACCAAAAUGCACUGACGGCUGAUACGGCGCUGAAGUUCACGGAAACUAGAGUCGAUACGCGUGAAGACUUUUGGAAAUUUUAAUACCAGGACGGAACUCAGAGCUGAAUGCAGGAGUUUAGAGUGUGAACUCCCCACCUCCCCCCAGUCAGAAUUUCCUUUGGUUUUUCAGACCCAAUUCUAAAAGAAAUAUUGGCCUCUUAUUUAUACAUUGUUGAUAAGAUUGUUAAUGAAGUUUAUAUUAUCUGUGAAAUGAGGCUUUGCUCUUCCAUAUAAUAAUUUUUUUUCCAUUUGAAACAAACUCACACCUGUGGGAAUAGUCACCGUUUCGAACACAUGAAAAAUGGUGAUGGUUUUUGUGCUUAUUUUCGUGGAUUUCUUUUGCACCCAGUUUUUAAGAAUCUCUUUGGAAGUUGCUGUAUAACUACUACGUUUCAUGGCCCAAAUCAUAGUAAAAUGAUCUUCAGUUAUCAAAUUCUAAAGUGGUAACUUUUUUUAUAGCGUCCCUAAAUGUGGUUCUGCUUUUAUAGAUACUUGCCAGUCUUUCAUUUAUUCAUGACUUUUCACCCCACCCCCUGUGCUUUCAAAAACAUCAGCUAUCUCCUUUGAUCAUUUCUCCGAGGUCAUGUGCAGUGAGCAAUGUUUGUGUCAGCAAUUCUGCCAUAACAAAUAUAUUUUAAAAGUUUACCUUACUGUAAACCUACUUGUACUCUCUUUGGUUAUCUUAAGAAAUUUCCUUCAAUGUAAUCAUCAGGUAUUCUUAUGAAUAGUUGAUGACAUCAGAAAGCCAUUUGUGAUUUCAUUACCCUGCCUAUAGAGAAUAGUAGUGAGAAACUGAUUAAGCAGUUUUAAUUUACUCAAAGUCUGUAUAUUAGUAAAUUAGCUGGGUGUGAUAGCAUUCCAGAGGUUGAGGCAGGAAGAUCGCCACAAGUUCAAGGCCAGCCUGUACUAUAUUCAGUGAGUUCAAGCAGCCUGAAUGACAGUGAGACCCUGUCUCAAAACAAACAAAAGUUAACUAAUAGAUUAAUGAAAAUAAAAGACAUGCCAAUCUAAAAUCAGACUGAAAAACAAUUGGGCCAACUAUGUUUUAAAUACUUGAAACUAAUGUAUUCAUUUUUUAAGAAAAUUAAGACCAUUUCAGAAGUUGAUAUGUAAAUUAGAAAUUUACAGCAGGUUUACCAUUUUCCAUCUUCACUUGGUUCUAAAGGUGAAGAGGAUACAGAGUUGAGUUUUUUUUAGUAACAAUUUUACUCUUAGCAAAGUUUGGAUAGCUCUGUGGGCUGAAAAACUGCAGGAAGCUCAGCUGUAUUUUUGUAGAUAAUAUUGCUUUAGUUGAAUUGUGUAUGUAUAAAAACAAUACUUCUUGUUGAAUCCUGUUAAGUGUAAAGGGAGUAACUACACAGGUUUGAAAAGGAAAUGUGCUCAAGGAGAGAGCCAUAAAAUGCCCUUGAUGGCACUUUUUCCAUUAGAAAUGAAUCUCAGCUCUUCUGUCCUGCCUAAUAAUGCACAGCCCCAAAGGACAAGAUUCUUUCAAAAGUGAAUUUUUUGUUGUUGUUUACCAGCCCAAUCUGUGUAAUACACUACUUUCUAAUGAGAACAAAGUUAGAAUCUGUUGAUAAUUAAAAUAAUUUAGAAAUGUAAAGACAGGAAUCAAAGAGUAAUAAGCCAAAAAGUGUGUGAAAAACCAGACUCUUACAUUAGGCUCCUCUAUUGUUUCUUCAUGUACAACUUGAUUUGCGGGAGCCGCCUAUAGUUUUCUCUUUGGGAGCUACCUUCUUUUCCUAGUAUGUUUUCAUAGUACUGUUCCCAAGAUAUAAUGCAUGUACCUUGUAAUUCAUCUAUUUUAUUUGUACGUAAGUGAUUUUUUUAAUAUAUCCACAAAGUUACAUGAACAUAAUCACAGUCAAAUUUAGGACACUACCCUAAAAGGAACUCUGAACCCUAUAGUGGUGACCUCAUUUCUCUCCAGUACCUCCAGCCAUAGAUAACCACUAAUCUACUUUCUUUCUGUAUGGAUAUGCCUAUUUUGAUCAUUUAACAUAUUUUCUUAGGAGGCUGAUUCAGGAGGAUCAUCACCAUGAAUUGAAGGCCAUCUUGGGCUACAUAGUGAGUUCAAGGCCAGCCUGUAGUACCUAGCAAUUCCCUGCUUCAAAAACAGUAGACACAAACCCCACUAGUUGGAGAAUUUCAUAUUAUGAUGAGCCAAAUUUAUUCUUGGUCACCUAAAAAGAAUUAGACAGUGACUCAGUGAAUUGAUUCCUUGUAAGCUUCUCAGAAAGGACUUACUUUAAACACACAUACAACUUUAAAAAUACCUUUAGAGUCCCUUAAAGGUGCAGCAACUCCCCAUAAAUAUAGGCGCUUACCCCUAAAUUGCUUGUCUAAUAGCUAGCAUACCCCCCUCCAACAUUUCAUUUCUCAUUCUUAAGGAGCUUAAGGAGGUCAUCCCUGGGAACUAUUUUCUAUGGAAUAUGCAUGUUAUGUCUUGUGUCUAGAUGUCCCCCAAAGCUUCAUGCAGUCACAGGUGGGGCUUUUUCAAAGGUGGCUGUAUCUAGAGUGUGUGAUGCUGGGAUUAAGGGUGUAUGAUUAUUAAAUCAACCCCCCACCCAAAACUCAGUAGCCUCGAUUGAACAUAAAAGGGGCAGAAAAAAGCCGCUGAGCUUCCUUCAACUUGUUGCUUGCUCCCUUCUCCCUGCCCUGCUUUGCUACGGACUGUUUCUCCUCUGUGCUGCCCUGCUGCCAUGCCACGGUGUUCUAGAGCCAGCCAACUAUGGACUGAAACCUCUGCAAAUUGUGAGCCAAAUAAACCUUUCCUCAGUCAACCGUCGGAGUCUAGUGUUUUAUCUCAGCUGUGAGAAAAGUAAUUUUCUUUUUUUCAGGGGCAAGAUAUCUUCCUUACCUUAGAGAAGUGAAAUUCUCAUGAUGCCAAAGCAAGAUCGGUCUUAGGAUCCCCAGGGGCAGCCUGUAACACUACAGCUUGAAUUCCUUUUGCAAUAGCUGUACUGCAGUAAAUCUACAAAUAAGAUCAGUAAAAUUGGUGUUUUUAAUUUAAAUAACUCAGAAAAUACAGACUUAAUGCUCCCAGAUCAGUGGUGUCAAAUGUAUGACACACAUGCUGCAGUAGGCUGUUUGUGUCAUUAAAAGCUCUGAAAGGGUCAUCCUCACUGCCCUAGAGGAUUCAGGCCAAAACACAGUUCAGCGAAUAGCCAACUAAAAGAUUAAGACAUAAAGGUUAUUAGUUACUUUAUUGUCCUUAUAAUAUUACACAGAUGCCACUAGUUACAAUGCAAUUGCGCUGAACAUGAUUUCAAGGUUCUAGUAAGACAGAAACAACAGCAUAUGUGUAUAGGUUAAACCAGAAGAGUGAAGCAAAAGCAGUCAUUCAUAGCUUGGCACUGCUUGCUUUUCUGGAUUCUUACCUUCGGUGUGAGUCUUGUUCCUGUUCACAGGAGUAAGUAUUUCUAGACUCACCAGAGUCGUUUGGUUGCUGGACUCCCUUGACUCUGCUGUGAUGAAUACAGAGUGUUAGACCUGUGAUGGAUUUUUUUCUUCUUCCCAGAUUGCUUGGAGCAGAAAAGAAGUUAGCUUGCAACAGAGUAGCUUGCCUUCUCAUUCUUUAAUCUUGCUCCAUUUCAGCCUUGCACACAUCUGUGUUGCUGAAAACCUUGAAGACUGUCUCCAGAAAUUGAGAAAGGUUAGAUUCUGUCACAGCAGUGUCUCAGGUUCUUCUGGGUACAGGAGCCCUCUGAGACAUGCAGUAGGUCUUCAAGACUAUCUGACUACUGGCCUUCAUAAACAGUUUUUGACUCGCUCAAACCUUUAGUUUUUCCGUCUCUUCCAGUCAUUCUACUUUUAGACAGAAUAUUUUUUUAGCAUUCAGAAUCGUUUCCAAAAUAUUUGGAAAAUGUCCAAUGACAUUUUCAUACUUGUAACUUUCUUUGUACCCUACUUUCCUCCUACUUACUGAUGCUUUUAUGUCUCAUUUCCUUCCCUUAAGUUUACAUUUUGAAACUUUCUGUACAAAAUUUCUGAGGUUACAUACAUAUUAAUUAGAAUUUUAACUGUCACCUGGCCUGCUGAUGAAGAUCCAAGAAGAGUGUAAUCUUAAAUUGGUUUUUUAUAUCAAAAAUUCACAAAACAUUUAUUAAUAAACCCAAAUGUAUUAUCUAUUUAUAGAAUUUAAGAAACCAAGAGGAAUCAAGCUUAUAUUUAGCAAUUGAUGUUUCAAUGUUUCGGCUUACUUAGAAAUGAUUCAGAUGUUUGUCUCUAUUGCAUACAUAAUUUUCAAACUUCAAACCACAUGAAGAACAUAUUUAUAAACACUUAUUCCAUUUACAUUUACCUAAUUUAUGUUUACCACUUAUUCCCAAAUUAGUCAUGAAAACUGAGUUAUGGAACAAGCAGAGUCAUCAUUCUAAGCUAGUUCUUUGUCAGAAAUACAAAUAAAUAAACCUUAAACAUUGCUAUACUUGACACUGGGUGCAGACCCAGUGUCAUGGCUUGUGGCUAGGUAUCCCUCCAAAGCCUCAUGCAGUCACAGGUGGCUGGAUCUAGAGAUGUAUGAUGCAGGGAUUAAGGGUGUGUGAUUACUAAAUCAGUUCGCUGAUUGGUUUGGUACCUACUUCCAGUAGCCUAGAUACAAUACAAAAGAAGCAAAAAGACACUGAUAAGGCCCCUUGCUUACUAUCCUACCUUUGGCCUACCAUCAACUGUUUCUCCUCCGUAUUCCCCUCAGCCAAGCCACCCUGCCCUGGGGCCAGCUGACUAUGGGCUAAAACCUCUACAAACUGGAAGCUAAACAAAUCUUUCUUCCCUUUAGUUUGGGCAUCAGGUCUUUCAUCUCAGCAAUAAGGAAAGCAGCCAAUCCAGCCAGUGAAGUAGGCACCAAGAUAGCACUUCCUUUUCUCUGCUCAUGACCCACUUCUGGCAAUGUAGGAGAGUUAUCCCUGACAGUUGGAAGUGGAAUAGCAAAAGCUCACAACCUUCCAAGGAAAAAAGGCCCAUGUGGAUCAUUGAUUUUAUACGCAAAUAUAAUGGAUUCCCCUCUUGAUAAGUGUAACCACCACCAAAACAAAGAGUGAAGAAAGUUUUAUUACUUGCAGCAAGUAAGGAGAACGCUGGCAAUAAUUCUGAAUGAAGCAUCUCCCUCAAGGAAGAAAACCAGGGGCUUUUACUGGGGAAACAUAUAUUCAUACAGGAAACAGUCGUUGUCACCUUUAAAUGCCAUUCCUGAGAAGGCUUCAAAGAUUGUAUAUCACGUGUUUUUAAACACUGAGGGGCAACUCUGAACCACUCUGGGUCAUUUGAGAAGGAUAAGCCAGGGUGACUUCACGAUUUGGGCUGGUUCCUUGUAACUCUCUCUGAAGGAUUUUAUUUAAAAAAAAAAAAAAAAGGCUUUGGAAGCCUGUUAAGUCAUUUAAAGCACAUGGAAGAAGGCCUAAAAGACCAAAUAAACUGCCUGAGUUGAACUCCUAGUUCUGCCACUUAAUAACUGGGUGACCUUGGGAAAUUUACUUAACCAUCCUGUGUUUCAGUUUGCUCCUCUGUAAAACUGGACCAGUAGUACUGUUAUUGAGCAGAGACUCACUGGCCUGUGCACACAGAGGUUAAUACUAUGUCCCUGAGUUUUUGCAAAAACAAAGCUUAACUACAUGGUCAACCGGAAGGAAGGCUAGGAACUAAAGAGGAGCUCAUAUCUGCUUCCCCAGUUGGCUGGUAGUGGGGGAUUUGACAGGAAGGAAGAGGGGAGGCAUUCUCUGUUGAUUGGAUGAUGAUGGGGGGGGCACAGUUUGUACAGUUCUUUGGCUCCAGUGCAAAUAGUUACCAUGACUCUUCACAGGUUGUAUGUUUCUUUUCAAGGGACUUAGCAUGUUUUGAGAAAUUUUGAGCUUCUGAUUUCAAAAGGUCAUGGGCUGGUCAGGUGGGCUUCUAUACACGUCCGCUCAGGAAAAUCUGGUUCUGGAUCAGUCUUGAGUACAUUUUGGAGGCUUCUCCUGAAAAACAGCUUGCAUGUUGUGAUAGUUAAGGAAUUUAUAUCUGAGUGUGCCCAAGACUUAGCAAAAUUCAGCACUUCUUUCACAAAUUAGUCAUAUGGAAAAAUCUCUACAGCAGUGUGAUAUAUAAUGUCAUAGUAUAUUGUUGAUCAUAUAUGUUGUAGUUGCUUUUCUGACCCUCUAAUAAAAUACCGAGACUGAGUAAUUAAUAAAGGGUAGAAAUUUAUUUAAAUCACAACCCUGGAGGUGAGAAGACCAAGAGCGUGGCUCGAGCAUCUGUCCAGGGCCUUCAUGCUGUGCAAUAUGGCAAAGGGCUUUGUACAGCAAGACAGAGAAAGCUGCUAGCUCAAGACUCUCUGCCCACCCCUCUGCUUCUUCCUCAUCUUCUUCCUCUUCUAAAACCACCAAUACUUCAUGGCAGCCCCAUCAUUGUGACUAUCAAACUCUACCUCCCAAACCUCUACUUUUUACCAUUAACAUGAAUUUGGUGGUUUUCUCCAAACCAUGAACUUUUGGAAAAACAUUCAAAGCAUAGCAAUAUAUAAUUACAUAACUAUGAUAUGCAGUAUUAUGGUUAGCUAUUAGACUAAAGUACAUAGUACACUGAUAUUAGCAUAGCUGUACCAUAACUAUACCAUGAUAAUUUGGUGAAUGUAACUUCAUUCUGUAAAUAAUGAAGAGAUACAAAAAGGGCUCAAGGUACAUUUUAUAUGAUUUUAUUAUGAGUUGGCCAAUUUCAGCACUUUCUUUGCAAGUUAUUUGUGUAGCAAUUCUCUAUUUAUGCAUCAUGGAAGCAGUGUGAAAGCUGGGUAGGAACGGUGACAGUGUGUGACAGGGAGACAGCAGAUGCCUCCUUCCAUCCAAACAGGGGCUUACUCAGGACUGCAGCAGUCUUCCUGGGAGGGAAGGAUGACUAUGAAGUGCUGAUCAUAUGAACCAUGUGUUACGGUUAUUCCGUGAGAGGAGGUGAAGGAUUCAGGCUGCCUAUCAUGCAACAUGAAGUUGAAGACCACACUGUGGAUGGAUGGGUGGACAGACAGACAGGUAGACAAAUAGAUGCAUCAGAUGCAUGUAUAAAAAUGUGUAUGCUGCAUACUCAGCCUUGUGAAUAAUAUUAUGGUGUGUCGCAUACAUAUGAUGUGACACAUUUGCCUCUGUGUGGCAGUGGAGCAAUCUAUUCCUAAGCCCUACAGCCACUGUUCUUUAAGAAGGACUAAUCCUCAUUCUUGUUGGAUGUCUGCCAGCAUUUUCUAAAUGGUGAACACACCAAUGAAAAUUAAACUCAGUUUUUAAAAAACACUUUUAAUAUUUUCAGUAUGUGAGUACUUAGUGCUGUACAAUUAAGUGACUUGUGUUUUCUAGAGAUAUUUUUAAUUAGAGUUGCAUAACCUAGUACUGAUUAAACUUCCAAAUACACAGGCAGCUCACGUCUGUAAUUAGACAAAGUUGAACUCUCCCAAAGGAAGAGAAGGUGAAGUGAGCUUCCUCCAUCCCUGGUCUCAGGAGAGCUUUAUCAUCACCAUUAGAAGCAAAGCUUUCAAGAUACGUGUGAACAUCAGCACUGUGCCUGCACGUUAAGACAGUCCUUAUAGGUGAGGACUCCCGGACAAUGUCAGUUUACUGACAUCUUGUCUUAGCCCAAUACAGGGCUUGUUGGUUGGAAAUGUGCUAACGUAUUUAUCAAACCAACAAGAAUAAUGGUGAUUGUUGAAAAUAGGGUAAUCAGUGAUAAGAUUCAUUGUAUUCAUCUCUCUCCACUUAAAAAUGUAUUUCUUCCAUGGUUAAAAAAUGCUUAAAUAGAAUAAAAUUUUUGCAAAUUGGAAAACACUGUGAGGAACCAUUCCCCAGUGGUUUGAUGUGAAGAUCAUGGGAAAGACUCUUCUCCCGUCCACUGGGAUGUUCCUAGCAUCAGCUUGACUCUGUCUGUCAAAGCCAUUGUCUUUAGCUCUUUUAAGAAAAGAUAGGGAUUACUGUUUAUGAGUUUCACAGUGCCCUACUAAUCCUUAGCAGAUAAUGGCACCUAUUGUAUGCUUUUUGCUUCUUUACUUCUGAGAAAGUAAGCACCCUUCUCAGAAACCAAGGAGGGGGGCUCCAAGAAUGGCUCACAAGAUGAAUUCGCAAGUAACAUUUUAAAAAGAUCAAGAAUGACAUAAAUGUCCCAAAUAUUGUGGCUUCCAGAAUUUGGAAGGAAAAAAGCAUCCUAGAGAAGUGAAAGAAUAAAGAGCUGUUUGACUGCAGGAGUGUUUCUUAUUUCGUUCUCCCAACAGGCAACUCAGCCUGUCUCCAGCUCCUGGAUACGGGUGCUAGCUUCAGUCUCAUUGUGUUUCAGCUCUCUGAGUGGGCAGAGUAGAGCCGAGUUUCCCAGAGAUCAGAUUUUAGAGUGAGAAUAUUUUUAAAGAUUCUUGAGGAAAUCCAGAUCUACAUGUUCUUCGACUUGGGAGGACAAUUAGCUCUGAAUGAAGCUGUCAUGGGAAUAUAAAUGAAGGACCAGCAUAAGAGCAAGAUUUAACAGUGGGGAGGAGCUUUCUCUCCCCCAGGUGCAAAGCAUUAAACAUUUAAAGGCUCAUAAGCAUGUGUCUCUUAAAAUGAAAACCGGAAGGCCACUUACAUUUCAAUCCUACAGCCAGCUGUGAUGGGAAAACGAAAGUCAUUAGUAUCCUCCAUGAAAUUAGUAGAUGUCUUUCAUUCUUGCUGAUUUAAGGUGGUAGGUACAGGUAGGGUGUUGUCAUUGUUAGGAAUCCCUGAAAUUCUGACAACAGUGUAAGCAUCUGUGACCAUUACUCAUAAACUUAAAACAGUAACAGUUUGAAAUCAAGAAAAUGUUUGUGAACUGUGUUCCUGUUGCUACUAAUCCUGGAGGGACCUGGCACAUCCUUCCAUUACCUGUGAUCCAUGCAAGCCAAGAGUCCCCUGCAUUCAGGCCCUCACAGUGGUGUGUGGUGUGAGGCAGAGCUGGCGCACAGACUGUCCUGAAGGGCGCAUCUCGGUUCACAUUCCCUCAUGGUCACAAAUGCCUGAGACAAUCAACUCAUAAAUUGAAAAGGUGGAUUUUGGCUUACAAUUUUGGAGGCACCAAUCCAUGGUUAGUCAGGAGUGAGUAGCAGAGAAAAGCUACUUGCCAUAGAAGUCAGGGAGCAAGGAAAAGAAGAAGAGAAGGCUGAAGUCCCACAGUACCUCUCAAAGACAUGUCCCCGAAGGCCUGAAGACCUUGCACUAAGCCCUACAACUCAGUGGUUCCACUGUCUCUCAACAAGGCUCUAUUUAACACAAGGGCCUUCGGGGGACAUUGAAAAUCCAAACUAUAAUAGGGUGGAGAUAUAAAUUUCUGUUUUGAAGAUAACUACUCCACCAGGGUCAGCACCACGGAUUUCAGCGGGACAUUGAACUUGCUUUCUUAACCAGAGUAGGGAUAGACCCUGGAGAGAUCCAAGGAAGUAGAGAGCCAGUACUGAGAUGAGAUCUUCACCAAGUGGAUCCAGGGGCUCUGGGGCUGUUAUGCCACAGAGAGCUCAUGUAUUGGCAGUGUCCCAGGAUCCAUGAAAGGCUCACUGAACCUGUUCACCAGAGACCUAACACUGGUCCUCUCCAGGCAGCUUUUCCAGUGGACUUGGAAGAACCAUGGAACACAACUUCCUAGAUCCUGGGAUUCCCCAGUAAGUGGUGUUCCCUAGGCUCCCGGUCCUUAAAGGUAGUCACGUCUGUUUCCAUUUCUUUUCUGAGACACAGCAAUAAAAUAAUUAUGUCAGCAUGCUUUCUAAAAUGCAGAACUAUUUGAGAACAUUCCAAUCUACAUGGAUAGUGCCCAGCGGUGGUCCAGUGAGCAGGCUGUUAUGACUGGGUCAUUUGUGCCAUUUGCUGUUCACUGGUACACCACUUGCCUGUGGGUGUGUUGGCCACUAUAUAGGUCAGGACUGUUUUUAGCAUCUGACUCUCUUCCUCCUCCUCCUGAAGCACCCACAGAAUGAUAGGAUCCCAUUGGAGUGAGAAGAGACUAAGGCAGAGAGAAAAUCCAAGGUACUUUCAAAGCUGGUAAUCAGACAAAUUGCCUGAGCAAGUGCCAAAGUUGAAAAUGAACCACAAACAGUAGAGAGGCCAAGGGCCAGACCUACGCUACUGAUGAUCAGCUGUGACUGCUUCCUGCUACGUUGUGGGUUUAUGGUGUGAGGCGAAAUUGUCCUGAAAAUUCUUCUGUAUCUGCUCUUUUUAGUUUGUAUUUGUAUUGUGAGAUUACAACUUGCAAAGACAGUAGUGCUUGCUCUCUCCUUCUCUACCGCUCUCUCUCCCUGUCUCUCUCUCCUUUUUUAGCUUGGUUUUUCUCUUUUUAAGAUCAGGAACUUUUUGAGGUCAUUCUAAUUAACCUUUCAGUCACUUUUAGUGCUACCUUUGAUGAAUAAAGCCCAUUGAAAAGUCAUGUAUAAUUGCUUCUCCUAGGAUUUUGUCUUCUGUCUUCUUCCAACAAAGGAAGAAAGGUAUUAUUCCUAAAAAGACAUGCAAGUUUCACUCUAUACUAAAGGAUUUAAAUUAGAAACUCCCUAUAUCCAGUGUUACAUUUCUUGUGCUUUGAAAAUAGUAUGCUGGACGUGGUCCAACUUCAAUAAAGGCCCUUGUACGAAGAUGAGGCCACAUGGAAGAUGCUCAGGUUUUGCAUCUGUGCCGGCUAACAUUUGGUAUUAGGAUUAAGAAUUUAAUAAUAUUUUAAAAUAUUUAUCUUAUUCAAAUCAAAUUUUCUUCCUGAGACUCAAACCAAAUAAUCAGGCAAGAAUAAAAAAAUGAUUCGAACAAUAUGACUGAAAUGUCUGUGUAUGUGAAUUAGAAUUUUUCAAUCAGUCCACUGACUGAUGAAGGUACUUGAUUUGCUUUUGUGUUUAAUUAACAAUAAACAGCAAUGUACCUGGAAUUUCCUAAGUGCCAUUGAAUGUUUUGGGGUAGCAGAAGGAAAAAGAAAGCAGGAAGAAAUGUAAUUACUAAUUUCUUAAAAGUACAAGAAAUAUAGUUAACAGUUAUGUACUGUAUGCAUCAAAAACCUAGAAAAACAUUUUUGCAUGUUUUCACCAUAAAAAUGUGGUAGAUGGUUAAGAAAACAGAUAAGAAGUGUGAUCAAAACAUGUAGAAUAUACUUAAAUUUUAAAAAUUUAUGAUGGUCAAAGUCACACUGCUAUUAAUUCCCCUCAACAUAUUCCACUUUACUUUAAAAAUGUGUGUCCCAUCACUGUCAAAGUCCCGUUCUUGCCACUUUCUGAAGCAGCUUGUAGUUCAUCUUUAUGGCCGUUUCUGUCAAUUAAAAGUAUCAGUGUGUCCAGAUUCACCGCAUCACUGUACCCUGCUCCGUGCAGCUUCUUCCUCAAAGGCACGACAGCCAUGAAAGAUAAACAUUUCAGGACACUGAGGCAGCCACAGCAGUAUAACUGAAGACACUCAGUACAGAGGACUUCCAGAAUGACCUCAGAAAGCAGUAAAAACAGUAAAAUAACUAUGUUCAAAGUGGGCGGAGUAGCAGACUGGGAUAUAGAAAAGAAAUGGGAGGAAUAUUUUGGGUGAGAUUGAGGGCCAUGUGUCUUUCAUCAUAAUAAUUUCUUUUAAUUUUAAACAUUCACCGUAUUUUUGAAUCACAUCUCAUAUGUUUAAUCUGAUUUUAAACAUAUAUUUUUUCCAACAUCACAUGGUAUCCCACUAAUAUGUGCAAUUUUAGAUUUUUAUAUAUCAGUGCAGGAAAGAUCAAAACCACAGAAUCCCACGAUCUGUUCCUUGCUAAUGGAAGCCUUCGCAGUGCUGGAUGAACCUCUGCAAGUUGGCAGAGUGACCAAGUGGCUCACCCUGAGACCGAACCCUUCCCAGUAAGGAGAGGAAUGACUUUGGCACAAGGAAAUGACCUAAAGACUCAUUAGAGAUGAGCAUUUGCACACUUAGUUGCAUUAAGUGUGUUAACUUUUGAAAAGGUAACUUCAGUGAUGGAAGGUAAUUGGGUAGAGAAAUGGCAAAGGAAGAUGCAAGUUCAUUUAACAAGGUUGGUUUGUAUCAAUUUCUCUCUGCUUUCAUUCCCCAUCAUUGGUAGGGAUGUUACUUUCCUUCUAGUAUAGGGAGGGCCUUUUCCACAUGGGAAUUUUAAUGUCUUACCUUUAAAAAACUUCAGAAGGAUCCAGGAGGUCCUCAUGCUAUUUUUCAAAGACUUUUGACCCAGAGUAGUCAAUAAGGGGAACUGGGGUGUAGCUCAGUAGAAGAGCCCUUCCCCAUCAUGCAUGGGGUCCCAGCUUUAAUUCUCAAUCUCAACAAAAAAUAAAUAGAAGAUACUCAAAAUUUAGAGAGUCUGAAUUUUUUUCAAUUCUUUAUCUGUUCUAGAUAAAAAUCCUUUUAUCUGAGGAACAAUUGGCUAAAAUUUUUCCUCACUCUGUUAAAAAAAAAUCCGAAUUUCUUUUAAUGUACAAAAGCUUUUGUACAUUAUGAGAUCCUAGUUGUUGAUUCUCUGUAGUAUUUUCCAUGCAGUCUGAGUUUACUUCAUGAACUCUCUACUCACACCUACGUCUUCAAGAUUUCUGUUUUCUCUUCCAGUAGACUUAAUAUUUCUAUUUUAAUAUUUAGAUCCUUGAUCCAUUUUGACUUUAGUGCAUGAUGAUAGACAAGAGUCUAGUUUUAGUCUUUAAAAUGUAGACAGCCAGUUUUUCCAGCACCAUGUAUUAAAGAGGCUUUCUUUCUUCCAGUCGACAUGUUUUGCCCCUUUGUCAAAGGUAAAUGAUUGAGUGUGUUUGAAGUUGUAUCUGCAUCCUGUAAUCUGUUCCACUGAGCAUCAGGUCUGUUUUUUUACCAGUACCAUGCCGAUUUUAUCACAGUAGCUUUGUAGUAUAAUUUCAAGUCAGAGAUUGUGAUGCUCCCUGCCUUGCCUUUGUUUCCCAAAAUUGCUUUAUUUAUUCUAGAUCUCUUCUGGUUCCAAAUGAAUUUUAGGGAUGUUAUUCUGUAGUUCUGUGAGGUAUGCUAAUGAUAUUUUGAUUGGGAUUGCCUCAAAUGGCAACUUCACUAUGUUGGUUCUUGCUAUCCAUGAGCAAGGGAUAUCUUUCCAUUUUUUGAUAUCCUCUUCAGUCUCCUUUCUCAGAGUACUGUAAUUUUCCAUGCACAGAUCUUUUACUUCCUUUGUUAGAUUGAUUCAUAGGUAUUUUAUUGUCUUGACACUAUAGUUUUGUUUCUUUCAGAAUGUCAUACAGUGAAAUUAUACAUAGACUUCAAGUCUGAUUUCUUUCACUUAAUACAUGCAUUUGAGACUUUUCCAUAGUGUCACACCUAUCAAUAAUCUUCUUUUUAUUGCUGACAAGUAUUCCCUUGUCCAGGUUACCACAAGUUUGUAUAUUCACUGUUUGAGAGACUGAGCUGUUUCCAGACUUUAAUGAUUGUGAAUUAAGCUGAUGUGAACAAUUUUUUUGCAAACAUAUAUUCCUAUUUAUUUGGAUAAAUGCCUAAGGAUAGACUUGCUGGAUAAGGGCAGACCUAGUUAUAUUUUUUAAAAAAUACAGAUAAAGAGCAAAAUAAAAGAAAACUUGGCAGUAGGGAGAAGUUCAAAUAAUUCCCUAAAUUCUCUGUUCCAUUGUUUCAAAAAUAUUCAAAUAUAUUUGCUAAUUUUUUCAUUUAUACUGUUAGUUAUCUUAGUUCUUCAAGAAGCAAGUCUUAUGCUUUAUCCAUUUGUCUCUUUUUUGUGAGAGUCUUUUUAGUUUAUGACUUGUACUCUGAGUAACAUUUUGGUCAUUCUUUCAAGAUUAUGGUACACAAUGUAUUAACUAGUGUUAUUCUCUGUUUCAUUGUGAGAUUUUAUUUUUUCAUAGAAUAUUUCCUUAUUAAAAUGUAUGUAUUACAUUAAAAUAAAUGCCAAAUUAUUUUUCAAAAAAUAAGAAAAGAUACUCAAUUUGCUGAAGCAGCACAUUUGGGGGCGCCACAUUCUUAAAUCCUUCAUCCUUAAUGUAUCAGCUGUCAUGAGAAAUGUGCUUCAAUGUUCUUAUUUGCCUUUUCUCUCUGUGCAAGGGACUAUCAAUGGGGACUUAGAGUCUUUUUUAAAUGUAUUCAUAUUCAGCUAGCAUUGUUUCUAAUGAAUCCUAUAGAAGAUGACUGGAGAAGUAAAUCAAUUGACUAGACUCUUUUAGGUUUUCACAGAUACUGAUUAUCUGGACAAAUUUUAACAGUUAACCAUUGGAACGUUCCUCCCUCCUUUCCCAUGUCUCCACUUGACUCCUCAAUCAAAGGUCCUCAUGAAAUAACUGUCAUAUUACUCCCCAGAAUGAGCUUUCAGGGUGAGGGCGUGUUGUGCAGCGCAUGCCAGCGUGCAUCUCACAGAGCUGGGGCAGACUCGUGAUGUGGUUGUAGGGCUCUGUUUUGCCCUCAGUCUGUGCUUUGCUGAAGGGUAACCUUGAGCAUAUGUGACCCUGAAGACCCUUGGUUCACUGAAAACUGGAACAGGAAACCUUGACUUCCAAGCCACUCAUAAAAUACCUAAUACCCUACCAAUUUGAUAUUUACUGUACACAGCAUGAAAACAUGUACUACUUAUAACUUACAGAAGCAAUUUAGAGUGAUUUUAUGUAUAAAAAUAUAAACUCAUGUAUCUCUAAUGUUACCCUGUGUGGAUGAUAAAGGAUGCUUGAUGAUUAUAUUUUUUCUAUACUAAACUUUAUCUGGUCUUUGGAUUGGGUUGUUUAUAAGAGUUAUGGCUUAACUUCAGCCAUAUUUACAUUCUGUCAUGUUUGACCAAAGAACAUUUCAUCAAGAAUUCAGAGACCACAUGGGAUCCCAGAGCAUCCUCUUAACUCUCUAUGAGCUUCUGUUAUUUUUCAUCAUUAUGAGACAAUAAUCAUGCUUCACUAAGCAUUCAAAAGUUAAGUGUUCUGCUUUUUGUCAAAAAGAAAAAAGACAGACAGACAGACAAAAAAAAAAUCCUAUCUCUAGGGUUGGGGAUUUACAGUGUAGGGCACUUGCCUAGCAUGUGGAAGGCCAUGAGUAGAAUCCCCAGCACCUCCAAAACAAAACAAGGAAACAUACACCUAUUUUAAAAAUUGAUCUCUUUCAAUGCCUUAAAGAACUUUAAAACUCCAUAUGUACUUUCUCACUUCUUAAAGAACAGAAGCCUAGGUUUAUAUCUUUUUGGUGCUGUAGAAUCUGUAUUAACACAUCACUUACUGUCCUGUGCCCUGAAUAUGGCACCAUCAGUAUAGAAAUACUUGUCCUUUGUGCCUUAAAAUCCCCUCCCCACUUCCAUUUCUGUGAGCUGUCACUUCUGUCAGCCAACUCUUGCUUUCUAUUUUAUGCUUGCAGUGGCCAAAUAACAAAACAAAACAAAAACAGCCUAUCUGAAUUCUAUCUCAAUUGCAGCUGACAUUACAGUAAAAUAGGGUGGAGUGGGAGCCAGGGCUGCUUUCUGGUGAUUUCACUGUGUGAGUUUUAACACAUGGAUUUGUGCCAUCCGUUCCAGGGCUCCAUGGCUUUUUGGCUUCCUGCUCACUAGAAAUUUGAUCGAGACACUGAUAUGCUAUGGUGACUUAAAACUCCAGAAAGCGCUUUAAAGGGAUUCUUGAAUUCACAAAGAGAAAGAAAAUUUGUUAAAUCUGUAUCAAAAAAUGUUUCUAAUUAAAGCAAUGUAAGGAAACUAUCAACUGAGUUUCAGCACAAUUGUCUAAUUUAAGAUCACUCUCUAGUCCACUGGUUUCUUUAAAUAAGAAAAAACUGACACGAUGUGAAAGGCUCUUCUCCCAUAAGCUUCAGCUCAUGGUCUGGAGGACUUUUAAUUUUCUUGCAUUUUUGCUAAGCAACCAUGAGCCCAGUAUAAAUUUUGCAAUUCCAUGGAGGCAAAUUAAAACUUUUCCUGAUUUUUUUCUAAAAACCAACAAUGUGAGGCUUGAAAACAGCUUAAUAACCUCAUUAGAGAACUUUUGCAAUCUGCAGUUCUGUCCAGGUGCAUUUUAAAAUAACCUUGUAGGUACAUUCUAAAUGAACAAAGUCUGAACAAAGGUGUUCAGAAAGUAGCCAGUCCUGUCAGAGGCCCAUCUCAAAUUGGUUGAGCUGAGACUUCAGUGUUUUAAAUCUUUUUUCUUCUACAAAUAUGUCUCUUAUAUUUGGAGUAUUGGUACUAGAACAAAAUUAUGCAUUUUCUCUACAUCUGAAUAAAUCAAUGGUAGGCAGUUUUCAUAAAUGGAGUGUCCAUGUAAGCUUUUAAAUGUAUAAUUUCCUUAUUUGUAUAAUUAAAUUUCCCAAUGAUGCAAAUUAGGAAAUUAGAUGAACUUUAAAACAACCAUUUAAAAUGUAAAAAUUUCACUUUUACUGAUAGCAUUAAGUCUCACUAAAGGUUGUAUUCAAUUCCAAACACAGUCAUCUACCUUAUCUUUGACAAAGGAGCAAACAAGGUCACUGGAAGACAGAUAAUUUCUUUAAUAAAUGGUGCUGGAAAAAAUGGUUCUCCACAUAUCGAAGACUAAAACUAGCCCCAUGUCUAUCAUCAUGCACUAAACUAAAAUCAAAAUGGAUCAAGGAUCUAAAUAUUAAAAUAGAAACACUAAAUUUAGUGGAAGAAAAAACAGGCAGAAAUCUCAAUCAUUGGUAUAGACAGAGACUUCUUGAACACAAUCCAGUUUGCAAGAGAAAUAGUACAAAGAAUUGAUAAAUGGAGUCAUCUUAUAUAUAUAUAUUUUUUUGGUCUUUUUCCUUUUUUUUUUUUUUUUUUUUUUUAUCGGUACCGGGGAUCAAACCCACGACUGCCUGCUUUCAAGGCAGGCGCUUAUGCCACUGAGCUAAAUCCCCAGCCCCUGGAGUCAUCUUAUUUAAAAAAAAAAAAAAAAAAAAAAAAAAAAACUUUUGCACAACAGAAGAAAUCACCAAUGGAGUGAAAAGACAACCUGCAAAGUGGGAAAAAGUUAUAUCCAGUUGUCCCACAGACAAAAGACUUGUAUCUAGAACACAUAAAGAAAUGAAAAAAGCAAACACCCUCCUCCCACCCAAAUUCAAAGACCCAAUCUAAAAAUGGGCACUAGAGGAAUCUGCACUUCUGAGAUAAAGAAAUACAAAUGGCAAAUAAAUACAUGAAAAAAUGUUCAACAUCAUUUGAGAGAUGCAAAUUUAAACAACACUGAGAUUCCAUCUCACCCCAGAAACAAUGGCUAUCAUCAAGAAAUAAACCAGUAACAAAUACCAGCAAGGCUGUGAGGAAAAGGAACCCUUCUCCACUGGUGGUAGGCAUGUAGGCUGGUGCAACUGCUGUGGAAAUAAAAGUAGAAAUGCCUCAAAAAAAAAAAAAAAACCCUCAGGAUUAGAGGUCCCAUUCAGUCCAGCUAUUCCCCCUAUGGGAAUCUUUCCAGAAGAAUUUAAAACCUAAUACCACUGCAAUACAUGUACAUCCAUGUUUAUAGCAGCACAGUUUUUAAUAGCUAACUCUUGGUAACAAUCCAAAUAGCCCAUCAACCAAAGAAUGGAUAAAAAAGAGAUGUGAUGUUUUUAUGUCAUGAUGUACUACUUAGCCAUAAAGAAAGAUAAACUGGAGACUCAAAGGGAUGCAACUUGAGACCACACUCAUGAGUGAAAUAAAUCAGACACAGAUGUAUGAACACAGUCUCACCGGUGUGAGGAACAAGUAAAUAAGAUCUGAAAUGUGUAACAGAUAUUGCAGAAUGGGAAGAAACUAUUCAAAACAAAAGAGAAACUGGGGUGAAAAAGGGUAAAGGGAAAAAGGAAAAAAAUAUUGGUAUGCACAAGAUAAGAUAGCAAUACAGCUCAUGUCUCUAAGUUCAUUGAAAAGAAAGUUUUGUGCUAAUAUUGUUUGGACAAGAUAUGAUGCCCAUACCUUGUACGCUGAAUAACUACUACAAAGACAACAAUAUAUAGUGUAGCAACUAUUGAAGUACUCUUACUAACCCGUUUUGAAACUCAGUUUCAUUGUUAUGUCAAAAAAAUAAUAAUCACAUAACCACCGAGUGCAGUAGUUUGGUAGUGUUCCUUCCAUCGCAUAUUCUAACCCAGAAUGUUAAAGCUGGCCUCGGCUCUGUGCUGCCCUGCAAGUCAGUGGACGCAUUUGGGAUGGGUUUCACCCAUUCGUUCUUCGUAGUUUUGUAGCUUGUAGCCUCUCCUAUGUUCCAGGCACAUUCAUGUAACCUGUGACUGCUCCAGCCACAUCACCACGGCUGCCCCCAAGGCAUCAUCCUCAGCUGAUUUCAUUUCUCCGGGAACCCCACUCCCUCCCUUGGUAUUAUACUCAUCUCCAAUUGUCCCCUCUGUCCUGGCAUCUUGUCAUUUCUCCAGAUACAUUCCGCUAACCAUAAGGCAUUUUGAUUUGGAUACUGAAGCUCAUUCCAAAAAUGAUACCACCUGCUCCAUCCCACCCUCGGCCCAAAGCAGAGACUUUCCCACCGCCCCCAUCAUGGUAGGGUCCCACUCAAGUUUGUUACAGAAGAGGAUGUCAGCUAGGCAACCAGGCCCUGGCAUAACUAGGGGAAUGGAAAAGGUGUGGAAGGUUCCCUCGAUGCAAGCACUGAGGGUAGGUGGGCGGGUGGGGCGUGUUGAGAGAUGCAUUGCAGAGAUUCACGCGGGCACAAAGGCUCAAGCACACGAUUGCAUUCUCCAGCAAAGUCCUUAGGAAGAAAACAUCCUCAGAAUAGUGUAAGAAACUGGAGGAUUGUAGUCCCUAAUAUAAAAGAGCUCAAGGACGAAACUGAGAAGAGCACUGAGUUACUGAAACUAUGGUGCCAGCAUCAGAAUAUUCUGGCAAAGCGACCUUCUCCCUGAUUCACCCAGCAGCGCUGAUACAGAUUAAGGGACUCACUUAGCACUCCACCCUCAGCACCUGGUUCUGUGCCUUAAUCACAGGCUGUGCUGAAAAUGAAACCAGUAGAAGAAUUAGUGGAAUCCACAGAUGACUUACUCACGUGCAUUCCUCGACAUGAAGCAGGGUAGAUGGUUGGGUUGCAGCUGUGCUUCCUGACUGACCUGAAAUCCCACCCUGAAUGGGCAGGCCAGAAUGCACCUCUAGUUAGGGGUGUAUCUUCCGAGAUAAAGCACCACUAAUAAGACUGUCCCUGGUAUUCCUGAGACGUUCCCUUUUGUCAUGAAGGAAGAAAUGUAAAUGCUGCGUUUCAUUUCUCAACUCUGCUAUCCAGCACAACACUUGUUUUCAUUUUUAUUAUUAUUUUCAUGUUCAUUGUCAUUGUCAUUGUCAUUUUGCAGUAGAGGGUAUUAAAUCCUGGAGCAGAUGUAUGCUCGGCCAGUGCUUACCACAUAGCUGCACUCCCAGCCCCGUUUUUAAAUUCCUCCAGUCAAUAUCUCCCAGUUUCAAAAUCCUAUUAAAAGCUUCCAGAGCUUUUCCCUUCAUUUAAUUUGAUAAUGUGUUGCAGUCCAGUUUGAAAAUAAUAAUUAACAUAGUUUGAAAGCUUCCUCAAAAUAGGUAAGUAUGUUCAAAGCUGUGCUUCGGUGAUUUGACUAAAACCGCAAACACAAACAUAACCUUCUGUUAAUCCCCUCCUCUUCUUUUUAUAAAAUACAAAACGAUAGAGAAGCAGCUUCAACUUAGCUGUCAUUCAAAACUUGCCCUUCAGGAUCAUGCCUAAUCUCCUUUCUUCCCGUAUUCCUUCCACAACCAUUAAAAUAGUGUGCUAGAACCCUUCCAAGAGCAAAUGCUGGGACCGCCCCCUUGCUGCUCUGAAGAUGGGGUCACAGCCCCUCCUGCACCCCUGCAGGACUUCAUCCACAAAAGCAGAGAGGCCAAUUCCAGUUGUCACCUAUUCACGGGACCCUUUCAGAAUUUGUAACUCAAAAGGGUUUGCAAGAGAAGUCCUAAUUCCAAUCUGCCCCCAAGAAGUUCCUGCCCAGGUAAUCAGCCUGUCAACCUCUGCCUUUCCUUCUACUCAAGUUCUACCUGGUGGCCCUGCCCCUGGGGGAGGCUCCCCUUCUGAAGCCUUAGCAGCCUCUGCUCUGUCCGCUGUUCUCUUGGCCCUGAGCUUAGCGGCUUCCUCAGCAGACAUGGGCUCUCACUUAGCUUUCUGCAAACACCCAAUGCCUCGCCAUCCUCUGUGUCUUCCCCAUAGCAAGGAGGUAGCAGGUGUCCGUUUGUGACCUCCUGGUGAUGAUGGUUACUGUUGAUUUCAUUACAUGGAGAAACUGCAUUUGGAAAGCAGAGGGGAAAAUUAGCCAUUCAGUCUAUUCAGACAAAUGUUGGAAAAUUAUUUCUCCCCAGGAUGUACAAGGUUCUCUCAAAAUCUGCAUAUCAGAGGCAUUAGAUUUUGGCUCAGUUUGAUUCUGUUCUCUUUUUAUUGGCAUUUAUUAAAUAUAGACGAUCAAAAGUUAUUUUUUAAAGAUACAGCUUGGAAUCAAAAUAAUGAAAUGCGCCUACAGCAUCCAGUGCUUAUCCAGUGCAUUAACUGAGAACAUGCUCAGUAUUUGGUGAGUCAAAUUAAACCACCAAAAGCAUAAACUUGUUUUGGACACCAGCCUUCUCAAUUCAGAGUUCAGUUUACGUUUUUGAAACAGUCCUUUUGAAAGUUACCUCCCUGGUAGGUUUGCAUUGUUUAGAUCCAAUCCUCUCCAUACCUUUUUCCACCCUGUUUUACCCAAAAUAAAAAUAAACUAUGGCUCAGGCUUGUUAGUUAGUGGUUCCCGUCAUUUCAAUCCUGGGCUGUCGUGUCGUACUGCAUGGUAACCAUAUUGCUGCAGAGACCCAGGCUCUCACCCGUGCAUUGGGAAUGGGGAUGCGUCAGGCCACUCCUGGUGGUGUUCUCCUAGGGAGAGAUUCCUGUCUCUCCAGGAAUCCCAAAGGAGAAGGAAUCUUCAGGCGGAGAGGAAAGUAUCUGUCUGCUGGACUCGGUGGGGGUGGGGAAGCAACGGCAUGCGCCUUCUGCAGUAGGAUGGUGGUGUAUCUGCAUUCAUGCUAAGGAACGUAAGAUGAGGAAGGUCUGACCUUCUUGGGGCCCAAGCAUCAAAGAUGGCCCAGUUUUCCUGAAGGCAGCAUAGGGGUAACAACACUAUCAAAGGGAAACCAAGCCAGACAAGAGUCAAAGGAGACAGCACAGAUUUUAUCCCAGAGGUUUGUAGUAGGGGAGAGAGCUAGCUCAGUGUCACCUGAGCUCUACACCAGGGCAUAAAAGGCAGGAGGCCUUUUGAACACUGGGACAUGGUAAUGGAAAAGUACUGCCUGGCUUCAAGGAUGGGACUAGACCAUCUGUGUCUGCUAACUGGUGCUUAGAAAGUUAGGAUCUCGCCUCCUGCAGGCCCUCCACCAGGAGCGCAUCCCGAGAGAGAGGUGGUUUCCUUCUUAGUGAUUACAUUUCAAAGGAAUGGCCCCAGGCCCUUCAGAAAGAGAUGUUCCCGGGUUGCAGAAGAUACACACACACACACACACACACACACACACACACACACGAUGUGAUCAAAAUACACAAUGACCGUGUUAUCUUUAAAAUGCAUGACAGUAGCUGACACAUGGUCAUGAAGCCUCCAUUCAAACAUACUCUGCCCGUCAUUCUUGCCACUUUCUGAAGCAGUUCCGGCAUUCCUCUUUCGUUAGUGUCUUUACAAAGUGUGAUUAGAAAUACUUUACAGUGAUUGCUGCUGUGGAUGGAGUAUAAUCCAAUAGAAAGGCAACUCAAAACAGUGUGUUCUCAUCCACUCUGUUCUCUGGGUCCAGUUCUGGGUGACUUCUGGACCUUCCGCAAAGCCAAAAUGAUCAUGAAAGGUAAAGGUUUGAAUCAAUUCAGGGCAUCAAGGCAGCCACAACAGUGUAACUAAAGACAAUCACAUUAAGAGGACUUUCAGAACUGCUUCAGAAAGUGGCGAGAACAUUUGUGAAGUGUGUAUGAAGUGAGGAAAGAUGUUUUUAUGCAGAUUAGCGUAAUGGAAGUGGGUCUUUUACUGUAAUAACUUGUUUCAUUUAACUAUUCAUCAUAUUUGUGAUCAUGCCACAUACACACUUCAAAAGGAUAGAGAAAGAUCUCACAAUUACAAGUUUUCUAAGUCAGUACUCUAAAAUAAGGGAGUUUAAGAGGCCCAUCAUCAGAUGUUGGCUGGAGCAAAUAGCAAAUGCUGUUGGCAGCUUUGAGCUCUCUCAGGCAAGCGUUUCUAGGGAACAUAGAUUGUUGUUCUAGGGACAUGGCUUUGAGCUGCCAAGAGCUAUGCGAGGUUCGCUGGUGUAGAGGGCAGAGGAAACCGUUUGUGCUGAGACUGCAGUCCUGGCAGGCCAGGGUGGAGGCCUCCGAGGAGGCUGACCGCAUUUCUGUCAUUGUUACCACCUUGGGAAAGUUCAAGAGGAAAACACGAAGGGAGUCACAGGGACCCUGGCCCCACCACCCACGGAGGAGGAGCCCGUCCUUCCAGUGGUGACCUCAGGGCCUCGGGAUAUACGUUAAUGAGGAAAAUGUCAUUGCUUCCACAGCCAGCGUUUGUUAAGUGACUUGUUUUGAAGCACACUGUUUCUGACUGUCCUUUGAGAUUUUCUUCUUUAUAAAGUCAAACAUUAUCUUCGGAGAAGAGUUAGGAUUGCAAAGAGCCACAUCCAAAGUUAUGAUGAUUUUCAUCUGUCUCCAGCUAUGUUAGAUCAGGUGAUUAGAAGUUUAACAUGCCACGGAGCCUUAAAAUGCAUUUUUCAAUAGUCACAGUUUUAUGCUUAGUUAUGAAGGAAAUCACAUCAAGGGUUUAUUUUAUCAUCUGUCAUUUUUUGUCACAGAGUUUGAAAUCUUGUUCUUCCUUCUAACUUAUAAGAAAGCUCCAAUUUUCAAAGUUCUUACCCUUGAAUCUGCUAUGACCAUACAUUAAUUCUGUGCCACUAAUUGUUUUUAUCAAUAAAGUUUUAUUUACAGCCACAUUCAUGCAUGUGCGUACUCCAUAUAGCUGUGGGGAUUGAGUUGAGCAGUUUCCACAGAGGCUGUGUAGCCUUCAAACCUGAAGACCUGGUUAGCAGGUCCUCACAGAAAAGGUUCAUGGACACCUGCUCUGCAUACUCAGACUAAUUCAUUUUUCCCUGGGAUUACAGGGCACACCAUCACACUGGCUCUGUCUUUAGUUUGAAAAUAAAAAUCAAACAAUAUUAAUAAGGGAUUUUCUCUUUAAAAAAUAAUAUCUUCUUUUAACCUUAUUCAUCCUUUGCAUAAAAUCUAUUUGUUUUCUCUCUCUAAAUAUCAAGAGUCUCCCCUCAAGGGGUCAAAGGAAACCCCUAAAUUGUGACACUUAUUUCCAUGUCCUGAGGUGAGGAGGCAGCAACUUUUAAAAACAUUUAGGGUCACAGACAAAUAUUAUAAUUCAUGACUUCACAAUUUCCUUCUCUCUGAGUUGUGGCAUAGUAAAACCAUACUGAUGACUUCAUACCCAUUAAGGUGGCUUUGCAAAACAGAAAACCCUAAGUGUUGGUAAGGAAGCAGAGAAAUUGGAACACAUGUACACCUUUGGUGGGAAUAGGAAGUGGUACACUGUUAUAGAAAACAUAAUGGUAGUUCUUCAAACAUUUAAAAAUAGAAUAUAUAAUCCAGCAUUUCCGAGUAUAUAUGCAAAAGAAUUAAAAAGCAGAUUCUCAAAUAUUUGCACACCAAUAUUCAUAGCAGCAUUAUACACAAAAGGCAGUCAGUGGACACAACCCAGAUGUCCAUCAACAGACAACUGGAUAAACAAAAUGUGGCAUAUAAUACAGUGGAAUACUAUAUAGCCCUAAAAGAAAGGAAAUUGUGACACAUGGGACAUCAUGGAAGAAACUACAGGGUGCUAUGCUACGUGAAAUAAACUAGUCAUAAAAAGACAGAUAUUGUAUGAUUCUACUUGCAUGGGUUACCUAGGAGACUCCAAUUCAUAAAAAACAAGAAGGAUACUUACCAGGAGCUGGGGAGUGAGGAGGUGGAGAGUUCCUGUUUGCCAGGUACAGAAUUUCAGUUUUACAAGGUGAAAAAGUUCUGGUGAUGUUUGCACAAUAAUUUGCGGUUAACACUAUAAGUGACCAAGAUGAUAAAUGUAUUUUAAGUCAUAUGUUUUUACCACAAUAUUUUUUACAAAGAAACUAGAGGGAUGGUGUCCCUGUGCUAAUAACUGUGGUGCAAAGUGACAGCGGCAGAGUUCCUGUGUCCCAAUCUGUCACUUCGCUUAGUUACCUGUGCCGCGUGGCAGGAUGCUUUACUGAGACGAUAGGUGACCUCAGGCGAGAUUUUCUAUUAUGCUGAUGAUGCUGGCACAGGGCCUUAGAUGAGUCCACCAGAAGGAAAACAAGGCAUUGAAGGCUGACGUUUGCCUUUGCACGCUGUGGAGAACACCUGGGUUCCCAUCUGUAUGAAAUACUUCACACCCUCCUCCCGCCCCUUCCCCAGAAGCCACAGCCAUCUGUGGAUCAGAACUGAAAUUCUAAAUCACCCCCUUUGCUCAGACCUUUAUUCAGAUCAACCCUCACCCCUCAGAUCCAUGGGGAGCCCAUCUUUCCAGCUGGGAAAGGGCUGGACAGCACCAUGGAGCACAGCCCAGUCAUGAUGCCAGUAAAGUCCUGUUUAAGCCAAUCAAAGGAAGUGAUUUUUGGUAUUUUUAUUUGUGAAUUCAGGAUUGCACACAUGUUGCUUCUACUGUGCAGCCCACAUUUACUUCAAAGGCAGCGCAAAAAUGCCCACGAGCAAUGAGGCUCAGAAGUUGCAAUCACAAAGAUAAGCAGAGAAGGUUCCAUAUUCACUGAGGGGUGCGAGAUGCUGCCUGCCAAGCCUUGGCUGCAUGGUCAUUGAUGCCAUGAGGACUGAGGGCAUUGCGGGAGGCUCCGGGAGCGCUGUGCACAGCUCUGCUUCCAGACCUGUCUUCUCUUCUGCGUGCUUCAUGAGCUUUCUGCUCCUUUUCUUUGCAAUGUUUGGGAGUUAGUUUGUUGUGGGUUUUUAUUUGUUUGUUUGUUUGUUUUUAGCUUUCCCAAUUACAAUGAGGGCAAAUGUUUCAUUCACAAAACUGCCAUUUCAAUACUCGGAGAUUUUUUUUCCAAGUAUGGUUUGCAGAUACCAAAGAGGGAUUGUUCUUGAAUGCAGAUGGAUAAUCCUGCUGGAGGAUAAUGGGUGUUUGGUGGUGCUGUUCGUGUCAUGAGCUGAUGAAUGCUUGGUUGAGGCACAAACACUGUUUUCAGUGAAAGCAUUAAGUCAUGGAAGAAACAGCAAUCGCAGAAAAAAAAAGACAAGGAAGGGUGAGGCGCAGAACAGAAAGGACAGUCCUGAGCUACUUAGACGUUUUCUUAGAUUUGAAAGGUUUUGUUAUUCAACAAAUACAGUUUAAAGUGAUUUAAAGAAAAAAUAAGAAACACAAUAAGUACUGUUUCUCUUGAAAAAACUUUCUGGUAAUUUAAAAACCCUCUCCAGAAGAAAACUUUAUUCCCAGAUAGCUUUACUAGUGAAUUCUUUCAAAUAGAAAGAAACAAAAUCAGCCAUACCAACUCCAGGAGAUAGAAAAAGACAAAUGUGUUACUUGUAUUAAGAGGCCAGCAUAAACUUGAGAGCCUAACGUGCUUAAGAUGUUAGAAGACAGGAGAAUUACAGGCCAGUAUCUCUCAUUAUAUAAGUGUAAGAUAUUUUAUAUACAGUGCCAGGACACUGAUUCUUUUUUUUUUUUUUUUUUUUUUAAUCGGUACCAGGGAUCGAACUCACGACUGCCUGCUUACAAGGCAGGCGCUUAUGCCGCUGAGCUAAAUCCCCAGCCCCUUGAUUCUUACAAGUAUAUUUAAAAGAAUAACAUGUUGCAAUGAAGUUGGAGUGGUUUUGGGAAAGCAGAGUUGGUUUCAUAUUAAAAAUAUUGAAAAUCAAAAAUGAAGAUGUGUACCAUGUUCAUGGACUGGAGGCCUCAAAACUGUAAAGAAAUCACUUCUCUCUGAAUGGAUAUCUAGAUUCAGUCAGUUCCAACCCAAGAUUCAAAAGGUUUUUAUGGAAAUGGACAAACCAUUUCUCUGAACUAGCAAAAGUUCAGAGGCACAGAGUAGCAAAGACAAUUGAAGAACUAAGCUGAAGGAUACAGGACUGCUAGACGUCAAGACAAAUUAUGAGGGCACUGGGAUUUAGACAGUGUUCCAACAAUUUAAACGAACAUGUAAGAUGGCUAAAGACACCAAGUGUCCAGACGGAGAUGCAUGCUUCCAUAACGCCCUGAAUAAAGUCAAAAUUGCUCUUGUAAUGAAAGAGGGUCUGCAAAAGAAGUGAUGCUUUAUCAAAUGAUUAUUAACUUACAAACGUCUCGCUACUGCUCAGUAUUUCUAGAUAAGUCAUCAGAACCAGUAGCCUAUCUACUGGUGUCCUCAUCACCCGAGAUGACGGCUGAGAAGUGACUAAGCAGACCUUUGCCUUCCUACGUAUGACCUUUGCUUUAUCAUCACAUGAAUAUGAGAGAAUGAAAUUUCAUAAUUUUGUGAGCUGAUUUCCUUUAGACAUUUUAUUUUUUUCAAAAGUAGGAGAACACUAAGAUGGAUUGAAACUCAAAAAUCUGCAUGUUCUAAAAUUUGAAAUGUUUUAAGUGCCACAGGUAGAAAGUUUCAGGCCUGACCUCAUGGGAUAUGUUAUAAUCGAAAGAUAGGUACAUAAAAAUACUGUUUUAAAUUGCUUUCAGGCUAUAUGUAUAUGAAUGUAGAGUUGGGCUCCAUCCCCAAGAGCUCAUUGUGUGUGCACAAAUAUUCCACACAUCAAAAAGAAUCUGAGCUCCAAAGCACAUUUUGGUCCCAAUGUUUUAAAUAAAGGAUCCUCAACCUAUAAAAACAGUCACAGCUAAUUAAGUUUUAUGUGCCAGCUAUGUGUUUGUUCUUCUUAUAUGAAAUCUCAUUUAAUGAUAAUUAAUUAUAAAACUUUUUUUAAAAUUUUAUUUAAGGAGAAAAAGAAAAAAAAAGCAGAGAAAGGGUACAAGUUAUACAGAUUUACAGAAAAAAAUAAACAGUAGGAAAUCACUAGUUAAUGGAUUACAUAUUGUCAUCUUAGAAAUAAUCGUUCAAGUUACAAAAUUAAAGCUUAUAAAGUGGACAUUCCAACAGUGAGACUGCAAACAGUUCUGUUCAAUGAUCCAACAAAACUCAGUAAUAUCAUUAUCUAUCUUAUACACUUAAAUAUACAUGCAGUUAUAUCGUUUAGAGCACUUUCUUUUCCUCUCUUUUGUACAAUGACAAUUACUCAUUUUGGGUUUUGUUGCUCCCACAGUUCUUAUUACUUUUUUGGAAGAGAGUAGAACCAAAUGUUACAUAACAGAACAGAGUCAGUCAAAUCAAAAGGGUGGACAUACUAGGUAAUGUAAAAGCAUAAUACAAGGUGAUCAACAAUGGUUACCAGAAUGCCUCCUGCUAUCUCUAAUAGAAUUGCCUAUAUCAUCAGUUAUAAUAAAAUUGAACAAAACAGUAAAGAACAAAGCCAACAAAACCAAAACAUUGGAGAGAUUAUAGGUCUUCAAAAGUAGAUAAUAGUCAACCGGAAUGGGCGUCAUAAUGAAUCCCACUGUCUUCACAGCUGUUGCCUAAACUUUCGAACCUGGUACUAUCAAACAAAACAGAAUAGAGGGACAUCAGUCAAAACAAGAUGGUGAGAGCAAUACAGGGCUUUAAAUCAAGAUAAUGGAGAGUCAAAGUAGGUUACUAUAAUAUAUCCUGCUAUUUUUUUUAUUUUUCCCUUAAAAGGAUAAAAAUAAAAAUGUAAAUAAUAAAAUGGAGAUUGAGAUAAAAGAGGGCAUAGCAACAAAACAGCACAGAUCAAAACAUAACCAUUUAAGCAAAAUAGUGUUUCACCACAAGAUAAUCCCGACAUAAAAGUAGUUACCAUAUUGUCUCUUUCCUUGAAAUCUUUGAGUAUAACUUCAUAUAUUGUAGCAUCAAAUAUAUGUAAUUAAAAAACUUAAUGGAAUGAUUUCAGAGGUGACCACACACAUUACAAGUGUUACGGAAAAAAAUAUUUGUAUCACUCCAAAAUCCAUAUGUGGAAUCCUUAACACACAAAGUGGUUAUAUUUGGUGUGAAGAAAUAAAGUUAAGGGAGAUCUUAAGGGUGGGACCCCAUCAAUAAGAUUAGUGCCCUUGUCAGAACAGGUACUAAAGAGCUCCCUCAGGCUGGGCACACAGUGAGAAGGUGCCUGCCUGCAAAGUAAGAAGAAGACAAUCACUGGAAAUGGAAAAGGCCAGCAUCUUCAUCUUGAAUUCACAGCUCUAGAUCUGUCAGAAAAUGAAUUUCUAUUGCAAUACGUAAAAGAACAAAAUUCUGCACUGGAGAAAGCAAAAUUGUUAAGUGUUUCCUUUAUAUAUGCCCUUUGGCCUAUUUGUACAACCUUGUCCAUUUGCAGGUAGGCUUAAUAAACUGUGGGUGUAUUCCUAGCUUGUUGAAGCUUAGGGGCCAGUUUAAUGUCAUGUGUAUGUGCACACACUAGAAUCCCCUGGCCUAGCUCCAGUCUAGCUCUGCACCUUGGGCAGGCCAUUUAACCUCCCCCUAAACUGCCAGAUGAAGAUAAUAGUGACAACUUCCUGGAGUCAUUGUAAGGUUUUACAUGAAGUCCUGCAUAGAAAGCACAUAGUGUGGGGCUCGUGGUACAUGGUAAUGGUUACAUCUUCACACAAAAUGGCUCCUUCAGGCAAAAUAUCUGACAUAGCUGUGUAUAAUUGUUUUCUUUUUUGUUUCGUUUUGUUUUGGGGGAGUUUUUCGUAGAUUGUGGUUCACAAUUAUUAGCUGACUUCAGCUCUGACUAUACAUAACAGGAACUAAUAAAACCCCUCAGUCUAGGCAGGGGGCAUAGCUCAGUGAUAGGGCAAAUGCUAAGCGAGUGUGAGGCCCUGUGCUCUAUCCUCAGCACAAAAUAAAACAAAUACCCUCCAUCUAAUGCUGACGUUUUUUCCCUCUGACGUUUCAAAGAGUCAGAGACAAGAUGUUCUAGCUCCCCAGAUCUUAGCUCCAUCAUGGCAGCAGGCUUCAUCUGACCAGGAGUAGCAAAGCCAAGCACACUUGGAGAAGCAAGCACGCUUACUUUCUUGAACCUGGCACACAAAACACUCACAAUAAAGGCCCUGUUGUCUUUCAGGUAACAGGUAGUAGCAGGAGUACCACACUGUUCUGGCAGAAUUUAAUUUUCACAUCUAUCACAAAGCAGUCAAUCAUAAUCCGGUGAGUGGAAUGAAAUCUAGUGGACCAUUAUGCUUCCUAGAUCUAGAAGGAUAAGCUCACCCAGCCCUAAAUCAAUGACUUUUCCUUGUCCUUUGGGGAGGGGGCAGAGCUGCUAGAAGCAGCAGAGAACAUAGUAGAAAUGUGAAUUGUGAUCAUGUCUGAGCAUGAUCACAAAAGAAUUAGCUGUUAUGACACUGUCUUACAAGUCAUAGAAGCAAGCCCUGAAGCAUCAAGACUUUAUUUCUAACAUCAACAUCCUCAUCACACUAGAUUCUCUCACCAGAGCGUCCGUCAGUUUCACAUUUAAUGAAUCAGUCUGUCAUCACAGGUGACAUGGAAGUGAAAGAACAAAGUGAAGACUGUAAAUGAGGCUCCACAGAGAUUAUUUUUCAGAUCUUUAUCAAGUCGUGUUCUGCCACGUCCCUCUAACGGGACCAGUAAAUGAAGAAGGAAGUGAUUCCUUUGCAUCUUGCAGCUCUCAGAAGAGACAGCUGUUAGAAUUUGAAAUUGUCUGUGCCGGUUACAACAGAUAGAAGAAUGCACCUGCAAAUUGUGAUAUAAACUCCUAAGAUGUGCAGCCUGGUGCUGGCAAAAGUUUGUCCCCUAACUUGCUUCUGACAUACCAUGUUAAGGAUGGACUCCAGGAGUAGCACAGCCUGUUUCCCAAAUUCAGACUCCUUAAUUUCUGCAAAAGAAAGUAUGUAGCUUUUAUUGCAUGAUAAUCACCCUCCCUUUCAUCCUCAGGAAUUAAUUUAAUGACCAACUGCAUGAGUUCAUUAUAUGGUGGCUGAGUCUUUUGUCUUCCUCCAAGGCUUUCAGAGGUACGAUGAGAGGAACUAGUGAGAAUGUCUUCUGCAUGUUUUUGUUUGGGGAACAUAAGACAUAUUUUAAAAUGGGGGUAAGAAUUCCAGUGCAGUUUCACCAUGUAACCACAGCCCAAAUCAAAAGAGUAAAUUACUAUCAGCACUCAGGAGCUCCCUCCAUGCCUUUCUAUUGUUUAUCGGUACCGGGGAUUGAACUCACGACCACCUACUUUUAAGGCAGGUUCUUAUGUGGCUGAGCUAAAUCCCCAGCCCCCCUCCAUGCCUUUCUGACUGCAGUUACCUCCUUCCAGGUUGAAGCUGUUGCUCUGGUUUUUAUUGGAGGCAUUUUCUGUGCUUUUCUCUGCAUCUCUACAUUAUGUAUUUAGUUUGGCCCAUUUUUGAACUUUCUACAAACAGAAUGAUAGUCCAUGUGUUCUUUCAUCUCGCUUUUUGUACUAAAUAUUUUAAAAGUAAUGUUUUUGUGUGUUUAUUUUUUUGUUUUGUUUUGAAAAUUGUCAAACAUAGGAGCUGGGAAUAUAGCUUAGUGGCACAAGUGCCUGCUUGCCUGUCAAGCAUGAAGUUGUGAGUUUGAUCCCCAGUACCCAAAAAAUAAAAAGGAACAUACAGACACCAAGAGGAUUGUAUAAUAGAAUAGCCAUCAUCUAACAGUUACUAAAUUUUGACCAUAUUUGUUGCUUUUUUCCCCAUUCUGGAGUAAAUUGCAGACAAUUGUAAAUCUAUAAAAAAAAAUUAAGAAAAAGAGCCUACAUGAACAUAAACCAUUAUCAUGGAUAGUAAAGCUAAGAAUAAUUAUCUAACAUGAUCUCAUAUGUAGCCUGAAUUUACCUAGUUGGCCCCCAGAGUGCUUUCUCAGCUGGCUUGUUGCAAACUGAUUUGCAGCUGAGAUUCUUAAAGGACGAGCCUGUAAAGCUCGGCUUACAGCUUAAAGAGAGACAGUGUCUCUUCCUUUUUCACACCCAUCACAUCAAUCAGGAGUGCUGCCUGGGGACCUGGCUUCAGGCAGUUCUGCCUGAGCAAGUGGAGCCCAGCCAGCCCCCUCCGCUGGUCUUAGUUCCAUGCUCUGUCGCUGCGGAGGAAAUCACACUGUCUCAGUGAUUAUCAGAAGACAUUCUAGCUAUCAAUCAUAUCAAAACCAGAAUUGUUCCAAUGGGCAGACGCUCGGUGGUAUUAGACGGCUCAAGGUUAGUUGUGCAUGUGCCAUGUCACUGGGUAGGAGAGCUGGCUGUACCUGCGGAAGGUUUUACCAGGACCGCAGUAGCCCUGUACAGGGAAACAGUGCGCAAGUCCAUUAUAGAAAAUGCUGUAGCGUUUGCCACAACCUGUUCACAUCCUCCUGUGUACUUUAAUCAUCUCUAGGUCACUUACAAUAUUUUAUACAAUGUAAAUGCUGUGUAUGAAAAUCCUUAUUGAAAGUGUUAUACAGAAUAAUAACCAGAAAAGGUUUGCACAGAUACAAAAAUUGUUUUUGUGUGAGCCAGAGAUUUACUCAGUGUCACAAGUACCUGCCUAACAAGCACAAGGUCAUGAAUUUGAUCCCUGGUACCAAAAGAAAAAAAAUUGUUUUUGUAAUAGUCAUACUGGGGACUAAACCCAAGACCUUCAACCAAGUUAUAUUCCCAUCCAUUUAUUUAUGUAUGAAAGAAUCAGAGAGGAUCUUGUUAAGUCACUAAAUUGACCACUCUCGGUCCAACUUGCGAUCCUCUUGCAUCAGAGAGUGCAGGAAUUACAAACCUAUUUCACCUUUUCCAGCUCUGAAUAUUUUUGAUCUACAGUUAAACUGGCUGAAUUUACUUCUGUAGAACCUGCAGAGACUGAGGAUGAGCGUCUGACUCUGUAGAGAGCACUGGCCUCCCUGGGAGAUUUUUACAACACAUCGCAGUCAGGCAAGUUGGAUCCUUGUCCAGCAUCCUCCAGAAGAUUUUUGUCACAGCCCAAGUCCCUUGUGCUUAAAAGAGUGUAGAAAAUUGGAAAGAAACUCUGGGUUACACUGAGUCUUUUACACAGGUCUCCCAGAGCACACUGUGAUUCUCCAAUGAUACGGGGCAUUUCCCCCAAAAUUAUUCAUCCCUUUCUGCAAGCACCUUGGAAGUCAAAAUUCUGCAAAAAUAGGCUUUGGAAAGUCCUGCUCUGGAUGGCUUACAUUUCAUCACAAGUUCCAUAGUUGGGUCGCCAUGUUGGGUAUGAGGGAUUUUGACCAUGUGAUCUGCACUGGAGUCACCCUAAUACCUGCAACAGGAGACUUCCUACAAGGGGACCCCAACCCUCCCCUACAGGUUGGCUGGAAUUGCACAGAAAGGAGCACUAAAAGGCCAGAGAGACCAGCCCAGUGCAUUUGUUAGGGGAACCACCAAAGCGCUGUGGUGUCUCCUAGGCAACAGGGACUAAAGGUUCAGGAUGUUCCACUUGGAUGGGCCUGCAGGAGGGGUCAGGGAUGGAGGUCAGUGAAGGUUUGAGGACUCUGGCUCAGGCUCACAGCCAAUCUCUUUCAGUUGAGGAUACCAAUAUCUACCUUUUGGUUUCCCUGGGCUACACUUGACUAAGAGUUGUUUGGGUCCCAUGUAAUCAUGCAGUAAUGGUUAACAUGUGUAAGAAUAGCCCUUUUUAAAAAGUAUUUUUAGCUUACUAAAUUACUUUACAAAACAAUACACCAAGUCCAAGUUUAAUAAUAAAAUACAACUUGCCUGUCUGCUUCAUACGAUAAAUGCCUGUGUUCCCAGAUACACGUGAGUGCAGGUAGAUUGAAAUACGCUGCCGUGGUCCCUGAGCACAGGUUAGGCCAGGUGCAGGUUCUGAUUCCACUGACUGGCAGGCGCAGGAGGCAAAGUUAGCUCUGUGCCAUGCCCUCCCCCAACACCCCAAGUAGAGCCAUAAGAAAUAUUGCUAAAAGUCACAUGAUGGUGUUAAAGGUAAACUGUCUUAUGUCGUAUUACUAGUAGUCCAGAGUUGCAGGGGGCCCAUCGGCCAUGAAUUGGACAUACCUGGUUUUCAUAGCAACCUAGAUACCUUUAUCAAUGCCUACAGAUGUUAAAGCCCACUGGAAAAAACUGCCAUUGGUCACAGAGCUGAAAAAGAACCCUGUGACUUCUGGCCAGGACAUAAAAGGAGAGUAAGGGGCUGACCACUGGGUGCCCCAUCCCUCUCUACUUGGACUUCUGUUGGAGUUCUUAUUGUGACAAUGCAGAAGAAGCCCUUGGGUGACAGUGACAGAGAUUAGGGCCUGCCUUUAUCAUCAUGUGACAAGAACACUUAGACCUCAGAUUCUUUCAGAUGAUUUCCACAAGGUUCAGAUUUUUAUAGGGACAAAAAGCUUCUAAAGGGAUCAACCUUUCUGAUUUUGAAGAUCCCUUGGUGUUAAUUGCCAAGUGUGAAAAGUGUUUUUAUUUUCUCACCUUGCAUUAGUGACACAAUAAACUCUCCUUGGAUAAUCAAGUAACUGGAACCCUUUCUACAUAGUAGUAACUAGGCUUACUAGUCAAUGCUUAGAUGUUGUAGAACUCUUAUGAAUUAGUGAAAGAUAAGUACUUGUUGCUCUUAAAAAUUAGAUUACUAUGGCCUUACCCUGCAUAUAUUUUUCAUACUGUAAGACAACCAGAAGCUUUUUAAAAUUGUUUUUUCUUUUUAUCUUUUCUUUUCCAACUUAGUAUUUAGACUUUGUCACUUUGCAUGUUAAUUUCCUUGUGAAAUAAAAAAUCAACUGACCUGAGCUAUGUAACCUUGUGAAAUGCAAGACCUUUACCACACAGUUCCCAUUUCUCCAAAUCCUUGCUUCCCUUUCUCUUCCUUCAUCUAUGGUAUCUAUAAAUUUAAUAGUGAAAGUUUCUUCAUCUUUAAAAAAAAUUAAAGCAUUUUCUCUAAAGAUAGCAUACACAUUGGUUGGUGUCUCAUUUGGGUUUUCUGGGAGAUCAUGGUUGUGUCGUGUGAGCGUGUGGGCUGAGUGUUCUCCUUAGGGGUCUCUUUAGUAUCAUGUCAGAGUCCCUGUUUUCAUGAGGCCAGAUGGGAAGUGGAGGCAUGUUCGGGGUUCUGGGUUCUGGGUUCUGGGUUCUGGGUUCUGGGUCCUGGAAACUCAUUGCAUUUGUAGAUUUCCAGUUUAAAAUUCCAUGUCCCUAGGAUUGUAAAAAUUUAAAUGGAUAAAAACUACAGAUUGUACUUGCAAGUUGACUGUUUUAAAUUGAAGGUAUAAGACUGCAGUAAGCUUAUGCACAGUUUAUUUCUCAGUUGCUUUUCUCCUUCAAACUUACGUUCCCUUCGGAAUGUAAUUUAAAGGCACUUGAGCAGGAAAUUCAACAGAGAUGGAUUAUCCUAAAGGAAAAAUCUAAACGAGUCUCGCCAUGUUACUCUUAGCGGGGCAAAAUGACACAUUCCAGCCUCAAAAUUGCUUUUUGUCCUCCACUUUCCUAUCUUUUUUUAAAAAUAAAAAACAGUACUUAAAAGUUUAUAAAACAUAGGAGCAUAUAAAAAAUUGACCUGCCCAGAAAUUGUACAUCUAACUACAUAGCCUGGAAAAAUUCUAAUACAUGUUUACAUUGGUACCUGAAUGCAUGAGUUCAUAGAAGUGGUGUCCAUGCCAAGUCUGGAAGGAAUGUCAAUUUCCUUCUUUUCAUGACUGAUUAAAUAAAUUAUUAUGCAUCCUGAGGAAUGUAUACAGUGUUUUUAUUUAUUUUAUCUGUAGUGCUGGAAUUCAAAAGCAGGGCCUCAUGCAUGCUUGGCAAGUACUGUAGCGUCAAGCUGCACCCCAAAUUCAGAUGCUUAUUUUAAAUGUGUUGAUAUCACUGUAGCACAGGAGUCCUUGACCCAUCACAAAUCUAUGUCACUAGAAAGAAUGAAAAAUUAAAGAGAGAUGGGAACUGGAUGUUAGAGUGUGUGUCAUAGGCUGCAGUGGAGGAUCAGAAGAGGACUUUACUAAAAUGAUGAGACUAGAACUUUGUCACUGUGUCAUUAGAGUUACUCUCUAGGCUGUUUUCACUGGGCCUCCUUUGGAAACCACUUGUUCACAGCUACACAGAUUUCAGAAGAAAAAAGGGAAACUUUAGGCUGUGGGAUGCCCCCUGGUUCUUCCUUCCUUACAAACCAGUGUAAGGAUAGGUGUGUUUUAAAAUGUAGAUGUAUCUCACUUCACUAGGGAAAAAGUACCUUAUACUCAGCGUAAAGCAAGAGAGGUUUAUUUUGGCUGAUAAUUUCAGAGGAUUCAGUCCAUGGUUGGCUGGAUCCAAGGCAGAAAUGGCAGAAAUGGUGAGAGAGCCUGGAGGAGCAGAGCUGGUCAACUCAUGGCAAGCAAGACACAGAGCACGGGGACAGAGGAAGGUUCUAGGACCAGAUGUGGUCCUCAGAGUCACAACUCCAGGUGCCACCCAGACAUAUCCAGAAGUGUGCUUGACUAGGCGGCUCACAAGACACUCAAACUGACCAUCCAGCUUAACCGUCACAGUAGCCGUUCUUACUGCCCUGCUGGGGUAAGGCCAUUGAAAACACAGUCUGGUAUAUUCUCAGAUCAGGGCCACCCAGGGAAGCAGGGGACAGGGGAGUAGGAGGCUCUGUGGGCAAGAGUCUUUAUUGUGGGUUCCACGGGCAGGAGUAGGCGCUAUGAAGCAAGCAGGUUCAGGACUGUGAAAUACUGUCAAUGGGCUGUGAAGCCUUGGGACUGUGUCUAGGUGCCUGGUGCCUGGCUCUGGGGCAGUUAGAACAAACACACAGUGACCUGAGUAUCGGGACUGGACAGAGCGGGUGGGACUGUGGCUCUGGAUGGGCUGCCCUGCAUAUGAAAGGCACACUCCAGGCAAGUCACUCCUGGCUCCAGGAGCUGGCCUACCCCAGGAAAAGUGGCCCACCCAGGUUCAGGCAAGGACCCACGAUGUCCACACAUCACAAUUAUAGAAGGGAAAUCUUCUGCUAAAGCCCAGAGGUGAAUGAAGCAAAGAUAAUUAUGCCUUUUGAGGUUUCCUGCCUAGUUCUUGCAUCAAGGUCAAUGGCGAAUUGACAGUCUUCCUUGGACAUCUUAACCUUUUUGAAUAUGGUUCUGGUGAGCCAUUUAAAGCUACUUUUUUUUUUUUUUUUUUUUUUUUUUUUGUCUUUUUCCUUUUUAUCGGUACCAGGGAUCGAACUCACGACUGCCUGCUUGCAAGGCAGGCGCUUAUGCCGCUGAGCUAAAUCCCCAGCCCCUAUUUGAAGCUACUUUUAGUGCAGUAAUCGGGAAUCCUCCUCCCACAUAUUUUAGGCAAGAGGGAUAUGUGAAGCGGCCUGGUGUGUUUGGAUCCACUCCACCAAGUCGUGGGUCUAGGAAAGCAAAUCAGUGCUGGUUUCUCCCUUCUCACUUUGGGCUGCCUCCCUGUGGUCUGGAGAUCUCAGGCUGUGUCUGCAGCUCUCCGUGUUCCAUUUGGAUGCUUCAUUUGCCACAGAGCCAUCAUAAAGCCUGUGACGAUGUGUUUACUGCAAACUGGAAAAUUGGGUUUUUUCCAAAGAUCAAGGCAUGGCAUUGGCUGCUAUACAAACUGCAUAUUCAUUCUGCAAAAAUGGGUUCAUGCUUUUUCUAUUUUGGAUCUGUUGGUUAAUUGUUGGAGUUUAAAACAAAAAAAGAACUCUGCUUUUCUAAGAGAUCUAUCUUAACGUGCAGUGUUUUUAAUCCUUUUAAUUCUAUUAUUUUGCUUUCAGUGACUCAAGGUUUAUAAAUUUUUAAUGGCCUAUUUUGACUUACUAUUUAAAUUUUUAAAUCAAUGUGUUGUCAUCCUGGCCAUUUUUCCUUCAUAGUUACUGUUUCUGCCCCUCUUUUUUAAAUAGCCUAAUUGAGGUAUCAUUUACAUAACAUAAAAUUAACUCACUGAAGUGUACAACUGUAUGAGCAACAGCCUCCCAGUACUCUGGGGGGCUGAGUGGAUCUGGGGACAGAGGUCCUGUGUCUGGCUUCAUGUCCUGAUGUUUUUCUCAGUAGCAGCCUGCCGACAGCAUGCCAAGCCUCCCCACCACAGCUACUCACCCAGAAUUGAAGGUGAAAUCACAUUCAUCAAAAUGACUGUCUUUUAGGUGAUACAAAAGUUGUUUUGAAGAUUUGACAAAAUAACCUGAUUUUGAAAGCUUAUCAAAAUAAAAUAAUGUAAUGAAAAGACAAGGUGAUGCAGCCCUGUAAUCCCAGCUACUCAGGAGGCAGAGACAGGAGGACCACAAGUUCUAACCCAGCCUGAGCAUCUUAGCAAGACCCUGUCUCAAACAAUUAAAAGGGCUGGGACUUUUUCUUCUCUUUAUUUGUAAUUUGGGCUUCUCAUCUAAGAGACACUAUGUGAUAUUUCGGCUUAUGUGUCUUAUUUCACGUAGCCUUAUGGUCUCAAGAUGCAUCCAUUUUCCGAUAAAUGACACAAGUGUGUCUUUAUGGCAAAGUAGUACUCCAUUGUGUGAUAAUACCACGUUUUCAUUAUCCAUUUACCUGUUAAUGGACAUAGAGGCUGCUUCCAAGAUUUAGCUCUUGAGGGUUGUGCUGCUAUAAACAUGGGUGUGUGUGUAUCACUGUAAUAUGGUGUCUUUAACUCUUUGGAGGAGACAGCUAAGAGAACGGCUGGGUCAAUGGAAUUUCUAGCUUUGGUUCUUCAGGACUCCACACUGACUUGCGUAGUGGUUGUAUUAAAUGGACAGGAACAAGAGACGGACGGAGGGGCGGGAAGGGCGGAAAAGAGGACUGAAGACGUCUUGUGCACAUGGACCAACUCUACUCAGGGGAUGGAAAUAGCAUAAACUGCUAAUAAAAAAAAUUUAAAUUAUUAUUUAUAAAUCACUCCUUGGUCGGAUCCCCAGUACCACACACGCACAAAAUAGUAAUAAUAAUAAUUCCUUUUUAAGAAGUCUCAGCAAAGCAUCAAAAAGUAUUAAUCAUGUUAGCAAUGCAUCAUGCACAGAGGUUUUCUCUUGCAUUUUAUUGCAUAUCAAGACUGCUGUCUGAAAAAAGCAAAGCAUUGCCCUCACCUGUUCACACCUGCAUGUCUGUCUGUCUGUCUUGCUCACAGCCCUGGAGAGGAAGAUCUCGAUGAGGCAGAGCAGAGAGGAGCUGAUCAAGCGGGGCGUCCUGAAGGAAAUCUACGACAAA
Messenger RNA from Cavia porcellus (domestic guinea pig), 95781 nucleotides. RefSeq names its product ER membrane protein complex subunit 5-like. Gene Ontology annotation, cellular component: EMC complex; plasma membrane; early endosome. The transcript has a single exon. NCBI's taxonomy places the organism in Eukaryota, Metazoa, Chordata, Mammalia, Rodentia, Caviidae. Bases 57526 to 57939 code for a protein of 137 amino acids. The record is from RefSeq and is a predicted model, not a curated record.